AUUCCAGUUUCUGUCUUGACCUUAGUCCCGUUUCUCCACUGUGCGCCCACACCCAACCUGCACUGUGUCCUCCGUACAGUGAGGCUCCGCAGCCCUGCAGUGUCUGCGGGACAUCGUCUUCUCCUCUGCCUCUCUGCAGCCUCAGCGGCACUCCGGACCGGCCUGGACCUCCGCGGCACACCGGUGUAAACACCUCCCUGCUGCUGACUGCAGGCAUCAUCCAUGUACUGUCAAUGUGGAUAGUGGCUUAUUUACAGAGCAUCAUCUGACUGGAGGAGACAUCUGAGUGGCACCAUGAGCAGUACUGGUAAGACCUUAUUAUUGAACUGGGUCUGUGAAGAAUACCUACCACCAACAUAAUUUAGUUGCUCCUUUAGUACUUCUGCCGAUGAAUAAACAUGGUGUUUCUUCUCUUUCCCACAUUAAUGUAAAUUCUAUCCAGAUUUUGCCGCACUGUAACGUCCUUUUGUGUAAAACGUGCAUAAAAUGCGUAAAAAGCGUGGUAAAACAGAGAACUAUGAGUGUAUUUUUUCUUUAUUUUUAUUUUUUUGCUAAGACUGCAGAUGAAGUGUUUACCUGUAUGCAAAUAUGUGAUGCUACAGUAAACAUGAAGGCUGUCUGGUGUUUUGACACAGUUUCAAACGCAUCUCUAUGGUUCUUUAAGUCAUGUGGGCUAAUGAGACAGGAUGAAGAAACGCCCACAAAGGGAUUGGUGGCUAUGCAGUCACUCCUGCUUUAAAGACGCAUGGCUCUUGUGUGUGCAGCAGGCCCAGACUCUUGGUAGGCUGCUGUCACAUCUGGCUUUGUCCCUGAGGAGGAUCUGCGAAAUUUAACACAGAGCUGGUCUUAAUUUAAUGUCUGUUUGCUGUCAAGUCCUGCAGCAGCAGUGCUGUGCUGUUUGUUUUACAUUAUGCAAAUAAAUGAGAGGAAUGCAGCACGGGGCAAUGUUGAACAACUUGUUAAAAACUGGGACAAUCAGUCCUUAGUGUGUAAAAGCAAAUAAAUGGUGGUUUCGGGUAAAACUGCAGGGUCGUACUACUGGGGAGCAAUAAUCUUUUAUUGUAGGGUCUUUGCAGUUGCAUAUUUUUUGCACAGGACACUCACAUGGUUCUUUCAAGGACCUUUAGGGGACACCAAGUCGAGAAUGAGAGAAGAUAAUAGACCAUAUUUUUGAGGCGUAAGGAUAAGGAAAAAUAGGUUAAUCAUGGGAGAAAUCACAAGGUUUGUAACUCUGAGUUAGUAUCUGAGGUUGGGAACCCUUUACUAUUUCACUCUUUUAAAGGGUUAGUUGUUUUUUUUAGAGUGAGAUUGUAUGAGGUGCAUGUCAGCGGUAGGUGUAUGACAUACAGGGGAUGUCGUAAUGGCGGUAUAGGGGUCAAGUUUGACUCAUAAUUCAGCAAAGUUUUGGAAAAACUCAGACCAAAGCGCAACUCUUAGAGAGUGCGCUUUAUUUUGUAAAUGUCAACACUUGACUGUGCCAUCCACUCUUUUGUUUUUGCACUAUUUCCUUCACCUGCAGAUCAACUUAAAGACCAAGUCACCAGGAUGUUGAGCUAACAAGAACCUGUUAGGGCUUAGCAAACUAGUUUUCUUUUCAUUUUUGGGGGGCACAGCCUUAAGAUAUAAAGUUAAUCACAGUUAUCCUGCCAGUCUGAUGUGCCUGUAUGUCAGUGGUCUCUGGACUUUGACUGAAAGACUGUCCUCACUAUACACAUCAGUACAUAAGCAUAUGUCUGUAUUAGUUAGGGCUGGACGAUAAACUGAAAAUUUACCAAUACCGAAAUUUCUGACAGUAACCAACGUCAUUUUGGCCAUAGCAGUAUAUUUGGUGUCAAAAAAAUAAAUCAAUAAAAGUCGGUUUUGGAUGUGUGUAGGUGGGCUAUGAUCUCAUGUCCCUCAUCGGCUGAAGUAGACAAAGUUAAUGUGGGAGGGGGUGAGCAGCUUGUGGAUUAGUUAUCGUCCAUUUAUUGUUAUUGAGGUGAACUGCUUAAUAUAUCGUGAUAUUGAUCGCCCAGCCCUAAUAUAAGUGUUAAUUUCUGCAGUGAUUUUAGAUUUAGACCUAGUCUCAGUCUUAAGGCCAGAACGCUCAAGUGUCUCACCAUAGUUUUAGGCUCCUUAUAGCUUUAGAUUAGUUUUACAGACACCCUCUAUCAUCUUUUGCCAUGAGUCAAGUUCAGAUAUAAGUGGGAAAAGAGAUUCAAGCCCAUUAAUGAAUGCAGCUCUUGCAAAGAGAAAGCAUAGAUGACCCUGAUUUAAUGAGGAGACCUGUGGAUGCUCUGCUGGAGCUCUUAAUGAGAGAGCUGCAGUUCGUCUCCGAGAGCAGACGAGGAAAGUCAUCAACAGGCCUCUGUAAAGUGCAAACUAAAGCAACAAACAGCUUUUCCACUUCUUCUUUCUGAUGCCUUUUUUAAUGUUUGACCCUUGAACUUUUGAAGAAUGUUGGCUGGACGUGUGAGCAGACUUUCGCCUGAAAUUCAUCUCAGAUCUGUACCUGUGUGUGAUGACAGCUGGGCUCCACAUGCAGCAAUGAUAAACACUGUCAGGGUGUGUGUGAGAGAGCUGGUUGGGUUUCAGGGAGGCUAUAUCUGGCCAGAAUGUAAUUUUGACGAUCAUUUGGGUGUCAGACUUAGCAGAUGGAGCAUCUUUUGCAGCUGCGGUUCACAUGUAGAAAAUCACGUCUUUCUGCACUGGGAUGAUUGUUCAAUAAUAGGAGAUAGAGGCCCAGGAAAGAGCUGUACUUAGAGGCACUUUUGCAAUCUGUUUUGGUGAUUAAGUCUUUUUUUGUGUCUUUCUUUUUAAGGGGUUCAGAAAAGAGAGGCGCAGAAUCAGAAUUGGGGAUCUUUCCCACAAGGUUUGCAGAAAUGCAGGAUUUGUCUUCUCAUGGUGGUAAAAGUAAACAGUACUCUUCUGCUGAGAAAUUUCAAAAGCACAAAAUAAACCAUAAUGAUAUAAAAGAAUAUAUUAUAAAAAGAGCACAAUAUUUAUUUUUAUACCUAAGAAGAAAGAGCUGUGCAGUUUUUAUGCAUUACGCAGAUUUUACCAAGGGGAUGUGCAAAAGUUGACUGUGUGAAAAACAAAGAGAACUCCAUGUGUUCAUGAAAAACCUGGAAAAGAUUUCUGAAUAACUGCACAUAUGUAGACUGUAAAUAACUGACUUGAGUAGCAUUUGUCAAUGUUGCAUAAAUUCAGCAAAACUGAAGAAAUCCUGGAGCGCAUGGUCACUUCAGCAGUUUUAAAAAGGUGCCAACAUACUGACAUGUCCAACAACGCAUGAAUGCAAACAAGUUAAUAGGCAGUUAAUGAUUGGAUGUAUUAGACAUGUCAUCUGUGUUGGAUCUUGUCCUACAAUCUAUGCAAGGACACCAGAGUUGAUGAGUCCAUCACUAAAGAAGUUGUGUUCAUACCAGACAAGAAUGAAACUAUUUAAUUUGCACGAACUUGAAUGCCUGAAUGUUUUGAGUUUACUUGCUUUAUGUAUGAGGAUACCUGCUUUAUUUUAUGAGGAGGGGUUUCCUGUAUACCAUGCUGUAUUGGGUAGCUCAGGCAGUUGUGGACUAUCAUCAUCAGUUGGUGUUCAUUUUCCAAAUGAAUGAACCUCCAUUGUUGAUGAUUAAAGGGAUAUAUCCAUGCAGACUGACUAAUGAUGACCAAGGUGUCGCAUCAGGAUUUUGAUCGCACUAUCUGGGCUCUAAUUCACAUAACCACCUGUUCACUAUAAAUUAUCCACUCACCAUUAUAGUCCAUUAUCACCCCAGAUCAUCAUAGCACCACUACUAUUUCAGAGUCUUGUGGGAGUGAUCAGAUCAAAUCUGAGUGUUUCCUUAAUUUGGAUUCAUGCAGAUCUCAUUAGUGACAUUUGUUUUUGCAGGCGCCCAGAUGAGUGUGGUUGUUAAGUGCCACCACUGUUCAAUAGUGUUUAUCUAGUCAAAGCCGCAGGAGUGGUGCACUCAAGUUUAAAUAAACAAGAACAAGCUCAGUGUGAACACGCCCUCACAGAAAAUACAGCUGUAAAAUCAAUCUGCAUGUUUCUCUGCAUUCCUUUAAUUCCUAACAAUCAUCUUCAUGUUCUUUGUUUUAAUUAUCGUUUUGUUUGCUCUUUUUCUAAGCUGGUCAGUUUGGUUUGGCUUUAACUAUUUGAGACACAGCGGCUGAGCUGGAUGAUUGUAGAUCAGCUGUUUAUUCCUGCAGGGAUUACCACAUAAGGAGGGUCCUGAUCAAUACCUGGCUCUUUACUCUUUGUUUGGGUACAUCUCAGGUGAAUCUGCUGACUCCUCAGUAAUAUAAUCUACUAUAGAAAAUGCACCCAGAUAUGGAAAACCUUAAAAUAUCCUAAAAACAUCCCUCAUUACCCAAGGACGGCAGGUAAUACUGCUCUAUCACUGACUCUAUCAAGUCGGACUGGAUUUAAGCAGAAUUGUAAAGUACCGAUCCAUCUCUGAAAUGGAGGCUGAAUGCCAAAUAAUCAGCUGUUUCAUAGCUGACCAUCUUUGCCCUGCAGAGAAGGGUUUUAUAAGUUUUCCCUCACAUCACAGAUGUUCAUCCAGAGCAAAGACUGUGGUGAGAAAUGAUAACUGAAACUGUGUCUAUGUUCACAUUUCAAAGACACCAAAUCUGAUUCUUUGUCAGACUUGUUUCUUUUCAAGUAGCGGUACGGCGUUCUUCGAUAAAAGAAGCUUCUCAGUCAUGGCUCAAGAUGUGAAAAACUAUUAGGUUUGUAUUAUAAUCCUGAGUGCUUUCAACUGAUGUCAAGUAGUUGUAGCAGUAGGAGUGCGAGAAAAUCAUUGCCAUGUAGAUGCUCCAAAAUCCUGCAGCUUUAAAAAUUAUUACAUGCAGGGACUUAAUUUAAUGAUUAAAAAAUAAAGACAUCUUUUGCUCAAAAACACAAAAUUUGGCUCUGAUUACCCUUGAUGGCUGUGCUAUCGCAAAAUACUGCAACUCAUUCAGAUAUUUUCCUCAAACAUGUUGAGUUUCCUCAUUUUAAGUCACUCAGUAAUGAGUUCAGUAAUAUUGGAGUCCAUGGGGGGAGAGCUCACAGUAAUGGAUGCAGUUGCCAACAGCACCAAGCGUUGGGCAUCAUUUUCCCUGCUGUCUGCUCCAUUCAAAGGUCUCAUUUACAAGCAUAAGUCAUAAGUAUCCAAGGGGAAACAUGCUGACAAAGUUUGCAGCUCUGUGCAGUUUGCUCUUGCUCGUGGAGGAGUGCUGUUAGCAUCUCCAAUCUCAGCAGUAUGGAUGGAGUGGAAAUACUGUUUAUGAGUGUUAUGAAUGUGUUUUUCCUUGUUUAAUUUCACUUGUUAGUGUCUGCUUUAGUGAAUUCCUGUCUCUUUUUUAGAAAUGAACCCAUACCAGCUGAUUGAAAUGGUGGAAAUUUGAUGGUCUUUUUGUCUCUUCUGCACAACUGUAACAGGCUACAUUAGAUAUCAUCCCCUUCAUGGAAAACUGGCUGCAUCAUCUUCUUCCUCAGAGCUUCUUUGGCAUACAUCUGCGUCACUGUAAGACAACAACAACAAAUACUGGUGCCAGCUAUGACUCAGCAGCUUCUGGUGAAGCUUUUACCAGUGAGCGAUUACACCCACAAACACACACAGUUGUCAUUAAUUGUGGCAGUUGUGACACAGUUGCAGUCAGGCUGGUUCCCUUUGGAUCUAAAUCAUGUGUGACAGUGUGUCCCGUGUGGAGAUGUAGCUGAGUGCAGGAGUCUGUGUCGAAGUGUGCGUUCCUCCAGGGUGUGUGCACUAUGUCAGGUAUGAGGAUACGUGUGUUUACUCAGGCAGUUUGUAUAAAAUGUUUGUUAAGGUGGAGAAGAGAAAGGUCAGGUACUGGUGAGUCUGUGUGGAUUUGCAUGUUCUGGGCACUAAACAUGAGGAUGUUUUAGUGUCUGUUUACAUCAGUCACUCCACUCUAUCCACCAUUUCUCUCUACUCUCUAUUGUGUUGUAAGGUAUCACAUGCAGUAGGUUUUUAUCACUUAUAUGUAUAGAAUUGUAUUGGUCUUAGAGCCGGGCGAUGUGGCUUACAGCUAUUCAUCCCCAGAUGUGCAAAAACCAAGUCACUGCUGACAUACUCCUCAUAUACUUGUCUGAAGCCUAGGGCUGGGCAAUAUGGCCUCAAAUCAAUAUCACGAUAUAUUGAGCAGUUCACCUCGAUAACAAUAAAUGGACGAUAACUACUCCAUAAGCUGCUCACCCCCUCCCACAUUUACUUCAGCCACCGCUCCAGCCACUACAACUUUUGAACCGUCCUCCCUCUCUUCACCUGUCUUUCCCUCUUUGUUACAGACUGGAUGGGGUGGAGUCACGUCUCCAAUGUAGGACAGCGUCUUAAAGGGACAUCAGACCAUAGCCCACCGACACACAUCCAAAACCAACUUUUAUUUACUUAUUUUUUUGACACCGAAUAUCUUGACAUGGGCGAAAUGACAUCGGGUAUUGACGUAAAUUUCGGUAUCGGUAAAUUUUCAGUUUAUCCCCCAGCCCUACUUGGUCUCAUCGUAUCAUAUCACAUCUUAUCUUUUCAUAUUUUAUCAUAGUGUGUUGUGUUGUAUCCCCAAGCAUUGUAUUGGGUUGUAUCAUAUUGUGCUGUAUCUUAUUAGUUGGUUACCCUUUACAUCGGAUUGUUUCCUCUCAUUUCGUAUCCUCCCAUUGUACUGCAUUGUGUUCUAUCGUCUCAUAUCAUAUUGUCUCAGAUUUUGUCAUGUCCUGUUGUGUUUCAUCGCAUCAUAUUGAAUUGUAAAGCAUCAUGUUGCAUCACAUCAUGUAAUAUAUUUUACUGUUGCAGAUCCUUUGAUAUUAUACCAUAUUGGACUGUAUCAUAUUGUGUUGUACUGUUUCGUAUUACGUAAUAGGUGGCUCAGCUAUUUUUACUUAAUUGCAUCUUUGCCACAGUGUCAACACAACAGGUAGUAGUAAAACCUGAUGUCUCUCUACAGAUUGAUUUGAUGUGACGUGUGAGCAGAUCAUCUCUUGUUUUUCUUUCGCUUUUGAGCAUCAAAUACUUUUGUUCAGGGUGUUUCGACCAAUCAGGAUCGGGUAUUCUGACUGGUGUUUUUGGUUCAGAUCACUGUCUGCUGAGCCUGAAGACAGUUUGGAGUGGAGGCAAGGAUAUCAAAGUGGGCUUUGCUGGACAUAUUUAAUCUUUAACACUGUUGUUAAAUAAGACCAAAGGAUGUCAAGUUAUUGAUCAAUCAAAUAAUGGGGUUGACAACUCCAUUAAUAAUUUAGUUUUUGGUCCAGGAUUUUCAGUGGAUUUUUUUUCAUUUCUUUAAGCUGCAGUUCUUAUAAUUCUGCCCUGAAGCUGUCGAAAACAGAGGGGUCUCUGUUAGUAUUUCUAACAGUAAACUUCCAUAACCCCCUGCUCUCUGUGUGUUCUCUGUACUUAAUUACAUAAUGCUUUUUCACACUUUCUCUGGCUGUUGAAGUCAUGCCCUCACUGCUGCAGCGUCUGAAUGAAAUAACAGUGCAGAAGAGUGUUGGGCAGAUCCAGGCUGCAGUCAGGCUGACACCACAGCUCUUCUUACUGGGAUAAAUACUGGCUGAUCUCACCAGUGCUAAGCCUCUGCACUGGGACUGCACAGACACACACACACUCACACAGCAGUAAUUAAGCCCACAAUGUGGUGGGGGCUUGUGACAUUUCCCUGCUGCCUGUGAUGCUACAUGGGCCUUUGAUGGGGAGAAGAAUGGCAGUUUGUUCGUCCUCUUUGACUGCACGGACUGAGGAGUUUGUCCGCAUCACAGUUUGGGACGAGCAGAGUUUACUUUUCAGAUUUUAAUCUUGUCAAAGCUUGUUGAAUGCCACGAUGGUUGAAAUGCUGGUUUGCUGAGUUGUUGGUGCGAUGUGACGGUUCUCUUUCAGGCUUGCAGAAGUAUGUACUGCUGAGCUUAUGGCUUUAUUUAAGAGCUCAGCUUAAAUAUUGUUUGCAGUUUACACUGUCAGCCUGUUUAAAACAAACACAGAAAAACAUAUGAAAGGCUACAACACUGAUCUCUUUCAAUCUCUAAAAAAAGUGGCAGCCCUAAUGCGUACAUGAAAAGCCAAGGCAGGGAGAACAUCAGCAAAGACCCCCAGGGCAAAGGAUAUUUUAGGAAUCAGUUGCAAUGGAUAAUAGUCGCACAAAUUUUGAAACAGAUCCACAGCAACUAUUUUCAAACACACCAGAAGUCCAAAAAACACAAAAAAGCAACAAUGAGCUGUAUCUCAUAUUCUGCAGGGUAAAACCCCUUGUUUUGUGCAAGGAGUUUGGUGGCGUUUAAGAGUGUAACAUCAUAGCUGCUUGUGUUUAAAAAGUCAUUUAAGAGGUCUAUUUCUGUAGUUACUUAAAAGCAUUUUAGACCCAAAAACAAGCCUUUUAGUGGACCGACUUUGAGAAUUUUGUUGCAACCAAUACUGCAAUUUAUGAAGCUGCCAAUGAAUCAGUUGCUAAUGCUCCUAAUUAGGUAAAAAUCACAGCUAAUGAUCAAAAUGACAGAAAUUUACCCUUUUUAUACCAAUUUCUUAUUUUCAUUUAUAGGAGCCAAGAGAAAGAAAAGUGUGUGCAUGUUAGGGCUGGGCGAUAUGGCCUCAAAUCAGUAUCACAAUAUAUUGAUCAGUUCACCUCGAAAAAGAUAAAUGGAUGAUAACUGCUCCACAAGCUGCUCACCCCCUCCCACAUUUACUUCAGCCGCCACUCCAGCCGCUACAACUUUUGAACCGUCCUCCAUCUCCUCAUCUGUCUUUCCUUCUUUGUUAUGGACUGGAUAGGGUGGAGUCACGUCUCCAACGUAGGACAGCAUCUUAAAGGGACAUAAGACCAUAGCCUACCUACACACAUCCAAAAACAACUUUUAUCUAUUUGUUGUUUUUGACACAGAAUAUAUUGACAUGGGCAAAAUGACAUUGGUUAUUGUCGUGAAUUUCGAUAUCAGUAAAUUUUUGGUUUAUCGCCCAGCCCUAGAGCAUGUUUAUGUGUAUUUCAGUCCAACCUAAAAUUGAAUGAAGGGAAACUGCAUUACCUCAUCAAAAAGGAAAGGAAAUCUUAAUGUGUGUGAAUAAUAAGUGAUGUACAGGAAGAGUUGUCCUCACAGAUGUAAAAUACUCUAAAAUCAAAAUGAAGCGAGCACCCUCCGGCUGUCCGCCUGCAGACCUGCCACCAUGUCUUCACUGGGACAUGCUUUAUUCAUGCCUCACAGCUCCUGCAUGCAGCGCAGAGUAUUAAUUGAGUUCUCGCUGUUGAACAUGCUGAGUGUGUGACAUUUAGGUGUGUCAGCAGCCGUCAAGGUCAGCCAUGCAUUUUACAGCAAGCUGUAAUAUACAGUAUACAGAGUAAUGUUACAGGCUGGAUUCAAGCAGCUGCAUCAAAUCUCUGCAACCAUGUAGAUUAAUUUACUGAAGGGGAAUAAACAUGCAUUUCUUUAUUGGGUUAGAUUAUAACAUAUGUUGUUUUUGUCAAGUCAUUCAUCCUGGUUUUAUGUGGAAAUAAUUCAGAUGAUUAGUUUAAGUAAAUAUUUGGAAACCCGGUCUUUCUGGGACUGUAUAACUAACUUCCUGUUUGUUAUGCAUGCAAUGGUAAACACAUUCGUUUUAUGAUGAAGGAACUGUUCUCCACAAGGCUCCCUGCAGAAAACACGAGAUCUUGAGUGAAUUCAAAGGAGUGAUUUUCCUCUAGAGUUUGGUCUAGUCACAGCUACAACUGUUUCAGCCUACUUUUUAUGUAAUAGAUGGAAAGAACCAACACAAAAAGUCUCAGUCCUACACUGCAACUCUGAAUAAAUACUGAUAUCGUAUUUAAGAUGAACUCUGGAGUAUUUUUAAAGAUGGUUUUUAAGCAAUAAAGGGGCAGUUGGGUGUAGCAGUUAGGGGCAGAUAAAUAGAAAAGAAAGCAAACAAAGGUGGUUUCUUAGAUAAAAGUUGGCUAUUGUGAGUUUGAAGAGGGAGCUAACGUGCAUUUCCUCACAUUGUAUAAAAGUGAAGCCGAAAUAACUCCAAGAACAAUUGCUGACAUUGAGCAUUAAUAGUCUGAGCAGAGGGGGCUGGGCUAAUGGUUCUGCAGUGUUGAUGUCCUGAAAACACACUUUUAACUCAGAGAUGAAGCCUCAUAGAUCCCUCAGACCGUCUUUAGCAGAACCGUUUCUGGAGCAGACACUUAUGGUUACUGGAAGUUAGUGAUUGUUUAUCUAAUACUCUGAUGAUCAACUGCACCGAGGAUGCAACUAUCCUAGCAGCGUGAUUAGUGUUGGAAUAAUAAUCAUGGUUUCCAGGUUAUCAAGAUUAUUAUGCAUGCAUUCAAGUCAUGACUUUGAUUUGAAUUUCACUCAUCAAAACCCUUGAGAAGACUUUACUGCACCCCGGGUGUCACUUUGUUUACAUUCUGUGCAGGUUGAAUGAGUCUAAUGGACCAACACCUUUUUGUGGAUGAAAACAGAAACACUUUAUAACCCGACAUUUGAAAGUCUGAUUGAUAAAGAAAAUCGUUUAGUGCUGCAUCUCUAUGGUGCAGAGUUUCAGGAGCCCCAUUGGUCGACAGGGCUGUCAGUCAUAGCUCGUUUUAGAGCAUCAAAUAGUAAAAUGAAACUUAACGUUUCAGAAAUAAAAACACACUGACAUCAAACAGCAUGAUAAGUACUAAAAUAAAAGCAGAAACCACAUUUCAGGAAAGCGUAUCAGAUAUGUUAUUAGAUUUUGUAGUUUGGCUCAUGUCUCGCCUGUUUACAAAGAGGAGGCAGAUUUUAAAUCCUUUACUGUAGUCACGAAGUUUAAAGAGAUCUUGAUGUUUUGGCUUUACUUUUGGCGAGCUGUCAUGUCUGUUAAUUUAAUAUACAAACUAAUAGUCACAACCCUUAACCCUUAUUAUGUAGAUUUAUGUGCCUGUGCAUGCACCAAAUGUGAUUUUUAAUCAGUAAAAAGGUAAAAUACACUCUUUUUUGAUACAUGAAACUCUAAAAAAUCAACUUUUUAUCUACCUUAAAAGUUCCAAUAAUAAACUGUAUGGCUCCCCUCAAAAGCUGGAAAGAGGAUGUACUUUUGUGUUUGACAGAUGUUUCGUGAGGACACCAGACUUGAAACCUGUACAAUCCCACUCAAACAUGGAUGUCUCGUCUGUCUCAAUUAUCUCUAAUCACAGAAAAUCACUGACAUGGUUUAAACCCAUUAUAGAGGCAACGUGACUGUUUGUUCAGGUGUCCGCAUGAGCUGAACUCUGGUGGAUGUUUAACCACCACCCAAAACAUCCUCAGUCCUUCUUUAUCGUCGGUUUAUAGAGUAAAGGAAGCUUCAAAAAGUUGGUUAAAUGGUGGGUACCAGGAUUUUUUCUGCUUCUCCUUCAUUAUCCUGUUUUUUCUUAAGUUUGUCUCCUCUGACUGCCUCGUCUGUUACCUCUAGUACCAGCUUUACUGUACACUUACACUGUUUCAGAGCUUUGAGCGCAGCUUUCUUCAUCUCCUCUGGAUGUGACCUAGAUACAUCUUUAUACAGAACUUUGCAGACUCUCACAUAUGCACGAUAUAGAGAAACAAUGACUUACUCAGAUCACCAAGCUCCUCAUUUGACAGAUUUAUAAAUAACUCACAGUGCUCCCUUUACUAAUAGAUCAAAUGAAUCUAUUCUCUCCCUCGGGGCGCUGCGUGAACUCAGCUGACAAAAACCUGAGCAGUCACAAUUUGUGUUUGAUCUGACAGAUACUAAAACCUCUGGCAGUAUUUCUCAGUAUUGCUAAAAGUAAGAACUCUCAGCUGCAGUGUAGAAGAGGUGCAACAGAGGCGGUUGUCUGGUACAAUUAAAAUCUGACUUAAGAUGAUAGAAUGGAGUUUAGGUCUUUUAUUUUAAGACAAUUACCCCGCAAAAUCGCACAUUAAGAAAUAGUGAGAGAUAAGAGUCACGAGCAGACCAAAACAUCAAUUACAGUAUAUUGGAUAGAAAUGUGGGACAGUAUGGAACAUUAUCUCCUAGGGGUGGGAGAAAAAACAGAUACAGCAUAGUCAAGUAUCGCGAUAAUAUCAAAUUGUGGCCCAAGUACCAUGAUAAUAUCAUAUUGUGGGGCCACUGGUGAUUCCCACCCCUGUUAUCUCCUAUGCUAGUUGUCACCAGAGUUACUGGUUUGUUUAAGCUUGUUCUUAGUAGAUUUGUUACUGUAGGCCUGCUCUAAUACUGUGUCUAAGCUGUAGUUCAGCCUUCUGCCACUAGUUGUUGAUAUACUCAGUGAAUGGCUGCUGCUAUAAUGCUCUACUAUCUGGAUGUAAACAAACACAGAUGAUGGAUGGCAUCUCCGAGCAUAUUAUGGUUUGUUGGUGUUUUGAUCCAGAAAAUGGAGAUUAAGUUGAAUGUGGGCUAUUUCUGAUUAAUUUGGAGAAACUAGCAUGAAAAUGUGGGUGUUAACAUUUAAGGAGGAGUGAAGGCUGGAGCUGAAGGGCUUCACAAAAAGAUUACAACAAAUGAACAAACAAAGAGAAAAUAGAAAACUGAAAGAAACAAGUUUUAAAUUUAAAUGUCCAUUUAAAGGACAGGAAAAUGAGGUGCUAUUGAUUUUCUUACUCAAACCUUGAUCACUGUCAUAUUUGAGGAUUUAUCAGAAAGGAAAAGGGAAAAGUUUCCUGCUUUAAAAACAUGAGAAAAUAUAAAAAAGACAAUAGUAAAAUUUUAUUUGAGGAGCUGGAAGUUUGAUAUUUUUGCUCGAAAAUAGAAACAUGUGACCCAAAAUAAAUUUUAAUAUCAAUAGUAUGAUCUACUCUGGUGCUUCAGCUCACCUGUACAUGCUGAAUCCGAAAAUAAAGUUUGAAAUGACCGGAUUUAACUUUCCUGUUUAGUAAUUGGAUGUAAAAGCUUCCAGGUCCCUCUGUUAUGUUGUGGCAGUGCAAUAAAUGAUUUAGUUUAUUUGAAAUCCGGGGCCUACACACGAGGACUGUUUUCAGGUGCAUCAUGGGAACGCGUGCAGCUGACUUCAGGGCUAACUGUGCACUUAAAACCUGGAUCGGAUUCCUGCUAUGUGGAGAGAAGAGGGAUCGAUCAGCUUUAUUUAAUUAUUCAUUAGUUCACUCUCUCUUGAUCGUGUAUGUGUGUGUGUGUGUGUUGUAAUGUGAUUGAUUGUUCUCGUAGACUGGGUUGUCUGCAGAUGCUGGUCGAAGUAAAGCUUUUAACAGUUUUGCUCCUUCUCUGCAACAACAUUCUUCUUCCUCUUUCUCUUCCUUGUACCCUUAUUUCCUCUCCUUCUUUCCUUUUCUUCCCUUCCUACUGUGUGUUUUUUUUGUCAUUCCUUGAGUCUCUUGUAGCCUCCGCACAUCCCCGGCGUAAAUGAACCAAUUAACCAGAUUAACACACCAAAUCAGUGCAUGUGCCGUGUGUUGAAGGAGGUUUAAAGAAGGAGCCUAAAUGUGGGUCACAUCAGUAUUUCUCUUUGUUGUUAAUGCUCUUCUGAGGACUGGAGGAAAAUGUUGUGUAGACUCAGAUUAGCUUCAUGUUGCGUCUCCCUGAGGAUCACUAAUCCUGAACAUGAGCUUUAGUGGAGCUCCUGCCUCGCUGUGUGAAUACAGUGUGUGUUUGUGUACACUCAUGAGGACCAGAGAGACUGAUAAGAUGCUAUUUUAGGAUGAUAUAUCUUCAGUUUACAUUCAGGGUGGAAACAAUAGUAGGGUUUCUUUUGUUUUUUUUUUUGAGAGAGAAAGGGUGGCGUUGUUUUUCCUCCCAUUCUAUAUGCCAAAAAAUUGCAUGCUGUAUUACGUGCUGCAUGACUGCGAGGUGUUCCCCCUCUUUUGUGCAUAAUCACCUUCAUGCACAGCCACAACAAAGCCUUGUUUAACUGGGGGCCAGGAGAGAAUAAUAACAGGGAGCUAAGAUGCAGCUCAUUUUUCAUAUGACUUGAAUUACAUUACGAGCCGAAGUAAAAACAAGACACAAAAAAAAUUGUUUACAGAAGAGGAUAAGGGCCCCAUGAAGACAAAAAAAUAAUCACAGGAAGGAGAUUAAAGUUGAAAUUUCAAUAUUAAAAGUCAAAAUUUCAAGAUAACAAAAUGUUGAAAUGUCAUGAAUAAUUUCAAGAUAAAAAAAAUAAAAUUUCAAGACCAAAGUUGAAAUUUUGAGAUUAAAGUUGAUAUGAAUACAGUUGAAAUUUAGACUUUUUUCAUUUCAAUUUUAAUCUCGAAAUGGAAAUUAAAAAGAUCUCCCUCCUGAAAUUAUUUUUUUCUCUUCUUGUGGCUCUAAUCCUCUUUCCUAAGUGUUUCUUUUUGCAACAUUAUGGAUGUUCUUAUUUUAAAAAACAAGAUUCUUACUUUGCAAGAAAUUGCAAUGUGAUUUUGAGGUAAAAAAAAAAAACAGCUCAUCACGCACAAAAUUUGGUAAAAAGCCACUUUUUAAUUAGUAAAAAUGGUGCAGUCAGCAUGGAAUUACCAAAACAUGCAAAAUCAAGCCAUUUGUGCAAGGGAUAACAGUUGAAUUAUUUUCAUUAUGUCUUCAGUUACUUAGAAAUGGUUUUCUUUUUUCCUUUUGUCUCUUUUCACUUACCUUGACAUGUUUCGGCUGAAACUUCCGCCUUCCUCAGAAGUGUCACUUGAUGGUAGGUGUGACACGUCAUAUCAGCUGGUGUUGAUAUGCCAAAACAUGUCAAGGUAUGUGAAAAAGAUUCCAUGUCUGAGAUAAAAGAAAAAAGAAAUCCAUUUCUAAGGGAUAACAGAGUUCCUGUAUUGUUGCACUGCUAAAAUCUGUGCAUGUGCAGUCAUGAUUAAUUUGCACACAGAGUUGAUGAAUUCUCUCUUUGAGGGUAUAUUUUCAGACCUUCACUGAGAGGAUUAGACAGUGGCAUAGAGGAGAGAGAGGGAGAUGACAAGACAAAGAGCCAAGGGCUGGAGCUGAACCCAGACUGUGGGGACUAAAGCCUCUGUACAUUUUACCGCUGAGCUGAACCCAAACCCAUUGUUAGGGAAAUCAGACACAGUGUUGUGACUUUGAUCCAGACGUUUGUCUCUGCAGUUGUAUGUUCCUGUAUCUAAACCAGAUAUUCAGUGAAGAGUUAAAAGUCCUCCAGUUAAUACACAAGGCCAGAUUUUUCUGCAUCUUUACUGAAGUUUGGUCCAUUUUUACUGAUAAAACUGCAGUGUAAUAAGUUAAGGACCUUAGAAAGUUUCAAAGAGUCAUUUCAGGUCAAAUUCAGUUAUUUCAGUGAGCUAAUUCAUUCUUCAUACUUGGCACUCAUCCAUGUCCCCUCCUUCAGUGGUUGCCCAUGGUUACAGCCUCAUCCUCCCUCCUCCUCCCUUAGACGAGGACCUGAGAUGACAGUGUGUGUGUGUGUGUGUGUGUUUGUAUUAGAGUGUGAGUUAUCUCCCGUCUAUAAUCUGGAGGGUGUUUCCUCAUGUUUACACCCACAACAACCCACAACGGCUCACAGACACACACUCAGACACCACAAACAGCAGCUUUACAACACUGCAGCUUUAAUUUGACUUCUAGAUGUUUUAUCUAAGGAGCUAAAUAACCCUGAUGUAUGACUGCACCCACUCUCCCUCCCUUUCUCCAUUGGUCACACACAUUGAUCUGCACACACACAGACCACCCAGCAUACUAUGAUGCAAUCUCAGAAAUGGGGAAAAUAAAUGUCCUGAGCUCUAUUUCAUCUUCAUCUUAUUUCUCAGUUUCUCCCCCAAAUUUAGACAAAAUAUGCUUCACUUAGAGUGUUUAGAUAAUGAAAUUUUACUUGUUUUCUGUUAAGAGGAGCAUGGUGCAGAUUGUUUGGAUUGCAUCUGGAGGCGGUAAGAUUGCAAAUUGAAUUUUUAUAAUGAUCAAGGGCUUGGCAGCUUUCUGCUGGAAAUCUUAAAGUUUGUUAGACACCAAUAGUAGAGAAAAUUUGCACAAAAUAGCCUAAACAUAAUCCUUAAAGGUGAUCUUAACAGUCUAAAGAGUCUAUGGGUUCUUUAAAGGUACAGUGUGCAAUGUUUGAGUGGUGAGAAGUCACCUGAAUAUUAAAAAUGAUCUUGUUUUGUUGACUUAUAAUGAACAUGAACACCAAAAUCAGAGCAGUCACCUUGCCAAGAAGGUUGCCAGUUUGUACUGUCAUAUUUCUACAAUGACACACCAUGGACAAACUUGUAACAGCUGUAAACAUUUAAGAAGAAGAGUGUGAUUGUUCGGUGCAAAAAUAUUCUGUAUAUAGAUGUUUUUGGUGGUAGUAGAAGUUCUCAUGCAUCACAGGCGCUUGAGUCAAGUUACGUAAACAGUAAAGAUCAAAGGUCCUGUGAGGAACCAUUGCUGGUUUCUGAAAUAGUUUGCUGUUUGAUCCAGCGGGAGGAGCUCACACCGUAACCUGACCAUUGAAUAAUGACAGUGAUCACUGUUUUUGCCCAGAAGUGCAGUAAUAAAGGAACUGUACACAUUUUUAGGUCAGGUAUUCAUUCCCUUUCAAGCCUCCUUCACAGAGGUUUGAGUUAAAGAACUGUCUACUUGCUGUUUUAUGUUUUAACACUCUCUCUCACACGAUCCCACCCCUGGCUUGAUGUCCAGUUUUUAACCCGGCUUUAUGACCAGCAGAUGGACUUGGGAUUGGGGUCGAUGGUGUAUUGCAGAGUCACUCACACAUGUUCGUACACACUUUCAGAGAUUGAGAUAGAGACCCUCAUCUCUGCCUCACUGAUCCCUCAGUGGUCUUUCAGGACCCUGUGUUAUCCAUUACCCAGCCCACCAGUGUUCCCAGCACUGAUAUGGUCACCUGAGCCUUUGAAGUGAAGCUCUUUAUGAUAGUCUGCCUCGCUUCAGAGCUGCAGGGCCAGUCAUGCAUUAACCCCCUGUAUAAUGACCCUGAGGUUUCGUAUUAGAGUGAAGAGGGGGUUUGAUUAAGUCCUGGAUGUUUCUGAAGACGGGACCUGGUUGGUGAUGGAAACUUGGCAAGUGGUGGGUAGUAUUGAUAAGCCAAAAGAUCCAGAGAAGGUAGAUCAUUUCUUUCCCUUCUCCCUUUAUCUUUAUCUGGUGUUGAGAUGAAGAGGAUUUAGACUAUCUGUCUUAACUUAUCUGAUCAUCUGAAGGGUCAUAUUUUUGCUUUAUCCAGUGUUGCUGGGACAAGACACUCAACUUGAUAAAUACAUGGAAAUGUAAUAAAGAUGCCUUCUUAUCUUGGUUUCUGCUUGUCACUUUAAGUGUCUCAAACCUUGAUGGAGUGCUUAUUUCUUCUUCUUAACAGGCUUUCUUCACUCCAAAAAAAUAACUGUAUAGAUAAAUCAAGAUUAGGAGCAGAAUUAUCUGAUAGUAGUUUAUAUAGCAGUAAAGCUCCUCUUAGUCCUCCUGGUGGAAAACACUGAUUUGAAUAUAGCAACAGAACAGGAGCAUGUACAACAUUCACAAAAUUUAGGAUAAUGUUCUCAGAGAUGACCAAUCGUGCUUACGGUUUUUGUCCGAACUUGUAAUGAGCUGUUCAAAUGCAAAAUCUACAGUUUACCAGCAGAAGGAGCUCUUACCAUUACCUGACCAUUUAACGACACUCUUAAAGGGAUAUUUCGGCAUUAAAUUAAGUUAGAGUCAAACACACCGUAACACAGUUAGACACCCCUGCAAGAGAUCAAUGUUGCAGACUGCUUUCUUCUGUAGAUAUACCAACUUUAGUAACAAUCGUUUGUUUGUGGGGACGCCCUGACAAGUCAAUCACCGAGUGCAGCGGAGUUUCGCAGCUCAAGGAAGAACAUUUAUGAUUAUUACCUCAUGGAUUUGCAUGGGGGUGGGGUGAGUCUAACUCGAUGUUAUGGUGUGUUUGACCCUAACUUAAUUUUAUGCCUGAAUAUCCCUUUAAACGGAGAUGCUUUGCUUAACAAAAAAUAAAUAAAAAUACUAACUAAACAAUUGAGUUUCCCUGUCCUUCAGUUCAGCGUUCAGAGCUGCCCCUGUAAGGACCUGUUGAGGAAACACCAGGUUUUGGCUGAGAGAAAAUGCUGAUUCAUAAUGAGAUAUUAUAACCAGUUUUUGUUCAGAACAGAGCUCUGAUUCACUGGUUGUUUAAAAAUACCUCUCAUGAUUCAGGCUUUCAUAUUAGCUGCUCUGUGCACAAGAGAGAGUUUGUCUCUGUGCAAAAAUAAAGAUUUAGCUCAGAGCUAAAAUCUUUUGAGAGGUUGCUGCCUCUCAAAUGUGUGAAAUCAAACUAGCUGUUAGAUUGUGUUAAAAUGUGGGAGAAAGGUCAAGAUGCUGCAGGAUAAUAAAUCAUUGAAAGCACCUGAUUGGAGGAAAUGCACGCUCUGUCCUUCUCUCCCCUGUCUACCCUUCCCACUUGAGGAAGCAUAUAAAGCAUGUGCAGGAUGACGGAUUGAGCUGACAACAAAAUCCUGCGGUGUGCACAAAUCUGCACAAACCUCCACUCUACAGCCAAAGAAAGAAGGAAAGGGAGGGAAUCUUGUUCACUCUGCAACUGUGAAGAUGUUUCCUGCUUCUUUAAACUCGAGGAGAUAUCCGUCUUUUAGCCUUUUUACUUUGCCAAAGCUGAAAUAGAUGCUGUAAGCUGAGCUGUGGUUCGUUCUCUGCUUUUAUUUCAGUGUCAUGCAGGACUUUCUCCUCUCAGGAUGGUUAAGUAAAGUUAUUGCCGUAUUAUUGCUAAGUUAAAUCCAGAUUAUGAUUGACUGCACUCAGCUGGGGAAAGCAGCUGAGUCAUUGCCUUUCAUGAGACUGGUAGUUUUUAUUUCAUAUGUGCCAAAAAGCUGCCACAGUCUCCUGUAACCAAAGCCUGAAGUGUCAGUGUAUUCUCAUUUUUGGCAUUUUGGUCCUCUCAAAUGUCGCCUAAGCUGCUGUGAAUCUAUUGUUGCUUCAUCAUUUUGGCUGAACUGGAGGCAGCGGGGCUCUGGGUCUGCUGUGGAUGCCGCUUGGCAGCUCUGGCGUUGGAUGAUUUGCAAUGCAGAUCUUGUGUCUUUCUUUCACACACACACACACAAACAGGAGCGGUGCCUGCUGCUGAGUCACAUGGCAGGGUCCUCCACCGUGCACGCCGUUCCCCCUGCAGCUUCCUACCAUUUACUGAGCACUUCCUUUGGUUUGUGUUCCAGCGAUGAUCCGUCACAGCUUCAGAAGACAGGGAGAGAAAAGGAAAUGAGGGCCUGUGAGGAAGAUGGGGACAGUGUCAGAGAUGAAACGAGGCCAUGCCCGCCGCCCGGUCCUCUGGUACAUCCUGUCUGCUAUUUUUGGUCAUUUUUUAAUAACCUCCUCUACGGCUCCUGCUGGUCUGGCCUGACUGGGUAGAUAACAUUCACCUCUCAAAGCAGCUCAUGCUGGGCCUGCCCUCCAUCCAGCAGGGUUCAGGUGACAUCCUUUGUUUAUGAGCCAAACCUGGAAGCUGUAAAAACUGAAUUAUGUCAAUAUUAGUGGUUACACAGCAGCGUUUCUUCAAAGCUGUACUUAUGCUACAACAGGACUUGAAAAAGCAAAACUAUGUGUACACUAGUAGUCUGCGCUGGAAUUUCAGAAAAACCCAAAACCAGAGACUUACAAAAAACCUACAGUCCCUUUUCUCAGUAGAAACCUCUGGGGUAGUAUUACACUAGCAAUCUUUACAUUACAAUAAACAGAAUAAAUGCCAGAUCGGAAAAAUAAAAAAUGUUGUGUAAACAUGUUGAUCGGAAGAUUCAGAUCUAGUUCUGCUCAAUCGAAAAGAAAUUGUAUUCCGAUUGAGAGUGGUGGUUUAUGGCGAUCAUUAUUCCGUAACACGUCCAUGUAAACACUUACUACGAUCGUGAUUCUCUAACUUGACUCGAUCUUCACUCUCUAGACUUUGGCUAAUUUUCUGAGGGCAGUGCAGGAGGUUUCAUUAUUAAUACUCUGGCAUAAAACACAACCACAGGUGCCGUGUCUGCUCCUCCAAUACCAUAACAAGAUGUACAUACAGUCUAAUGAUGUCACAUCUGCACGCAAAGUGCAACAUUUGACAGGACAGUAAUAUAAGUAAGCAAGGGCACCAUCUAGUGACAUCAUUUAACAGGGGGAACAUCCUGAAUUGGAUGGAAUGAGCCACUACCGCGUUUGUUGGUUUGUUGACAGCACAGGCGUAAAUACAACUCUUUUUCUGCCAUUGUUUUAGUAAAAUCAGACAACUCAGCGCACGUCAAAAUGCUUCUAAUCUGAAUAAAACUUGGUGCAUGGAUCGCACGUCAUGAUCGGUUCAUUAGAUUUUGCACCCAUAUAAACAGUGGAUUCAGAUUUUCCGAUCCCUCAAAUUUUUAAUCAAGAAAUUUUGCACAUGUAAACAUGGCUAGUGUCUGCAGGUUACUUCUUCCACAAAAAUAAAGUGUGAAUGAGUAUCAUUCAAGCUUUACUUUUGCAGACAGCAAACAUUAGAUUACAUAAUUUUACGGCUUUUUGACUUUCACUUAGACUGUUAAUUCACUGAGGUCGAGGUUGCCAUUCAAUGGUCAGGUAAUGGCAAGAGCACCUUCUGCUGGAUCAAACAGCAAGCUACUUGAGUUCUGAAUCUUGUAAUUUGGAUUCCAAUGACUCAUUACGAUUUAAAUAGGAAUUUUUCGCCCAAGUAAUCACUCAAAAUACAGAAAAAAGUGACAGCUAUAUCUACAGGAAGAAAUGGAAACCCCCAAAAGACUGCUGAUGUGCAUAUUAGACAGAUUAUAAUCCAAAAAAUGAAAGUAGUUGUAGAGUAAAAGUGCUGAAAUCAUGAGGGUUUAAUGGUUUCUGGACACUUAAGAUUGCACCUUAUUUACUCAAUUUCAACUAUCAGUUUACAAAGUGCAUUACAGCAGCAGACCUGUUACUCUACAGCAAUUAUGACACAAAAUUUAGCAGCACAGUUUGGUCUUUUUUGGUGUCUGAUGGUGAAGACGAACUGCAGACAUCUCCACUCUCACUCUCAGGAUUACAAGAGCAGACUUCCUAUCAGUGAAAGGAAAACUAUAAAAGAUGUCCUCAUUGUUUAUAACAAAGCUUUCCUCUAAAAUAAGUCAGCAUGAGUAGUUUGUUCCGAUUACGCACACACUUAAGGUCCAUUUGCAUAAACAUUCUAGAUCAUCUCUACAACAUGUAUGCGGAGUGUGUGUGUGUGUGUGUGUGUGUGAGAGAGAGAGAGAGCUGGGUUUGACUUCAAAUGACCUCAGAGUUGCUAAACUAAAGCGGUCAGGAAGUUUGGGAUAAACCCCCUGGAGCAAGGAGACCAUUUGUGCCUUUUAUUGAAGGUGCAAAUAAAAUCAGUGACCUAUACUUAAAUGUGGGUACAUCUUCUUCAUAGUCCAUGACCGCUCCUGAAACUCCAACAUGCUAGUGGCAAUGUUAACCCACAAUGGUAAUAGCUUAAAUACAUGAUUUAAAUGAAAGAAAAAGAACACAUGAUGAGUAUAUAACAUUAUAGUGUAGAUCUCUGGAUAUUUUAACAUUAAUAAAGGAGUGAUUUGUAGUGUAUUUGGUCCCCAAACCUCACAGCAAUUAACCAAAAAUUUGGCCCUUCUACUAAUAGAGUUGAAAAGCCUAGGAUUUGUUUAUCAGGAUGUCUACUGAGGGGACCAUGAAUAUUCACAUUUCACACCUUAACACCAAGUUAAAACAUCACUUUUGAUUAGUAAGAGCUUUACCCAGCUGGUCACCCUCAGUCAGCUGUAACAGGUUAUCAUCGUCAGUAAGAUUCAUCCUCUGAGAACCACGAAUGUCUGCAUAAAAAUCCAUCUCAAUCCUUCCAUUGAACUGCUAACCUUAAAUAUGAAGGUGGAUGUUGAUUUUACUCGAUAUACCAAAUAAAACUUGGUACUUCUGGGACCAUGAAUAUUGAUUUAAGUUUGACAGAACAACCAGCAUUGCAAUCUUCAAACUCAGUGACAUUUACACCAAUCCACCGUAGAAGUAUUUGGUUACCUUAUCAUUAUGGCAGAUUUCCUCCUCAGGUCACCUGGUUCGGCCAUGUUCUGAAUAUUUGGCUUGGCGCCUAAUGAAUCUGCAUGUUCACGUCUCUGCGGUGGAAAUGGUCAUUGUUUUACUGAGGCCCUGAUGAUGGAAGCGCUCCAGCAUCAUUACCGUUAACCUAAGGUGACCCUACGCUCGCUAAAAGAAGAAUCACCUCAUUGUUUGUCUACUCUGAACAUACGUCACGCGACCACGUGCUGCAUGCUUUGGCUGUGAAAACUGUUGGAGCAGAAAUUUGUCAUGAAACACUCAGCUGUUCGGUAGGAAGUCAGGUCACGCCACAUUAUGUCAUUUUUUAUUGACACCAUUAAAGCAACAAAUAGGCAUCAAUACAUGUGCAGGUUUUUAGUCAGACAUCUCAUAAUGUAUAGACCAUUCUUGUGCAGCACAGGUGCAAGGCAGCAGAGGCAGAGUACAGGCAGGUCAGGUUCAUGUUAAGUAUGAAAAUGUGCUCAGACUAAAGUAGUUUAGAGGCAUUUCUCCAUUUUUACAUAUCCUGAUGCCAAAGCUUGGUGUGUUUCUAAUAAUUAAAGGCUCUGUAAGGAGUUUUUAACUAGUACUGAUUCCCUUUUAGGACCUUCAAACUCAUACGAAACAGUCAGCAUCAAGGUCAAUAAUUUCUCUGUUGUCUUUUUGAUGCCUGAAACCACCAGAGAAACCAGGUGAUUUACAUCAUGCUGAAAAAUAAUUUGACUUUUUAAGACUUUGUCCACAGGGGGCACCAAAAUCGACACAAUCAAAAGUUCUUCACAGCAGCUUUAACAUCUCUCAGUAUGGACAACCUAAAAUCUCUGGGCAUCAUAGUUUCUUAUUUGGACCAAUUUUAAAGAUUCUACAAGGAAAUUUUGGUUGUGUUGAUUUUGGCGCCACCUAUGGACAAAAGUGUGUCGCUCUUCCUUUUGCUGAUUUUGUCCUGUUACAUUUGUAGGCAGUGUUUCAACUCUCAAUAUAAAUUUCUGCCAUAGAAAGUAUACAUAAAAAAGAGCCUCUGGGAGGGUGCAGUUCAUCGGUUUUUAGAGACCUAACCCUGCCAGCACUUUAAGACAUCACAAAUAAUCAUGUAAAAAUUACACGUCUUGUCACUGAUGGUCCUAUUUGCAUCCAGUGGCUAAUAAUAAGGCAUGAAUGUUGUUGCCAGUCUGCAAAUAGCAUCACUUUCAGCAGUUCGUGCAUACGCAAAAAUGCAUGCAUGGUCUGUUUUUACAAGGUUUUACAUGGUUUUACAAGGCAAAAUGUUAAAUGUAUUAUACUAUAGGGCUGGGCGAUAUGGCCUCAAAUCAAUAUCACGAUAUAUGAAGCAGUUUACCUUGAUAACGAUAAAUGGACGAUAACUACUCCACAAGCUGCUCACCCCCUCCCACAUUAACUUUGUCUACUUCAGCCACUCCAACUUUUGAACCAUCCUCCAUCUCUUCAACUGUCUUUUCCUCUUUGUUACAGACUGGAUGGGGUGGAGUCACAUCUCUGAUGUAGGACAGCAUCUUAAAGGGACAUGAGACUAUAGCCUAUCUACACACAUCCAAAACCAACUUCUAUUUAUUUUGACACUGAAUAUAUUGACACGGGCAAAAUGACGUCGGUUAUUGUCGUAAAUUUCGGUAUUGGUAAAUUUUCAGUUUAUCGCCCAGCCCUAUUAUAUCAUGUACUUCAUGUAUUUCGGUAUAUCCACUCCCCUCUGUGAGUUCAAAGCUGGUUGAUUAUAGGCAGUGAUAAAUCUCUGGGGCUAAGGGCUGCUCCUACUAUUGAUUACUUAUCAGCUCAGAUCAGUAAUGGGAGUCAAAGCCAGCCUCCAAGUACCAACAAACAAACAAACAUGCAGCAGCUCAAUGUGAAGUCACCUUGAACAUUAAUCAGGUAUCUGGAUGAGCUGCUAUUGAUCUGCAUGUUGAUGUACUAUAGAUACACGUGUAAUAGCUAUAGGGCAGUGAAGCUAAUGCAGGAGGCGGAUAAUGGAGCAAUCUACAGUCCAUGUGUCAUAUUCAGCAUGACAGGAGUGAUAAGAUCUGUGAUGGCAGAGUGUGAGAGACUGAAAAGGUACAAAAUUAUCAGCUUAAAGUCUGUGUUUUUGGUGACACAGACAGAAGCUGAAAUUGAUUUAACUUUAGAGAUCUGUGUUACAAACCGUCAGAGGCAGAAAGCAGUGAAAAAAGUGAAAGAAUGCAGCUCUUCAUUUGACAUUACAGUGACAGUGAAUCUGUGUGGCUCUGCAGAGGGGGUGUACAGAUCCAUCUGAGAUUCUGUGAGUCCCACUGUGAAGGUCAUCUCUGAAAAGUCAGCAGAAAAUCAGGAUUCAUAUUCAACGCUGGCUCUCAUUAUCCUAAAGUCCACAUGACUUUCCUACUAUAGUACAAACUUUAAUUGUUAUUUCUCUAAGCUCAUUAGAGUCAUUGCUGUCGCUCUAUUUCUAAUGUUAGAGACUCUGUAGGCUGCUGAUAGCUGGGGUGCUACAUAAUAGGACUACAAAUCCCUGUAGUGUCCUGUAGUGUCCUAGCUAGACCUUGAGAUAGAGAGAAUCAUAGAAGUGACUUCCUACAUUAAAAAACAGAUAUUUGAGACCACGCACAUGUCCAAAAAAUGAACUUAUUUCAAAACACAUAAACUUUUACUCAUAUACAUCUGAAUUCGAUCGUCAUUGAAAAUGCUGAAGUUUGGAGUUUUAUAAAGUCAUUUUGGACACGUAUGGAGAUCGAACUAUCAUGCCCCCUAGUGCUUAAAAAUAAAUACCGGAAGCAAAUUUUUAAGCGUCCUUAAUAAAGUCUAGUUUGUUUAUCACUGAGCUGUCAAAGCUGAGAGUGUGUGAGCACUGGUGAGACCGGGACACGCCCAGUAAUCACCAGGAGGAGGUGUCAUUCUCUUUGAGCUGCACAUGCUUCUAUUUAUAACAGAUCGCUGCAAUAACUCACUGAGGAGAGAGAGAGAGAGAGAGAGAGAGAGAGACAUAGGGAGUCAUAUGACCUCUCCUGCUCAUUCCAGAGAUAGUGACAGACAGAGCGCUCACUCUGUGCUCACCACUAUCAUUACACCAUCGUGUGCAGAGGAUGUGUUGCAACACCGUUAGAGGACUCUGAAAAGACCUUUUUUUGGACGUUUCUUUUCUUUCUUUUGUUGAAGGACAUAAAGAUAUUUCACGGUUUGGAAAUCAGCUGAGCCACAAUGCCAGAGGAGAAAGGUAAACACUGAACUUUUAUGACCUCUACUGCGCUAUUUCUGGCAUAUUCACCUGCCAUUGAGUAGAGAGGCUGCAGGUAAUGAUUGGUGAAUGAACCUUUAACUCUUUCACCCAAACCUUUCAGAGGCUUUAAUCACUCAUUCACUACAAACGAAGAUGAGAGAUUUGGAGCUUAUUCAGGAGUCCCAGCUGAUGCAGAGUGAGUGUGUUUUUGUAGGUUGUAGUUUACCUACAGGCCUCCUAUUAUGUAACCGCCAUCAGAACAGAAGCAGAGAGCAUGUUCUGUUUGAUUGUGGUGAGCGAUUGUGAAUGACAACAACAAGCGAGUGUGUUAGAGGGCUGAAGGCUGCAGGUUGACGUGCUGCCUGCCUGCCUGCCUGCCUGCCUGCUUGCCUGCCUGCCUCAUCCCUGGCAACAGCAGUGUUGUGUUGGUCCCCUGCCUGCCUCCCUCACACUGGGAGCUGAGCCAUUUGGGCGGCUUACAGAGGGGUGAGGAGCAGUUGCUGAGGAGAAAUCCCGAUGAUAUUACUACACUGAUUUACAGAGUGUGUUUGCUGUUGCGUAAUAGGGUAGUGGUGACCUUUUGGGGCUGUGGCAUCUUUUAAAGUGUGUUUACUUUUUGUUUAGGGAUUAAGUGUUCGCACAAAUGUUCAUAUGGGGCGAUUUUAAAGAUGAGAGAGAGAUUUCAUUUUGUUUCACAUCAGAUGUUUUUAUCUCCACAUGAAACAUGAGUUUUAAAGUCUGAGAAAAAACAUACCUGGGCACUCUUAAGACUUUGUCAAAACCUUUUGACAAUUUUUGACAAUUUUUCAUCCUUAGACCCUAAUAGUUGUUGAACGAUGAAGGGCUGGACUAAAUAAUAACAGGUUUUCAGCAGAUUAUUUUUACAGUUAAUAGUUAAAAUCUUAGUUUCAAGUCACAACUUCAUAUUUCAACUUUUUCCAAACUGGCUGUCUAAACCCCCAAACUUUUCUUUUACUGGAAAGCUAAAUAAUUUCAUCACUUUAAUAGAAUAGAAUAUUCCUUUAUUGAUCCCCCAUGGGGGAAAUUUUUGUCACAGCAGCAUCACAGACAAAGAGUGCAAAAAUGCAGUUAUAAAAAUAAGGAUAGGAAUAUUAAGAACUUAAAUAAAUGUAAUAAUUGAGAAAAAAUAUUAGGAAAAGGAAAAAGGGAGAAGAAAAAUAAAACUAUACACGAUAUACACAAUUUAAAUGCCAGAAAAAAAGAUAGGUAGGUAGGUAAUAAUUGGUAUUGUACCUUGAUUGAUUUUGUGGUCUCAAAAAUAAGUUUUAGUAACUGCAUGUCAGCAAUAUAAGUAAAUGUUUUCAAAAUUUCAAACAGCAGCUCAGCUCGCAGCCCCCUCGGCCCUGCCAAAGACCACAAGAAAACAGAGAACUGUAACUGAACUGCCUUAGCAAAUGUUAUUACUAUUUUAAUCUGCAAUUUCAGAUUAAUUUCAAGAGAAGGAGACAUGCGCAUAAGUGUUAUGAGUAACCAUGUUAAAAGUUUCGAACAUGGGGGAGCAGCAGCUCAGCUCGCAGCGCACCUGGCCAUGAGGCCAAGCCAAAGACCACAUGAGACCACAGAGUUUUUGCCUUUUACAGUGUUUUUGUUUUAAUCUACAGUUUUUGUUUAAUUUUAAAGGAAGGAAGACUCUGCAGAUAACUGGAUAUGGAUAUCAGAACAAGGAAGAAUACUAUGAGGGCUGCAAAAGACUCUAUUUUCAUUCAGUUUGUUCAUGUGCACAGUUAAGUUGAGCUGCAAGUCUCGCUCAAGCAGGCAAAUUAAAUACAUAACCAUCCUUGUCUCAGUGUACAAGCAGCAGUAGAGAAUCAAUUCAGGUCUGUAACUGUCGGACCUGCUUCAGACUAACUUCACUGCAAAAACAAAUGACAAUCAGGUUUGCAAGAUGAUAACAUGCUGUUUAAGUUUUUAUGCUAACUGUGGAGCAUGUGCAGAACUCCCAGGCAAGUUUAGGGUCUGUUGAGGUAUAUGCAUAAAGAAAAUUUAUUCAUCAACAAAUGGUAUGUUAGUCUGUUUCAGGAAGUUAGUUUAAAAAAGUUUGGGACCAAACACCUGGAAAUUCUUUCUAACUGUCCAGUUAGAAGGUGUUUGGAGAAAUAAGCACAGCCCCCAAAGCGAGGCUAAAACCUUGGUUUUUAGCUUUCAUUCAGUGAAAGCUAAAAACUGAUGUCCUCUUCAAAAGUACAUAAGCAAACAAUAGAAGUUUUCUCGACUGAUGAUUGCACUUCUUGUCUCCAGGAUGCUAACUCAGUAGCCAUAGCUGCGAGCUUGAAAUCAGGCCUAAUCGCCUGACUGCAUGCAGGCUACAAAGUUUCCACCGCUCGGCCCUGCACGCUCGCUCAUAAAAAGUAGCUUCAGUGUUUGUCCUCAUAAACACACCACAAGUAUUUCCUCUCUCUCCUCUCCAGUGUCUCGGCCUGUACAGCCUUGUUAAAGCCGAUCCAGUGUGAAGUUAACAGGAGUGUGUGGCGUCUGAAUGUAAGGCUAUGACUGUGUUUUGAACAGAGCAGCAGGGAGGCGUGUACGCAGCUACCACAGUGUGAUGAAGUCUGUGAGGUUUGGUUGGGAGGGAUACACACAAACAAACACACAAACAAACAUACACAGGCCACAUACUAACUCACACAUACUGUACAUUGAGGUCUGGGACAGAAAUAUGCUUCACGUAUGAGGGCUGGUGGUUUGUUAUGAUUCGUAAACAUGUAACCCCGUGAUUAAACCGAGGGACAACCAGCAGUGAAAGUGUAUUAAAUGUGCGUUAUUUUGCACUCACAGGGAUGCAGUUUACACAUUAAAACAAGAAACACAUGCUUGGAGUCAUGCACACACAAACACACAUCACUUUAUACCGCGCCUCAGUCUCAGCCAAGGACGGUGUAUCCUGAGUGUGUGUGAUGUAAUGGCUGGCGUGUUGUCAGCAGUCACAGCGACGCCCGUCACUAUUCUGGACCUGCCAGUAAACAAACUAUCUCUGUGUCAUUUCACUGCCAUAACCUUCGGUCACGUUUCAAAAUCAUAAGCUCCUUUAUUGUUUCUUGGUCGUUUUAAUGACAAAGCUAUAAAAUAUAUUUUUGUAUUAUUUCCACAUGCUGGAUACCUUCAGAGUAUCCUCAGAUGAACCUUGAACCUCUAUUAAGUUGACUCUCACAGUAAAUCUCAUUUUAAGACCAAAAUCAACACUGUAAAGUCUGUCUUGUUACGCUCUCUGACUUUCUAUCCCAUGGGCUGAACUCCACCCAAAGUCUACUGGUUCAUACAAAAGACAUAAACCUUAAAGUCAGAGUUACACAUUUGAUUAAAGUAAGAAGUUAUGAUACAAUGAGACAGGAUACAGUUCAAUACAACAUGCAUGAUACUUUGUGAUUAUAUAUGAUACAGCAUGAUGAGAGCCAUGGAGUGAGAACAGUGUGUUUGGAUACAACAUAAUAUGAUACAAUACUACAGUGUGGUACAAAACUACCAUCAGUACAAAAUAAUAUAUGAUAUGAUAUUGUAUGAUAUGAUAGGAAAUUAUAUGAUAUGAUAGAGUACAUUACAAUAUGAUAGGAUGCAAUACUAUAUGAAAGGAUAAGACACAGUACAGUAUGAUACCUUACCAUUUCAUACUACACCAUAUCAUAUAAUACAAUUCCAUAUGCCACCAUACAAUACCAUACAUAAGAUGCAUUGGAAAUACAUUUGUCAAAUGCAAAAAUAAUACAAAUACAAAACAUAAUAAAAUGUUUUAUCAGCAUUUUGUUUUAGCUAUUGGCCAACCUGAUCUCUCAUUGGUAUCGACAUAAGCCAUAGAAAGACUGAUAUCAGUCCACCACGACACAUUACUAUAUGGUUUAGUUGGAUUUAAUGCAUGAUGCAGUGGGAUUAGAUAUGAUACAAUAAGAUAGGCUAGAAUGCACUUUGCUGUUGUAUUGUGGGGUAAUGUAUGUAGGUCCCAAGUGCUGAAGCAGAGACUCACAGGGGCCACAAGGAUGGUCGUGAUUCUCCCCGUAUGAGUGCCUCCUUCUGCAUCACACACAGUUAUUAAAACAAUCCUGCUUUUUAUGGCAGUUAAUGCAUCUCCAUUACAUCAUCCUUAUACUAUUUCUCCUUUAGUGCUUGAAUCAUCCAGCAGUCUGAGUAAAUGGGGUCACCCUGUCCUCACUUAGUGGCUUCAUAAUGUGUCUUUGUUCAUGUCGGAGCAGGGCGAACUCCUGUGGACAUUAAAAAUGGUCAUUGUUGCUGUUGUAGCAGCCUCUCUCCUCUAGGUGAUAAAACCUGCUUGGCCUCAGCCAGCGUUUGUGCAGCAGCCCAGCUCAAACAGCUGACACACUGGUUUCCACAGAGCCUCUAUUCAUGAGUCAUGCUGUUCCUCUGUGGGUUCAAAUGAAUGGCCUGCAGCACACGCAGCUUCAGUCCCUCACUGUCUUUCUGCUCUUUCAUUCUCUUACAAUCAGCGCUCCUGAUCAUAAACACUUAUUAGAUUAGCAUCUUCACACGUAUAUUAGCACACACGUGGAGACACACACAUGCUCAGCUGUUCAGCGGUUUUCUGCUGCGUCACUGUGUUUGCCUCAGCUACAUGAGCUCCACUAUUAGACAGCACUUUAACGCAGACAGACUAUUGAUCAAAGCCUCACUGCAAAUCUCUCUUCUUCUUUGAAUGUUUGCUGUUUCAGUCUUCAUCUUUCCAGAAAUCACCCCAGUCCCCAUGGUUGUUACCUCUUUGUUUAUCUUGCUCUUGUGUUGCUUUUGCUUAAUGCUGCUAAUGUAUUGCUGUUUUAGUGUAUAAUUUGGAGUCAUACCCAAAGCGAAUGGAUGACAAUUUACUGUGUUGGCAUCUUUGUGCCUGUUGAACUUUAACACUGCCCUACUUAUGACAGCUAAUCCCUUCCUCUGCCAUGAAGAAAAGGACGUCUUUAACUUCAUUGUUAAGCCAAGUCAUGGAAUUGGUAAAAAUAAGGGUGAAACAAAAUAUACAAAUAUACCAAUAAUAACCUAUGAUCGUCCUACCUCAUUUUUUGACCUAUGACCUCUCCCAUGCACCCUUAUCCUAUCACAUUGUAUCCAUUGGCGUCCUAUCCAAAUGUUACCUAGUGUCCUGCCAUGUCCAAUCCAGUCACAUUUUAUCUCAUUGUUUUGGACCACUUCAUAUCCUAUCAUAUCAUGAGUUACUCUGCAUUUCCUGUACGCUAAAUUACACAGAUUAGUCAGGCAUAUAAAGGUGCCUGACUAAAAUUCCUCAAUAUAUACACUACAGGCCAAAAGUUUGGAAGCAAGAUCAGAUUUGUACAAAAAAAGAUCAUAGUUUCAUAGUGUUUGCAACACAAUAAACAUGACUAUUAUUUAAAGAGUAACUUAUCAUGUUUGGCCUGUAAUGGCCUUGCUUCCAAACUUUUGGCCUGUAGUGUAUAUUGAGGAAUUUUUAAAAAUUACAACAAAUCUGACUGUGAAUAAAUAAAUAAAUAAAUAUGAAUAUGUAUAUAUAACUCAUUCAGUUAUAAUUCAAGCAGGGCUAGCCACUAAUGAUACAGAACAGCAUCAGGCCUGUCUUGCAGCUUGCUGUCCCAUACAGUCAGGUGUUUCCUCUUCAUACUGAAAAAGAAAUCCUGUGUUUCCUGAGAUUAUGGCGGAGUUGGUAAAUCAAUCAAAAAUAGAACAAACUGGAAAGGCAGAGAUCAAAUGUCACCCCUUGUAACACAAACCAUGAUAAACUGAUGUCCAGAAGUAAUUAAACCAUGUCAACAAGCAGCAUGCACACAAUUCAGGUUUUAUAGUAGGAUCGUACUGAAGUUCUGGUGUUGCACAGAUGCUGGUUUAAUCGAAUAUUUGGCCAAAACCAAGAGGGAAUCAUAUGAUGUUUGCACUGAUUGGAUCUCAAAGUGUUUUAGCUUGAGGCUAAUAGAAACGCGCCCGUCCAGCCAGCUGCAGCAGCAUGUGGGUUCAUCUCUGUAGGCAGUGUUUGUGUCCACGUGGAGGAAAUAUUCACUGAGGAAUCUGCCACAGGAAUGGUGGGGAUCAUAUGUUUCCACACAAAGACCAUAUUGACUCAGAAGCACACGAGUGGCUUCUGUACGAGAUCACCACUGAUAAGACUCAGUUGUAUUGUGGAUACUUUUGUUGUAGUUUCUGUCGCAGUAGUGCCAGCAGUUGAACUUUCACUCACACACCAUAUGCUAACUUUUAUUCCUGCACAUAUGUGUUUGGAUGACAGGCCCCUGUCUUUAUAAGGACUGAGCCAACAAGGGUGCAUGGGAGAGGUCAGAGGCCAGCUUUCUGUAGUAGUUGACCUUCAGGGUCAAAGUUUAAAUGCUGGUGGGGUCAGGUUGCUGGUGUGACUGCACAGGUGGACGUCAGAGCUUUAGGGCAGAGCAGGGAUAUAACUCAGAGUAUGUGUUAGUUAAGUCUCAAACUCUCAGUGGUUUCAGACACUGGACUUGAAGUCAGUCAGUUGGGCCAAAAGACUCCAUUCAGGUCUUUUUCUUGGCACCCGCAGAGGGUGAGAUAAUGGAGGGAGUUUUCUGACAGGAAACUCUUAGGCAGUGAAGUAAUGGCUACACGAAGGUAGAGCCAGGUGUUUGCAGGCUUUUAAACAUUCUUCACAUGUUGUUUAGAGUUUUAUCAAGGCUGAAACACCUUAGGAGAAUGUUAACACAGCCAAUAAAAUACUUUAGAGUCUGGAUUGCAGUUUAAUGGGUCUGUAAUAGGUUGCAUAUUGUUUCUGUGAAGGUUUCUUGGCUCAAAUCUGUCAAUAGCUUACUUUGUCAGAGUAAGUUAUUAAAUUAAAUUUUUAUCCAUCAAUUUAAAACUUUGGGAACUGGUGUUGAACAAGCCUGUAUGGAAAUCGCAGACAGAAUAUAAAUAUGGAUAAGGAUAAUCACUAAAGACAUUUCUGUGUUUAAAAGUUAGACAGAAGUAGAUGACUCACAUUCAGUACAGGAGCACCUUAUAUCAGAAUCAGCUGUGUUCUGAUGUUGCUUUUACAACUUCAGAUAUGGCCUGAUACUUAUGGGUUUUGGUGUGGUCUGUAUAAAGCCCAGAAAGCACACCCAUGUAGGGCCCUAGUGGGACACCUAACUGGAGCUAUAGCUAAUUUUGUCCUCACUGUCGAUAGAGGCCUGUCAUUGGUUAGCCUGGUUGGGUUUAUGUAGAGCCAUGAAUGGGGCCAAACUGUGCCAACAUGGGUGGAAUAUAACCCACUGAUGACCCACUCUUUAUAUAGGUUUGUUUUCUAAAGUGAUACCAUGUAUACUCAUUUGAUACCCAUCAAAAACUUAUAAAUGGUGUGUUUCCACCAAGCAGUUCAGAUCGGUUCUGCAGAGUCCACUGAUACUGAUUUUUCAGACGGGUACUGACACAGGUUGUUGGUGGUACAUGAGGCUGAUACCUGUACCCGAACUAGCACUCUUUCGGUCAAAAUUUAGAGUUCAGAGCGUCAAACAUGUCUUUGAAUACCUUUAGAAAAUGUUUAAUUAAGACUGAAACUUUUUACAGCAUAAAGAGUUUUAUUAAGUUAUAUUAAACAGUACAGUGAUGUCACAGUGAUGUGAUGUCUAGCCAACCAGACAGUGAUGUGGGUGCGACAUUUGGUGGGGCAGAGUGGUACAGUAAAACAGAUCAAGAUCAAAAGACACACCAGCACUGGAGCCAAAGUGGCACACAAUUGAAUUCAGUCAUUUCAUUGGCAAAUAAUCAAACAAACAUUGAAUCAGAUAAUUGGCUUUAUGUCGAGUACUGGCUGAGCUAAUUUUCCAAAGCUGAUAAACAUUCAGUCCUAGAGUGUCGACAGUGUCACAGCCUCAGAAUGAUGUGAUUUUUGGCGUGCAUGUUAACGUGUCAGGCUGUUCAAAGUGCCAGUGUCAUCUUUUUCUGCAAGCCCAGCAGAUCUUUACCAAAAAUACACAGAAAUCAUGAGCUGUUUCGGGUUUGUAACAGAUGUUAUAAAUCCCCUUCUAUAUAAUGCUUUUCUUCCUAAGUUUUGUACGGGACAGCUGGAUAGUGGAAGUUGUAAUGGCCUGUCAGUUGAGCCUGUGGUAAGCUUCUUGUAAAAAAGUUGGUCUUUGUCAUGUUAACUGCAGAUUUUCUAUGUUAAUGAUUUGAUAAAAGUAGAUUUGAGUACAGAGUUUAUCUUUUGCACUUUCCCUCUCCAUUUAUUUUCAUCUCUGUACCCCUCUCUCCGCUCAGCUUGGAAAGAAGCUCCAAAUUUUAGGGAUGGUUUGGUACACUUGGUGCCCUGCAGAAAGGGUACCAAGAAAGUAGGUUGGUAUGGGUCAAGUAUUUGGGUACCUUUUCCAACUUUUGACUUUGGAAAUGCAGGUAACUGUUCCCUGUACCAUACUUCAACAAACCGCUUGAUAGAAAAGCAGCUCAAAAGCCCACCAACUGCCAGUUUUUCAUCAGUUGUCUCCAGAUAAUGUUCUAGAUGUCAGUGGUUGCAGCUCAACCUUGCUGCUAACAGGUUCAUGACACAAAUCAUUAGGGGUGGGAGAAAAAAACAACAACAUAGUAUUGCAAUAUUUUGUCUGGUGAUUUAUCGUAUCGUCUCAUUUACCAAGUAUCAAUUUUCCAAAUUGCUUGCUAAUAUGAAGUCAAAUCUAUGAUAAUAGAAAAACAAAAUCAACUGUUUGUCCAGUGAGAUUGGCAGAGGUGACAUCAUAGAGCAGGAGAAAGUUAGUACAACAAAUAUAUAUAAGGUAAGCAAGAUGUGCUACAUAAAAAUAAAAUACAGCAUUAAUAAGACAAACAUAAAGGAAAGACAAACGCUAAAUUAGCUAAACAGUUGAAACAAUGGUAUAAAUUGCAAUAUAUUGCAUCGCAACACUCACUGUAUUGCAAAAUGUUAAAAAUCGCAAUGAUAACGUAUCAUGACCCAAGUAUCUUGAUAAUAUUGUCUAGUGGCCCAAGUAUCGUGAUAGCAUCAUAUAGUGGCCCAAGUAUAAUGUUAAUAUUGUAUCGUAUAUUGCCACAAGUGAUUCCCACCCCUACAAAUCACAUUCAUUGGGUAUUACAAAGCUUAAAUUCUGUUGCAUCAGUACUUGGGUGGUCUAUCAUACACAUGUUAUGACAAAAUACAAUCUAACUAUUUAAAACAAGUCAAAAUGUGAUACUUGUUUAUUGGUGUAUACCAGGAUCUGCUCUUUCAGUAUGAAACAGAACCACAAACGUAAAGAAGUACUGUAAUUGGACCCCCUGCAUUAAAGGCAUGUCUGUAGCUUCCAGAAUAAUAACAUGUUAAAUAUUUUCAGCGUGUUUAUGUGUUUCUUUGUAAAACAACGAAAGCCCCCAAGGUCAACAGCUCGUCCACUAACAAACAGUCCUGCUGUGGUAAUGUGAGCAUUUUGAUCCCCUGCCCGCCCCUGCCGCCUCUGCAGAUGGUUCACAGCAGGAAUGUUGCAGAGCACCACGGGAUCCCGGGGAGUUUAGGGAACACUCUAUUUUUAGGAGGUGCAGGAGCUUGGCUUCUUGAAAAUGCAUUUGAUAGGGCUCUGUGUGUGUGUGUGUGUGUUCACGGGUAUUGCCUGAAGGGCUCUGCUAUUACAUGCACCUUAAAAGCUUUUCCAUGUUGAUGGAUUAUCUUCUUUUUUUUUAAGAGCAUCGGGAGAAUUUUGUUUCAGGAAUUUGUCCUGGUGGAAUUCUCAGUUAAUUGAGUUGAAGUAUCUUUGAAUUAAACCAGUGGAUGCAUAACACUCAUUUACAAUAAGUAAUGUGAAAGGGUAUGCCUUGGUGUGUUGUGGUGGUAUCUAUACCUUCAGGCUGCAUGUCUAUGUUUGGGCACUAGUCUGGGACACGUGUGCAGGUGGAAAGCUGUCAGUCAGUUUGUGCUCCUAGAGGCUUCCAGUGGUGUGACUCUACGUACUGCAGACAUGUAGCACUGCAUUGCUCAGAUAGCUGCCUGCAUGGCUGCGACCUUUGGGACAACGGCCGCGGUAGUAGCUGUCAGCCAGAGAACAGACCCCAGGAAGGCUGAUUGAUGAUGUGGACAACUGGGGCUGAAGAGGACAGGGCGAUGCAGGGGAGGGGGGUUUAUUCUACAUGCUGCUGGGAACAGGACACAGCUACUCUCUGUUCACUGUCAUAGAGGAAACUCAGAGCUGCCUUAUGUCAUCCAUGUCCAUCUGAAUUAUUUCCACUUGCUACUUCCUCUACUUUCUUUUUCUAUCGUUUGCCUCUUUUCAGCAGAUUUCUUCCUGAGCUGGGGCAUGACAUCUAAACUUUCGACCUCCUGAUUAUCAGUGCUGCUCACAAUGACAGGAAGUCUCAGCAAGUGAAAAAGCUAUUGCCUAUUUACAAGACAUUAAAGUCUUCACAAUAAUAUUUUCCCUCUUGUGCAGAAAGGCAGGAGUCACAUUAUAAAUAUCAGAACUAAACUGCUAAACAAGAUGGACAUAAAGAUCAGCAGCAUCUGUAAUUAUUUAUUUAUGUUGAGGUGGGAGUCAUGAGUCAAAGCUGACACUAUCAAGCUGUUAUCUGUCUGUGAAGAAUUACAUGAUAGGGAUAAGACCAAUUAGGAAAGGACACUUGCUCACUGAUAGGACUCAGAUAGUGUCAGUUCUGGGAGUGCACAGUAAAUUACAACCAAGAAGUUUGAAAGCUGCACAAGGCUUUUCUAGAAGUCCCCAUUUCAGAGCUUCUUAUAUGUUGGAGUAGUUUAGUAAAGGUGACCAACUUUAUACGGAAAACAAUAUAGAGUAACACUCAGAAACAGUCACAUUUAAGCUUAGUUUAUUGAACAGAACUUCACAUUGGAUUGUAAAGUCUGCAGGUGAACAAAGUCAACUUGUGUGCCAAGCUUGACAGAGCGAGCAGAGUGGCACAUCUGUGCUUGUUUACAUGUGGGUAGUAGAGCAUUAUAGCCUUGUGAAAGUCACCAUUAACCAGAGCUACAGCCUUAGUGAAGAGUGACUGUGUUCAAGGGCAGGGAUACAGGCAAAAAAAUAUUGUUUUGGGUUGAAUCCAACACAAGCUGUAGGUCUAACCACAGAAACAAAAGCAUUUCCUUCCUGCAAAAGCACAGAUAUUAAGAUCUAUUGCAGUCCUUAAAUCUGAUCAGAUCACUUUUGAGCAGCUGGGUGGAGGUGAUUUUAUUUUAGUGCAGCUUUGGAGAUAAAUUCUGCGCUAGUUGAGCAGAAAAUAAGUCAAAAGCUGAGGGACUAUGAUGUGAUCCAGCAAGAUGAUACAAACUAUCACAGUGAAGGUCGUUGCAGGGACUGAGGUAACAUCCAGUACUUUGAAAUUUGUCUGGCAAGCCAACGGUAAACAUAUUGAGAUCAAUGCAGAUCCUAACCCAAGUUUUUUGGUGUCCUGUGAUGGUUAAACACAAAUCACCCUGGAAAGGACCGGAGGGAGCUGUGGUUGAACGUAGAUUGAGCAGACCACACAUCAUUCAUCCUGUCAACCAGCAGCAUUAACUAUAAACAGAAAACUGCUCCCUACUCAUCCUCUGACAGAUUAUUGGACACUUAUCACAGACCACUGCCUCGCUCCCUGGCAGCCUGAAAGUCUGGAACAACGUGCUGGAUUUACAUCUGACCCCAAAGAUCAUCUCCAGUCUCCUCCUCAUAGCAGCCCUCCACCUCUAUUUGCUGUUAUAGGAGGAAGUGGAGACACUGAAUCCACCCCAACAGGUGCAGGGGUGCAGCAAUGUAUGCACGCUGGGUCAGAUCAGGAGGCAGACCCCCUCCUCUGACUCUACUUUGACUACCACAAACCCUCCUCAGAGAUCUCUCUGCUUUUGUUCUGUUGUCCCUCCCAGAUGGGAGCAAUCAAGUCCGUCUCAGACCGUUUUUACGAGAACUUCAGACUUUCCCUCUAAAUUCUUCUCUUUAUUGGCCAGUGUGCCCACAUGGACGCUCAGUACAAGUAGCUUCAAUAAAACCUCCUACAGACAAUAAAAUCUGGAAAAGUCUGACCAAAAUCCCUGUUUUAGUCUUGAUCCAGUAUGAAAGUCAGAGUAGGGUCAGAUCCUGAUCCAGACAGAUGUUUAGAAAUAAACCAGCUCUUUGCAGUCUGGUAUCAUCCAAACAAACCUCAGCUUUCUUCGUCUUGAUUGUACUCGCUGACCUUUAAACCCUCUUUCAUCCUUAUUUUUACCUCGUCUUUGUACACCACAACCUUGUUUGCCUGUUAGACUGCCAAAACUUUAAGUGAAUUUGUUUUUUUGGAGAGAUCCAAGGAGUUUUUUGAAGGUUUUGUUUGCCUUGGACUCACAGAAACACGCUUGACAAAGCUAUAAAACCACUUUGUUUCCCCCAGUGGGUGAGAGGUGCUCAUAAAACUGAGUGAAGAAUGUGCAGCUCCUGUAGGUCUGGAUGGACCGGUGGCUGUUUUUACUCUCGUGUCAAGUAUCCCCCAAGGGUGCAGUUUAAUAAAAAGUAAUGCUGUUUUUAUAGUUCAGUAAUAAGCUUCAUGUUCACAAGGAAGCACUUUCAUUGUGAUCAGUAACACUGAAGUCCUUAUUUUUCUGCACCUCAACCUUUUGAUUUCAUCCUUCAGCCUUUAGUGAGUUUUCCAGUCUUACAUUUGUGACACUUUUGUACCUUUAAAAUAUUUGUGUAGUCCUACUUUUUAUCACUCAACAGAUGUGUUUUUUAAGUGUGAUUUAUAAGUGAGUUUUAGUGUACUCUCUGACCAGUCUUGUACCACAUUAGGCCAAAUUUGAGACAGCAUUUCAUUUCUUGUAAGUUGCAUACAUUGCUCAGUACAAAAGAGACUGUAAACUGACCUCGUAUAAACGAUAUUUGUGACUACUGCUGCAGAAAAUUUUGCGUUCAUGAAAUUAAAAAAUAAAAAGUUCCUGAAUAAUUUUUUUUAAGUAUUAAUCCUGUUAGAUGGGUCAUACAGAAUCACAAUGAAGACAGAGAGCAAGUUACUGUGCAUAUACCAACAUAUAAGGUAUUGAGAGGACAUUUUUUUAAAUUAAUUUUUUCAUCAAAAAAAAAAAAAGUAAAAAAUAGAGGACAUUUUAACAAUAAAAUCUUAUGUAUAAUUCUGAAAUUUACCAAUAAUAAGGGAUAAUACUUAGAUGGGAUUGUAGACAGAGCUUGGCAGCCCUAGUUGGUUAUAUCUUUCUGGAAACAACACACCUCUAUGCCUAAGUCUAGAUGAGCAGAGUUUGUAUAAAACUGCAAGAAAAGGGAAACAGCUGGCAGAAACUCUGAUUCUCACCAUGUAACAUGUAGUUUCUACACUGAAUAUCAGGGUUUAUGGACGUAAAUGAAGUCUUAAAAAGAAGCCUGUGCUGAAAAUAUCUGUUUUUGUGAAAAGCCCUCUGUAAUUCAUUGUAUGGUUUGUGCCACUAAAUGAAAAGAAAAGUAAAGCUUUAAGGUGAUACAUGUCCAGAUAUUGCCCCAAUAAAACAGCCAAUAAUCAGUCAGUGAAUGAACCCAGACUGGAAAAGGUUAACAUCCACCAUAAUGAAAGUUCCUGGGAAGUUUUCAGAGAGUAGCUCUGUUAGGCUGACAGCUAUUAUCCUGCCCCUCCUCCUCCUCCUCUCUUUCUUUCUCUAAAUCAAUUCAUUCGAUGAAGUCCCCUCUCCAAGUCCAAUUAGGGGUAACCAUGGAGGCUUGAUGAAACCGGUCUGACGACUCAAAUGUUUCCUGUGAGCACAAAGGGUCUUUUAUCCAGCUGAUAUCCAUGUUUGCACUCGGAGUGUGAGUAUAAUCUGCCAGAGUUAUGACGUCAACCAGAGCCUGGACCGAUGCUACUGUUAGUAUGGAGGUGCUCUCGUUGUGUCGCUCCGUCUCGCUCUUGUUGCGUCAUUGCAGAGGCCUUCAGGGAUGUUGUUGUGCUCAUAUAUUGCUGGUGUUGACAUCAUUUUUCUUGGCUCAAAAAUCUGUCCUCUUAAAUGAAAUAAAAAGAAUAAUUUGAGGAAAUAUUCAUCCAGGAUCAGUCUACACAGAUGAGGCUCAGUGUUAUGCAUGUAGGUGUUAUUGAUGUUUCAUCUACUUUAUGAGUGCCCCUCUUCGUAAUAGGUCCCCACGACAAAUUUAAGACUACAAGACUCGAUUUGAGGCGGGUUUAAAGCAAGGACUCUGUAGUGGAAAUCACCACAUGGGCUCAAAACAUAUACACAUUGCCAGCGAACAACUCUGUGUCUUUGACUAUCUGCCAAAUGUUGGUUGAGUCAGCAUUUCAAAUUUAGCAACUGCCUCAAAAAUCCUCAAAUCUCUGCUUCAGAAACUGAAGGGUGACGUCACUUACAUCCAUGUUUUAUACAGUCUGUGAAACCAGCGCCGCAGGUUCCUGUUUAAUUAGCCUCUGCAAAUCAGUCUGACAUUUACUUACUUAAUACUAAAACACUGUGUAAAACCCUCUCCUCACUGUCUCCUGCAGUGUUUCAGCAGCAGGCUGUCCACAGCCCUCUGGAGCAGCAGAAGCAGAAGCAGAAGUCGGGAGGAGGAGGACCCAUCCCCUGUCAGAACUGUGGGAAGCCCUGCAAAGGAGAGGCGCUGCGUGUCCAGAACAAACACUUCCACAUCAAGUGCUUCGUCUGCAAAGGUAUGUAACACAUCCAGCUAUGACCUUUGACCUUUACACUGUCACUCCACAUGCCACAGUACGUUUAACUGUCCUCAAAAAAAUGCUGUAUUCGAGGUUGGCAGAAACACACCUGUAGGGUUCCAAUAAUAUCCAAGUGCAGUCAAGUCCUUAUUUACCAAACUCAUACAUGUAAGUAUUUGAUAUGGUGGAUAAAGGAGUGUGUGUGUGAUUUUAAUCUCUGUGUGUGUUACAUACUUGAAAUGUGUGUGUACAUGUGAGUUCUUGUGGUUUGGUGUGGGGUAUGUUUGUGGUUUUUAUUUUAACAUGUGACUUUAUUUCAGAGGAGUGUGUGUCAGCGCCCCUCCUAACUCUGACUCUCGUGUCAGGCUGCUGUUGUUGUCAACACGCUCUGGUUGCUAGGCUACCGGCAGGGUCGCCAAAGUGUUGUCAGCUUCUUGGAGUUUAUCGCCUGUUAUCACACACUGACCAGCAGACUCUCUGUCUGUGUGUCCUGCACCAUACUCCCCCACCCCUCCUCUUCUCCGCCCUCCGUCUUAAAUUCUUGUCAAAAGGGUGGAAUCAGCAGACGGUGUGCUUAUCCAAUAUUAAACUUAAAACAUACAUUUUGCCACAAAGAUUCUCAGUCUCUCAGAAAUAGAUAAGCUAUCCUUUUAGCUUCACUCUGGAUCUCUACACUUGCAAACCUGCAAAUGGGACAUAUGCAAUGACAAUACAGGACAUGCAGCGUUAAUCACUUAAAUCAUAUUUCACUUAAACACAAGGAGAGCUACACGCUUUGCUAACCGCAGAAUGUAAACAUGCACGUCACCCCGGCAUAUACCUGUAGUUUUUGUGUAGUUAGAGGAACAUUAUCUUGGUAGCAUUUUACAUGAUAACAGGAUAUAAUGAUAGGGCAAAAGAGUGAUAAUUGAUAUUUAAUAGAAUGAUAUUACCAUAUAUAAAAAGCUUCAAUCUGGGUAAUAAUCAUGGAAUUUAACAGAACGAUAACGGCCCAAAAUCUAACCGUUUAGUGUAAUUUCCAUGAUCAAGAGCUGCAGAAUACAGAUCCACCUGUUUCUAUUUUCUUAAUUGAUUAACAGUCCACCUAGAAGUCACUUUAAAUAGAUAAACAAGGGUUAAGCUAUCAGAAACCUUCCAUAGCAGUGCUGCUUUACUGUUUACCCAAGAGGCCUGACUCAUAGAGAAAUUAAGUAUGAAUAAUUGGUGUGGAUUGAUGUCUUGCAGCUUAUAAAUAGAGACUGCCUUACUCUCCUAAUUGGGCUUGGUUUGUUUUUUCUGUUUAAAAGAAAGAGUGAAUUAUGAUGAUUACAUGCCUGGAAUUGCACUCAUUAAUUACUCUUUAAAGAUCAUCAGAUGUUAAUACUUAAGGGUCAUUAUUUUGCUGUAACUGGUUGCUCUGAUUAAAGGGACAGAGAGCGUGUUUUCUCCACCCAGCGAGGUUGUUUGGCGUUUUUUCUGAAUAACUUAAUUAGGAAGUGUGGUGCCGCCAAACAUCAGCUACUCAGAGAGGGGAGUAUUAAUACCAUUCAGAUGCCUCAGUAAGAAGAGUCAUGUAAGGGGGCUGCUCAGAAAAUGCCUGCCUUUUUUUUCCCGUAUGUUUAUCCUAUCGCUGCUGCUUUAAUUGAAUUCCCAGUUAAUCUGGGUUAUUAAUUAGAUGAUUAUCCCAACAUUGCAAGAAUUCUGGGUGCAUUUUCUGCAUGCAAAAACAGCCUGAGUAGGGCUCAGAUUUCUCUAUCAGCAGCUCAAACCUUCAUUAUAGAGAUAAAGAGAGUCUCAGAGUCAGCGGCCAACUUCAACACAGCGUCAGGGGGGUUAGUGUUAUGCUUGAACUCAUUCCUGACAUCAUUUGACAAUAAAAUCAGGUGAAAUAUCUCCCCCCUGUUGAUCCAAAUAACAUAAACUCACCUCACCUCUGACCAACUGCUCUCUAUCUAAGCUGUUAAGAUGAACCUGGAACAGAAUCAAGCCCGUAACCCCCGACGACGUGGCUGUAUUAGUGCCAAUUACACCCUGCUUGGGUGCUAGCCAACAGGCCAACAGAGCCAGACCUGAAGUGAGGAACCGCUCGGAUCGCCAUGUGUGUAAUUUACACCAAGCUGAGAGGAGCAACAGAUUAAUGAGAGUUAGCAUUUGCCUCUUUUACUGAUGGUAAACAAAGUCUCAGAGUUUUGGUAUAAAUACAGCAGGGUUUUCAUAUUUUAUUAACUUAGUAUGGGAAAGCAAACCCAAAGGCCAUUCAGCGUUCAUACCUGAGGAUGUUGAGUUGUCUUUCAACAACAAAUCCAGUGACCAUACCCCAACCAAUCAUAUAAGUAAUUCCAGUGGCGUCACACAUUUGUUCUUAGCGAGGUGUUACCAACCCAAACAAUGGUGGUCAUCAUUUUGGAAGUGCUGACCCAACAUUACGUUCACUCAGCCGAGAUAAAGGUAAAGAGGUGGGGCUGAGGCAGCCAUCAACCUCCCGUCAAACACAUUUACCCAUUCAGACCAAGUGUAUACACUCAUGCUAUCAGAAUCAAAAACAGAAUAAAAAGUUGAAAAACUACUCAAAGUUUUGACACACUGUAGGUCAUAUUGGGAAAUUUUUGCAAAGGCAUCUGUGAAGGAAGUAAAUCCUUGUUAAAGCUGCAGUGUGGAUCCAGGAUCCAGCUUUUCAACAUACAUAUCAAUGUUUUUCAGCGUAUGUUUCAAAAUCUGCAGCUGUUUUGAAACCUAAAUCUUUUCACGUGGCCCUCCUCUCGUGGAGGUGAAGAUCACACUCCUAGCUGCAGCCUCUGGUUUCAGAGCAUCUGAAGAGCACUAAUUGCUGUUUUCUCUGCAGCUUCCGUCAACAGCAGGCUUUGUGGUUGAGGAAGUGUGUUUUAUUUAGGUACCAACUGGGACUGUCUGUGUGUAUCCUGUUUUGUCUGCUCCUUUGACGCCUCUAAGCUGACACUGACACACCAUCACUGACACACCAUCAAUUCCUCUGAGCUGCAGACAAAAGAACAAAAACAAGAGAGGAAGACUUUCAUCCCCAAUCUGUUUUUGUUUUCAUGAAUUGCCGUCACGUCAUCAGAACAGUAUCUGAAUCCAGAGGGGAAUACUCAGAUCUGGAAAUAUGUGGUCACGCCCUCAUGUUGACAAGCUCUCAUGAAAAAUAUUAGAUAAAGUAAAAGCUGGAGUGGUUAAGGAGCUCUUAUGUCACCCAUUCACGCCCUCUCAAACAGAGGAGUGGUGAUUGUUAUUGAGCUCAGAUGCUUUCACUGUCACAUGCAAACACUUUUACUUGCCUGAGAAAUAAUAAAUUUAUAGGUCUGACCAUGACCGUUUUUUCUUUCUGAUUGUUUAGCUUACACUCAAACAUUGUUGGUAUGGGGAAACAGUAGGACCUGAGUCAAGUUUGACAAAGCAGCUGCUGCAAGACACCACCUCCCUGUCAAUAUUAAUAGAAAGGCAUGACAUCACAGCUGAACUUUAACCUCUGUGCAGAGAAGACUGUAAGAAGUCGACUCCAGUACUGGUGAAAGGAGGGUUAACAGUAAACUGAAACCAGUGAGUGAAUGCAUGUCGAUCAGCAAGUGCAGCGGAGCAUUUCCAUGAAGUAAUAGUCAUCAUAAUAAUCAUUUUGCACUGCAGACACGCUAGUACUUCUGCAUUAGCGUCUCGGUCUGAUUGCAUUUUUAUGAAGUAAUUUUCAUAAAUGUUCUACCUUGAGCUGCGAAACUCUGCUGCACUUGGUGAUGGACAAACAAGCUGAGCAUUAUUUAAGGCUAUAGAGUGGCUUUUGGUUGAGGUUUGCACGUGGAGAUGUAGACCGCUGUGUAUUGCUAUCGUGCGGUCAUUGCUGAUUUCGGUAUAACUAGAGAAGCAAGCAGUCUGCAACAUUCAUCUCUCAAGGGGUUGUCUAACUCGGUGUUACGGUGUCUUUGACCCUAACUUAAAUUUAAGUUUUUCCUGUCAUGGGAAAAUUAGCUAGCAGAAACAAAAUGUACCAGGGUUCGGGAUAAGGUUACAUAUGCUGACAUUACACUCUGUGAUUGGCUGCUUGUCACCAGAGCUCAUCUGUUGAUCAUUAGCUGAUCUGACCACAAGCAAUGGUUGACAAGAGGUCAGACUUGGAUCAUCCAGAGAUCGGAUUAAGACGAUUUUAGGAAUUCUUUAUGAUCACAAAGCCAACUUGAGUCACUCCAAAACUUAUUUUGAAAGGGAAACUUAGAACCAUUUGGUUAAUGGCUCUGUGCAUUUUACUCUUAACUCUAUAAGCAGACAAAUAAGGAAUUUGACUUUCUUAUGUAAAAGCAUUAAACAGUAACACUAAAUUCUAAAACAACAUGUAAAAAACAUUGAUAGCACACUUGGAUUAGGAGUGGCUCUAAAUUCAAGCCCAAAAAAGUGACAUUGGUGCAUAAUUUAGUUUUAGAUAUUCUGGUUAAAUAUAUGUUUGAGUCUUCCUCAGGUGAAGUUUGUAAAAGCUCCUAACCCCAAAGGUUUUCACUGAAUUUUUAUCCCAUUGUGUAUGAAAGGGUUAAAAGCUGUCAAUAUAAUCAAAAUUGACUUACGAAAGUUUUCACAACUCCUGUAUUUAAAGUCUGCUGUGCCCUUUCAUUGACCUCACUGGAUAUAGUUUCUUGCGUUUAGAGGAGUGUGGAAACUUGGCCGAAAAGACAAUGAUAGUAGAAAGCAGACAGAGAGCAGGAAUAGUCUGUGAGUUUAAUGUUUUACCGAUGUUUACUGUGUGCAGUGUGAAAUCACAGCUCUGACUCCAGCUUUUGCAAACAGUCGCUCCGCCUUUGAGGUUUUGGCAGAUUUAUAGAUUGCAUUGUUUUUGCACGGCUGCCCGGCCUGAGCGCGUUUCUUCCUGGAAGUUAGCUGAAUAAAUAGAUGCUGCACGGCCACAUGUUGAAGCCCUGAUGCUGGGAUCGUCGGUGUUAUAAUAGCAGAUGGUUGUGAUGUUCUCAGCAGGGUGUUGGCUAUUGGACCGUCUCAUUCUUGGAAGCGGGCUCACCCGAACAGAGCCAGGAGGGAGAGAGUGUGUGUGUGUGUUGGUUAUUAACCUCAGGGUGCUUAACUCCAACACGGGAAAAGAAACUCAGGGCUUACUUUGAGGGAGGUGAAGAGCGAUGAAUAGUUUUUGAAACACGUAGCGUUAACUUUCAUGCUCUUGUUUCAUUUUGUUUUAAGGUAAAUGAAACCUGGUGGAAAACCGUCUGUAUAUACCUGAGUUUUGUGGAACAAACCUUCAGUUUUAAUGCUUACCCUUAAUCACUAAACCUUGGCCCUGUCUUAUAAGAAAAUAAAACCAGAAUGAGGAGUGAAUCAGAAGUAUUGGACUCAUCUAAGCCAGCAGAUGUUAAAUAGGAUGUAAUAGCUGCAAGUCUGGCCAAGACUUUUCCAAUCAAUUGUAGAAGCAUGUGAUUUUCUAGUCAGGUCAUGAUUAGGUUGAAAAACACUUUUUUUUCGCACUAAACUUUAUUUACAAUCUCAAUGACGUGUUUUUCCUUCUAACAAGAAGAACCCAAUCACAGGGAAUAUACUGCACCAGAAAACUGGACCAUAUUUCUGUCAUAGUGGAAUUAAACCACAUCCCUUUUUUCUUGUACAUGUCUGUUAAACUCUUAUAACUAGGUAGCACAUAUCUGGUGUUGACAGUUUCAUGCAUGUGGACAAAUUUUCCACCAUGUAUAUUGACUUUAUUUCUUUGGUAAUACAGCCUUCCUUUCUCGGCAUACACAGUACAAUGUGGAACUAACUCUGCUACCAUCAGUUGCUCCUAGCUUGUGUUUGUGGGGUUGUAGUGUGGUCUUGUGCUUCUCACAGUAAGUGCAAUAUAAUGCAAAUAAUUCACCACACAAUUGUUGUUUUUUUUCACUAGAAACGGAUGAACGAGGCAUACCAAUUGCAUUGUAAUAAAGCAAACAAAUCAACAUGUUUACUUUGCAGACAUGCUUGGUGAGAUGAACUCUAGUUUGCUUCCUGUUUGAGCACAUGUGGAGAGCAUUUUCUGAUCAUCCACCUUCUACACCUGCAGUGCUAAACAAGGGGGGGUUAUGUCAUCCACAGAUACCUGGUGAUAAGCUCCAGGUCGGACUAGAAAAGAAUAAAGCAAUUUUAAAUUGGAGGCAAGUUCCCAGGAGAGUGAAAAUAAGUCUACUAUGUUAUUAUUUUUUGGUCUUUUCAUUAUAAAAUUGAGAACAGUUUUGCUCGAUUAUAGAACAGACUGUUUCCAAUCCAGUCUGUAAUAAAACAGACACACCCAGAUGAGCUGUUUUCAAAUAAUGUCAAGUCAUAGGAUACAGUGUUGCCCUGUUAUUUAGACCAGAGACAGACCUCCCUGGCUGCCUCAUUAGAAGCCAGAGCAGAGGGCGACUGGACCUCUGUGAGACAAUCAGAUAGACCAGCCUUGAAUUUUUCCUCUUUCAAGCUCACUCCAUAGCUGUUCGGAUCGAUACCAGCAGGCUGUAGAGCGAGCAGUCAAGGUUAUGGAUGCACAAAUGGUGAGUCAUUGUAAAACAUGAGGUGAAGCCAAGGUGCCACAUUCACAGCAUAAAGCACAUAGCACAUGUAUAUUUAACUCUGCUCACACCCUUACACACACACACAUAUAUACACUGUGGAUGUCACUGUGAAACACGAGGCAGAGUCAAGGUCACACACAUGGUGGGGCACAGUAUACAUAUAUAUUUUAUAUGAAACAAAGACAGGAGAGUAAAUAAUAACGGUGGAGGUUUAGUAUAUUGAAUGGACACAUUUUCCUGUUACUGGUACACAAAGACAGUGGACACUCUGUGUGAUGUGUCUGCAGAUUCAAUCCAACAAAGCCAGCUCUGAGCUGUUUAAUUGGAUUUGGCCAAAAUGCAUCAGUCUGACAUGGCAUGCAAAUUCAAUGCACUUGCAGGAUGCUGUAUCCUUUAGUUACCUUUGAAGGCUUACUGACAAGCUUACACGCAUGCAUAAUUCAUAAGUGCAACCAUAUGUCACACAGGGCUUUAUAUGUCUUUAGAUGUUUUAGAGCUUGCACCACCAGCCCUACAUGGUUCCCCCUUUGUGGGAUACUGUCUACAUACCUCACAAACAAAUCCUAUGUGACUUUUGGCUUCCAGAUAGGAGCGUCCCGAUACAACUUUUUAACUUCAAUACCGAUAUUUUAGCCUUCAAUAUUGACUGAUACCAAUGUUGAUCUGAUAUUGGCACAAACUUGUGCACGACAAGUUUUGCACUCAGCUGCAAUGUCUUUUUUAAACUUUUACGAAAAAUACUGCCACACCGCCGACAUUACUACUACCCCUAGCUCAGGCAUGUCCAAACUAUUCCACGAAGAGCCGGUGUGGCUGCAGAUUUUUCUUCCAACCAAGCAGCAGCACACCAGACUUGAUUCAUUUCAUCAGCUGAUCUCAGUCUUCAGACAGCUGAUAGGUCAGACUGCAUGCUCUUGAUUGGUUGGAAGAAAAACCUGCAGCCACACCGGCUCUUUGUGGAAUAGUUUGGACAUGCCUUCCCUUGCUACUUUGUUAGUACCGUCAUACACACUGUUGUUGUGAUCAUAUGGGCUCUGCAUGAUGGAUCCUGGCUCUGUUAGCUAGACGUGCUGGAGUGGAGUCUGAAAUGGACUGCUUGUAUUGGAAUGCUGAUAUCUGAGAUUUUAGAUGCAGGUCGAUAUGAUCCAAAAAUUGUUUUUUGGCUGAUAUCGGACUGAUAUACGGUAUCAAUAUCGCAUCGGGACAGCCCUAUUUCCAGAUGACUUCAUUGAUCAGUCAAGCUUGGUAUUAAAAGCAAAACUUAAAGCCAGAAACCAAGGUUUGAAAUUGGCCCAUCCACUCAAAGCUAGUUUUGGUGCCAGGACCACAGAAGAGUUGCUACCAGCUGUUUUAAGGUUUUCAGCGGGAGUUACAGCUACAUCACUUGCAUCUUGUCCAAACCGCUGAAUUCACUCCCUUCAUCCCUCGGACCUUGUUUUUACAAGAGUAAAACAGACGCACCAUAUUUUAUUUACAAUUCACAAAAGGGCAGAUUUGUUUAACAUCCACCCAUUCAAGCAUGUAACUCCCUCGGAUACUCUUCAUGUUGAGCCGAAGUAAAAGAAGAUCUGACUUGACUCUGUGAUCCCGCAGUGUGGAGGAAGCAGAUUCAAGAGCUCACUGGAUUCCUCAGAGAGCUUUUUGAGUACAUUCACGUUAUGUAAGUGUGUUCACAGUGCGUCAGAUAAGGCCUAAGUGAUGGGAGUAAUCAGUUUCCUGUGAGGUAAUCUGCCUCUCAGCCUUUGGAAAAUGUUGUAAUCAAGUUCCUACUGCUGUGUAACCUUUACACUUUCUUUAUAUUGGCAACCUGAGAUGCUUUUACUGCUAUUAGCACUGUUAUUAUGUAGAAGUAGAGUCAAAGUGAUCAAGAUGAUCUUGGGUCUGGUGCCACGUCUUCAUGCUGUUGCAGGACAUUCGAAGUUUUACCGCUCCCUCGAAGAACCAAGGAGAACACACAACAACAUAUUUACACUCAUACGUCUGAUAACCACACACCCAGAGUUGAAAAGUUCAAACUCCCUCAUGAUUCCUGGAAGUUUUAUCUUCCCCCAGGCGUGGAUCCACCGACACAUUCUGUUCUCCUGCUGAAUCUCAGGACAAAAUGACUAAUAAGCUGCAUCAUGACCUCACCCACCAACCAAAGACCCCUGUGCAGAGUGAGGACACUCACUCAUCCACACACACACCCUCUGUCACCAUGGAGACAGGAUGGUUUCCAAAUGAUGGAAUCUGUUUGAGCACAACAGUCAAUUGAAACGAGAGGUUCAAGGUUGAUUCUUGGACUUUCUGAGAAAGUCAUUUGACAGUUUCUGUACUGGAUUGCUUAAGUUUUCAUGCGUCAUACUUCCCUUCCAGACCCACACAUAAAUUUUGUUUAUUUUUCAUUACCAUAUUUAUCAUUGUUUAACUGACUGUUUGUUCUGAGAACUCCCAGUGCUUCCACUUGCACUCAUGGAAUGGAGAAGCAAACCACCUUCUGUUUUAUGUGCAUGCAUGAAAAGCCAAAGCAGGGAGUGCAGUAGCAAAGACCUGGUACAGCACAAAGCAGCAUCAGCGACGGUACAUAUGACCGUGGUAAAACCAGACUCAGCAUAAAAAAGGAGGAGCAGAGCAGUUUGCACUAAAAGUAGCAGGAGAAGGUAUCUUAAAGUGGUUCAACUAUAAUGCCCAAUUAUAUGAAUUUGACUGGUCAUAGAUGGGUGGACUUGUUGUUAUGGUGACUGAAAAGACUUUAAGGGGGCGCUCACAACAAGCGCGAGUAAGACCAUCAACUUGCUUAAUUGGCACAAAUCUGGAUGUGUGAAUGAAUAGUAUUUCCUCGCUUCAUUCAUGCAACAACGGUAAUUUUAACAGUAAUACCUGCCAAUUCCGCAUUGAUUCAACAUGUAACUCAUUCGCGCGAAUGAUUUUACUCACACUUGGUGUGUGGAGACAGUCAGUGCAACAGAGAGACUAGAAUCCUCAUUUAACCAGCUAAGAAGAGGCUGAAGGCUAAAGUAUGACUUUUUGCCAGACAGAGGUGGAGUUAGACCUGAUAUGUAAAAGUCACUGCAUCAGACAGUCCUGUAGCUUCAGCACUGAUUUGAAGAUGUGCAUAAAGUAAGAAGAGCGAGAUGACAAGAGUCUUCAAAUAAUGGACAAAUCCACUCUAACGUUCUCAAUCCAUCCCUCUCUUUCUUUAUCCCCGUUCAUCAAAUUUUAUGGCUUACAAUCGUAACGGAUUACUAUUUAGUGAACUCAAUGUUUUCUCUUGUCAUUUGUCAAAAUUGACAAAGCCAUGCUCAUGGUGGACCACUAUUUGAUCUCUAUUUAAAAAAAGUGCACCCAAGAGUCUGGACCUCCUCUUCUUCUCCCCUUUCGGUCAAACUUUUUCUGUUUGGAUUUAGUGAUUUAGUGUUUAAGUUUCUGCACCUUUGUACUUGAAUCAUCUAGUUACAAGGAUAUCUCAGCAAUUGAGAAAUUGUUCAGUAUCUCUGCCAGUGAUGGGCCUUUUUGUGAUUCUUCAUAAGUAGUAGCACAAGUAGUCGUAGUACAGCUUUGACUUUAUAAGUCAUGACGAGCACUUAAGCUAGAAACGUUUCUUGACAUAAACCCUGCAGUGUCAGUACGACUUAGAUUAAGUUGGGGGAAUUUUCUGUAAAUUGCAGGUGUGUCUUGACCUCCUUUUUUCCUAUCAACCCCAGCCCCAGUUCAAUUCCCCUCCAUUAACAGACUCAUGCAUUUGUCUCUGCUUCGUUUCAUCAACCUCUCCCUGCCUUUUUACACAUCCCACAUGAGUGAGGAGUCAGGAUGGAUAACAGCAAAAAGUAAAGGAUUAGAGGAGGCAGCUUUGACGGUUUCCAUCAGUACUGAAGGAGCAUCGUUCCUCUUGCAUUGAGACAAUUAGCUUGAUCUGUUUUUGAGGUUAGUUUUUCUGUAGCUUUCCCUUCUCUGCACCAUUUGCAUCCUGCUGCUGUGCUGUAGAUGAAAAAAUAAUAUGAGAUGCUUGGGUUUGCUAUCACUGUUAAAAGGCUGUAAUGUGUUCUGGUAGCGUUAGCUUUAUAAAUGAUGUAUGGGCUCAUACUGUCUCUGCUACUGAGCUGCUUAAGCGACUGAGUUAUACUACAGUAAGGAGAGGAGUCUACACGGCGUCUGGCAGCACAGGUAUAAAUAUACAGGGAUUGUAAAAUGAACUGACAGUAAGCAGCACUCACCCACAUCGGCGAGGAUUACCGUCUCCAUCGCUUACAGGUCUCUGUAUCACUUUCUAAGAAACCGAGCUUUUAAAUUCUACCAGACAAAAUUUAGCUCAGUCUCAAGUCAUCAGAAACAGGUUCAGACAAGUCCUUUUUAGCCAAGUCAGUCUUUCAAGACUGGCUGAUAGCUGUGGGUCUAUUUUAAAUAUGUGAGAGUCUGAAGUCAAGGCUUAGAGGGUAAAGAGCGCCCUAGGAUUAGUUCCAGAGUAAUCAAAAACAAGUCCAAAGUGACAUUUAGGAUCUUUGCAAAACAAGUUGAAGAAAUUUCAAACCAUUUGGGGGUAAGCAAAGACUGGCCUAAACCAGAGUUUCGAGUUUUUUUAGAGAAAUUCAAGUAGAUUUGGAGGACUGGUUAAGCAAAUUGAUAUUGUCAAGCCACCGAGGGCAGAGGUUGUUAAUGUGAAGACAAGUUUAAAGUCUUUUGAUAGAGUCUAAGAUUCAUAUACUUGCCUGUUCAUGUUUUGUCGGAUUGAACUGACAUUUUAUUAUUGCUAAGUUGAGUUCAGGCCAUCUAGUCAACACUGAGCCUAAAAUCCACAUUGUUGUGAGAUUAAAGAACAAUUUGUUCUUUAAAGGUUUAGGACUGUUGCCAUCAAUCCAUCCAACCACCCACCCACUGAUCUAUCUAUCUAUCUAUCUAUCUAUCUAUCUAUCUAUCUAUCUAUCUAUCUAUCUAUCUAUCUAUCUAUCUAUCUAUCUAUCUAUCUAGCUAUCUAUCUAUCUAUCUACCUACCUACCAUCCAUCCAUCCAUCCAUCCAUCCAUCCAUCCAUCCAUCCAUGUCAGCGCCCUGCAGGUAUGUAUUCCAUCCUCUCAGGGUAUAUUAUCUCAUGGUGGUCAGGUUUCCAGCCUUCUGGACUGGAUGUUAAAGAGCCGGUAGCAGCUGCUGGAAAGUAUGUCGUCCACUUCCUGAGAAAACAUUCCCGCUCGUGUUGUUGUGGUCGAUUUAUUAUCACAGUGUAACUGCUGUGAGUGGUUGAUAAAAAAGUGAAACUGUGCAAACACUGCACAAAGGCUGUUCGAGGUAUCUGUCAGAGUUUGAAGGAGAAGGAUUACAGACCGGGAGAGUUUUUUUUGCUGGUAGGAACAUCUUGAACUUUCAGUUUUAGUUCAGGGGAAUUCAGACGAAGGGAAAGUAUCUCAGUGUUGUAAAAUGUCAUAUCUUCUACAUUAGUGUACUACACCUCAGUUGAUGUUCACACUCCCUUUCAAAGUCCUUUCAUCCCUGAAUAUAUAAGCUUGAUCCCUCAUGGGUGUUCAGUGGUUGUGUAACUGCACAGUAAGACAUUGCCUCUGCAGCUGGAUAACAAAUAAGUGCACACUUUCUGCUUUCUUUUUAGUUACACAAGUUAAGCUGCAAACGCGUUGCCAAACAGUGCUUAUCAUCCCCUCAACCUCCAUUUGCAGUCUAUAAACCCCAAAUCAAAAAAACUAAUCCUUGGGUCAUAGUUUUCUUUACCAGAUGUAUCAGAGCCAAAGUUGUAGCUGCUGGAGUGGUGGCUGAGAUAGACAAAGUGAAUGUGGGAGGGGGUGAGCAGCGUGUGGAGUAGUUAUCAUCCAUUUAUCGUUAUCGAGGUGAACUGCUCAAUUUAUCAUGGUAUUGAUUCGAGGCCAUAUUGUCCAGCCCUAGGCUGACUGGUAUACGAGGUGUGUGUAAGCAGUGGCUUGGUUUUUGCACAUCUGGGGAUGGAUAGCUGUAAGCAAGAACAAAUGUUUGGAAGUCAAGUAAACCUUUUCUGUAUUUGUGUCGUUAAUAUACUUUAUUUACAUGCCAUCAUCAGCGCUAAAAUAAAACAAAGCCUGGGAGUCUCCUUUGGCCUUGUGCUGGUUUUAGCAGGCUGAGGGUUGGCCUGGGUGGUCCUGAAAGCUGGAACUUUGUGUUCAAUUGUUUGACCUCUCAAAUCUCGAUCCAAUCUCCAAUAAGGGGAACUGUGUGGUACUCUGUCUGCGGCUGUGUGUGUCUGAGUGUAUUGUAUUGUCUUUACUGUAUGUGCGUGACUUCACCCAUGCUUUGUGCAUGUGUGCCCUCAUUCCUUCUCACCCUGGUGCAGAUUUGUCUGUGUGUCCAGAAAGAAUAUAUUAUGUCUGUGUGAUCUCACCUAAAUCACGACAGUGUGUCUUACCUCAUGCUUUCACACCCGGCUGCAGUAUCGAGACACUGUAGAUGUGUGUGUGUGUGCCUGAAAGUUCACUGUGCAGUCCCAGGGUAUAACACCAACCAGUGAAAACAUUCCCUCAUUUAUCUUUCCUGACGUUUCCUCGAAAAAAGAAAGAAUAGAGGGGUAUUGUUUCUGCUAAAGGGCUGGAAAAAUAGAGGAAGUUUUUCCCCUCGAGGGUGUGGCUGGUCAGUGAUGUCAUGCUGUUGCUUUGGUUACAGUGUAAUCAUUGUGUGUGUGUAUUGGAGGAGAGGGUGAUUUUGAGUUCCUGUCAUGUAUUGUUAAGAGCCAGACAAAUAGACAGAGUCCACAUACGUGAGUUAAUAACACACCGGCUGUGAUACAGUGUGAUGUUAUUUGCUCUUAAAGCAGGUUCAGUAAAACAUCCAGACAAGUCCGACUGGCUCUGCUCAAAACAAAAACUCCUCUUCUUUUUACUACGUCUCAAACAAACCUCUAUAAAUAGUUGUGUGGGUGCCUGUGAUGUUUAUUUUAGUAAGUGCCUGUCACACUAUGGUGCAAUAAGUUCAUGUCUGCUGCAUAUUACUCCUGUUUUAUAUAAGUAUAACAUUCACCAGUGGAGUGUACGAUACAAAAGGGCAUCUAUUUAUAAUAUCAUGUACAAACCAAGCUCCACAACAGAAGGGUUGCUUUGUAAAAGGUCGAACUUAAACAACUUUGAUUUAUGGACAGCUGCUCAACAGUUCAGGACUGCAGGCAGUCCAGUUUAUCAGCAGGACUCUUCUACUACAGAGCCAUGCUGUUGUAAUCCCUGUUGUCAGAAUGUGGUUUGUCAUUGUCUUGCUGAAAUAUGAAGGUCUUCCCUGAAAAAGUCUUUGUCUGGAUGGCAGCAGAUGUUGCUCUUACUGUAAACCUGUAGAAAUUGUUCAGCAUUAAUGGAGUCUUCACAGAUGUGGACACUGAUGAUCUAUAUACCAUCAGGGAUGCUUAUAACAAGCCAGGUGGCCCCUUUCCUUUUCAGAGUGGAUGAAGCAGCGUCCAUAAUUUCCAAAAAGAAUGUUCACAUUUUGAUUUAUCAGACCACGGGACAGUUUUCACUCCACCUCACUCUACCUAAAAUGUAGCCUGGCUGGGCCAUCCUGUUGCGUGAAUCACUUGCCGUUCCUUCCUAUUGGGAGUGUGCAUUCCCAAUCAGAAAAUAACCGGGCCAAUCAAUCACCCGUUCCCGGACAACAGGGAAAGGCAGCCCCUGAUUGGUCCAUGUGUAGAUGGUGACGUCUAACACAUGCUGCGGGACUUUUCAAAGCGCCGUUCAUUCAGAACGCCGUUAAUUCUGCAGUUGACUUUGCAAAGUCGGCGGAAAUCGUUUAGAUCCGACGUCUUCUGCGAAUCUAAAAGAUUUCUGCCGACUUUGCAACGUCAACUGCCCCCCUGUACCUGUCAGAGCUCCUGCAUCACCACUCCCCAGCCAGAGCAUUAAGGUCCUCUGACCAGUUGCUUUUGGACAUCCCCAAAACCAGAAUUAAGUCUGGAGGUGACAGGGCUUUUUUAGCGGUCGCCCUGAGACUCUGGAACAGUCUACCUGGCCGUCUUAGAGCCUCACAGACCCUAGAGACUUUAAAAUCCUCCUUGAGGACCCACCUUUUUUCCCUUGUGUUUAAACAUAAAUAAACUCACACAAAUCAUAGGCACUGUAGCUGUUAUUCUUUUACUGUCUGUAUUUUGUCCCACUGUUUUUGAUUUUAUUGUUAUCUAUCUAUUUAUUUACUCAUGUUAUUUAUCCUAUGUACAGCACUUUGAUUGACUGCUGUCUUCUUAAAGGUGCUUAUAAACUUGACUUGACUUCUUUGGAUGGUACAUUGUUAAUCUGCAUGCAGUGAUUCCCACUACAGAGUCACUUGUAAUUUUAGUUAGUCUGUUAAUGAGCCUAUUAUAACUGUAGAUUCCCCAUCUCUGCUGUUGCUCAGUAAUCUUUAAUUACUGUGGGUCAGUUCUGGUCUGAUUCUGGUUCUGAUAAAUGUGCAAUUGCCAGCUGGGUGAUUUUAUCAUGUAAAGGUCUUUUUCGUGAUCAGCCUCAUCUAAUUGCCUCUUCUUGUCUCCUCUCUUUUGUCCACCCUUUCCUUCCCUCCUCUCCUGCAGUAUGUGGAGUCGAACUGGCCCAGGGAGGCUUCUUCGUGCGGCAGGGCGAAUACAUCUGUACUCAAGACUAUCAGCGACUGUACGGCACUCGCUGCUUUAGCUGCCAGGACUUCAUUGAAGGGGAAGUCGUGUCUGCCCUGGGCAAGACCUACCACCCCCGCUGCUUCGUCUGCGCCUCCUGCAAGUAAGAUACUGGGAUGUGGGGUCCAGAGUCAAGGGGUCUAUUUUCACAGGACCUGCUCUGAAUCAGGCAAAAUCUCGUCUGUAUUGCUGUCAAGCUUUUAAACAGUUAAGGACCAUCAGAUCCACUCUUUGGUCUGUCAGUGCAGAGUUAUCCAGUCUUAUGUUUGUCACCGGGGCAUGUAUCAGUGUUUGUGUGUGGGGGGUGAGUGGGUGGUUGUGUUUCUCAGGCCUCAGAAAGGUAACGGGAGCCUCUCUCAGGCAGGAAUUCGGAGUGCGUAGUCAAUCAGAACAGCCACUUAGCCCAUUCCCACAGAUAGUGUUAACUGCCUUUUCAAGCGUGUGCUGGUUUCCUGUGUGUGUGUGUGUGUGUGUGUGUGUGUGUGUGUUCAUAACUCUGUGAGCCCUUCACUGAACCUGAGAUCAGAAUGUCCUAAUGUGGCAUUUGAGGGUUUGUUACGUGAUCUUCUUCUCCACUCCUUUUCUCCUCUGUUAACAAAAAUCUCCUUUGUGGUGAAACACACGCGCUUAUUUUACUGAAUCUGAAAAUAGAUCUGAGAAAAAAAUGUGGCUUCAGAUGUGACUUCACACACAGCUGUGUAUGUUUGUGUGUGUGCAUAAGGGCAGAGCUGUAUUGAUCAUCAAUGAUUCAUCAAGAGAAAUCGACCCCUGCUUUCACUCUCUUCGUCUGGGGUUGUUUUUGUGUUUCUGUCUGUCUCUGCGCGUUCCUCUCUGUCCCACUUCAAGAUUCACCUGCAGUGAUGAAUCCAAUUAAAACAGACUAAAUAUAAGAAGUAGACGGAGCCUGUGGAUCCAAGCUGUGAAGCAUUAACCUGUAUCUUUGGUUCAAGUUUUCUUCAUCAAAGUUUUGAGUACUUUGGUCUAAUCUGGAGCACAAAUGGUUACCGUGUGAUUGUCAGGUUGCUAAAACAUUAAAUGUUACAUUAAAAAAUAACAGAAAAGGAAAAUUUUGUAAGUUUCCUAAAGUCAGAGGUUGGCACUAUUAAAGGGAUCAAUCAGUUAACCUUCAAGAAAUAAAAUUAACAUCAAUUUUGCUAGCAGUUAAUCAGCUAAUUUGGUUAAAUGACCCCACGUAACCUGCUGCAAAUACGAUAGUCUGCCACAACCUAAAGCGUCUGCACAAUCCAGGUCCAGGACAUGAUUUGAUCUGGACACCUUUUAUUCAUAAAGCUCCACACUUUGCUUCAACUCUACAAAGGCAGUAAUGGAGGCAGAAUGGAUGCCGUCCGCCUCCUCGCUGAGUGAAGCCACAGAGAGAACAGCACCCUCUGGUGAUGGGCUGCAGUACAGGUCCGAAAUCCCGCCUCCUCCAGCAAUCCCUGUGGAGUUGUGGACAAACUUUAGACAUUAAUUACACAGAAUAUAAAUUUUUUCCCCCCUGGUCGUGAUGUUGACAUGUAGUUACUGUAAGACUGGUUUUUGCUCAACUCCUCUUUUUCUGUACAGCUCCAUUUUUAAAAGUUAUUAAGUUAUUAAUGUUUUCUAUGAUUGACACUUGGUACAAUCUAAGGGUGUAUGAAGAUUGCGUAGCUCACCCAGGGGAUACACUGUUUGAGCCCAACGUCAUUACAGCUACUCUCUGCGACUGUCCCGCCGAAUACGUACAAUGCUACUGUGCAAAUGGUGGAGUGCAUACAAUACUACUGCGCAAUGUUGGCUUCAGGAAGUGGGAAAAAAUUGAGGUAAUACCGGGAGCUUUUCAGCUUCAAAUCAGUAUACUGUCAGAAGGCGGAACCAAGUUGUCCAUAGUAUAUAUCGUCUGUGGUCUUACCGUGUUAAUGCAGGGUUAAUGCCUAAAACAGGUGUCGCUCUGUUUUAGUGAUCUAGAUCACGUGGUUCACCAAGAACCAGUGUUUCGAUGAGGUUUUGGCCUUUUUAUUUAUAAGUUAACCCAAACAAAGAUAUUGGCAUUUUCUUCUUCUCCAACCAGUCCUGUAAGUCAGCUAAAGUCCACACCGUGUUGCAGGUUGUGGUCACUUUGAAUCUGUUUUCUUCAAUUUGGUUGAUGUCUCUUCAACUGAGUUUCUCAAUUAUUUGAUAUUUGUUCUUGUGUUUAAUAUGGCAGAGUAAUGAUUUUCAUUUUAAAUUUGCCGCCCUGUCUUUAGCCCUUUUUUCCGUAGGCUGCAGUUUGUCAUUUAGACUCCUGGUCCCAUCAGACACUCGAUAGAUAUGCAACUUUCCUCCUUUGUAAUUAAUAAUAGUAAGAAUCUGUCUGACCUGUCUGCUAUGACAGCUGCUAAGCCACAAAAAAACAGAUCCAUCCCAUCAUGUUCCAAAUUUUUGGAGACAAACAACAGAUUUGUGAGCUUUUGGAUGCACAAACAAUAGUCAUUUUCUUCUAUUUGAUGUUGUAUCUUUUCCUUUGUUUGUUUGCAGACAGCCGUUUCCAGCUGGCGACAGAGUGACAUUUAACGGGAAGGAGUGUAUCUGCCAACAGUGUACCCAGCCUCUCCCUGCCAACAGCCCCGCACCCAUACAGGCUGUGCACAGUCAGUACUUUCUUUAUGUCGGACUGGAACAUCAAUCACGAAACCUACAUCCUGCUUACUAUGAUUUGUUGCUCUGCUCAUUAUAUUCCCUGCCUCCAACCUUAAACUGGCACUCUUUUAAAUUGUCUCAAGUCCACUUUCAGUGAAACAAAUGCUCUUUUUUGUCUUUUGCUAAAUCAUAUCGAGGUGCUGCAGAGGGGAUGGUUUUCAUAUUUUAUAUUCAUGUGUUGGUUUUCUGCAGACUGCUGCGGCUGUGGGAAGGAGUUUAAGAACGAACAGUCUCUGGUAGCGCUGGAAAAACACUGGCACCUGGGCUGCUUCAAGUGCAAAGUCUGCAACAAAGUGCUCAACGCCGAGUACAUCAGCAAGUGAGUCAGGAUGAAUUUAGAAGCACAGUGUCGCCAUGAAGAGUGGCUCUGCUUCUAUAGGAGUUAUCAGAUGAUCCAUAAAUGUUUGUAUUACCAAUCGGAUUGAAACUUGAGAUCCUCAAACCCCAAAUCUUUACCUUUCGGUGUCCAAAACCAAAAUGAUUUUCUUUUAGGCAUCAACUAAAUUGGUUAGCUUAUUCAGCUUAUUCACAGACAUAUUUGGAGAGAAUUUCUUAACUUUCACAGGAUUGGACAGCUCAGAGCUGACAGCCACAUAAACACAAAACCCAGGAAUGAUCAGCACACUGUUUCUGUCCAGUUCAGCGUCUGUCACCCUCAAAAAUGUUAUGUUAUUAACCACACAGAGAAUCAUGACGCGUCCCUCAAGUGUAUCUCAAGUUCUUUUCACAAGCUUCUCUUCUGCCUCUAACCUGCUGACUCACCCUCUGUCGUCUGUACAGGGAUGGGAUCCCCUACUGUGAGAUGGACUAUCACGCCAUGUUUGGCAUCCAGUGUGAGAGCUGCAAGAAGUACAUCACUGGAAAAGUCCUGGAGGUAAUCUUGUUGUUUUUUGUAGCUGCACUCUGAGCUGUUAUUUUCCAAAUCUUGACCCUCUUUCUGCAAAACCUUCAUCAAACUUUUAUGAAACUCACCUCAAGUGCUACAUUACAAAGGCCUCUAGGAAAUGGUGUCUGAACAGAUGCUGAUUCAGCUUCUAAUCAUGUGUAACUUUUUUGGAGUUUUUAGACUCAUCAAAACUAAAAUGAGAUUAAUCCCUCUGCAGCCAGCCGUGUGCUGCCCUACAGAGAAUAACCAGACUGCCAGGAUCUGCAGAUAUUCAGCACAAUCUCUCUCUUUUGGCUGUGGGCUAAUAGCUUUGACCUCACUCUCUGCUGCUCUCUCACAUGUUACCUUUCCUUGUUCCUUUCCCUCCCCUCACCCUUUUGGAAGGUUGAAUGUUAGAAUAGAAUAGAAUAGAAUAUUCCUUUAUUGAUCCCCCAUGGGGGAAAUUUUUUUGUCAAAAAAAAAAAAAAAAAAAAUGUUCUUCGUUACUCUCAAACAGAGCUGCACCACUCCUUGUUCUAAUAUCACUGAUUCCUGGUCUUUGCAUGUGUCAAACAUGUCAUUAGAUAUGAAGAGUAUGAAGCAUCAACUCGCUGUUGUUGUUGGUGUACAAUGCACCAUCUAAUCUAAUUUUAUGUAAUCUAAUCUAAUAUUCUUGGGCUUCACAAUCAUAUGAUAUAACAUUGAAAUGAUACAUUAUGACUCUGUAUGGUAUGAUAUAUAAGGUUCAUACACCUUUAUUUUCCCUAAAGGGUAAUUUGGUUUUGGCAGUUUUCCCAAAAUAUAAAUAAAGUUCAUAAAACUACAUGACAUGAUGUAACAGUAUACAAUACAAUACAUUCAAUUCAGUUCAGCUAGAUUCAAUACAAACCCAUAUGAUACAAUUCAGUAUGGUACAUUAUAUUACAAUAGGAUUCAAUACAGUACAAUACAAAUCAGUGUAUGAUACAAUACAAAUUAGUACAACUGAGUACGUUACAAUGGGAUAUAAUUUAAUAGGGAACGAUGCAAUAUGUUAUAUAUAACAUAUACAAUAUACAGUUCAGUAUGUUACAAUAUGACAUGAAGAGAUAGAAUAUAAAAUCAUGCUAUCAACGCGAUAUGAUUCAAUGUAAGUAUGGUGCAAUUGAGCCCUGUACAAUAUAAUACAGUAUGAUACAUUAUGAUUACAUUCGAUACAAUACGUUUCAGUACACUGUGAUAGGAUGUGAUUGAAUAUGUUACAAUACAAUAUGAUACAAAUGAAUACGAUACAAUAGGAUUUAGUACUGCAUAUUAUGAUAUAAUAUGACACGAUUGAAAAUGUAUAAUAGGAUUUAGCCCGGCAUUGAUAUGAUACAAUAUGAUAUGUGUAACUACACGUUGUCAUAUGCUACAAUACACUGUGAUUUGGUGGGAUUGAUUGAAGUUGAAACAAUAUAAUACAUUGCAAUAACACUUAUACCACACUGAAUGUGUGAGAGUCAGGCCUGCAGUCUUGAUAGGUAAUGUUCCAGACGGUAAUGGAGUACUGUGAGAUCUCUAAGAAGUGAAGGCGGUUGCCCAUUUAGGGCUCUUACUGUAAUAUCAUAAGAUAUGUUUUGAAGCAGAACACACAUUCCAGCUUGCAGAAGGAAAAAAAAACACAAUAAUCUUGGAGAAUGAGCAGCUGAAAGGUUUGUUACAGAGGCAGGUAGAGGUCUAGAGCAGAAGAAUGUGUCUGGAGUGAAGCAGCCUGUUGUUCUGCAGGGAUGGAGGGAUGAGACAUGGGAUACUCUCCCAGGGCAUAGAGAGGGAUGAGAGAAGGAGGAAGAAAGCUUUUAGAAAAGGGGUCUUGGAAGCUACCGCUGUGACCUCAGAACAACAGAGCAGCAUUAUUGAGACCAACAAUAAUCCCUCUCUCUUUUACUUUCUCUCUUUUCUUUCAUCGCAUGACGCCUCUCACAUUCUCCCCUCUUAUAAACACCUAUCAGGUUCCAGAGUGAGGAGGGCAACGGGGAAAGAAUCAGACGAGAGCAUAUUACAAACCGUUUUGUAUGAAGCCACUGGGUGUAUACUUUGAUUAUUUGGUCCUGUAGUUUUUCAAGCUGAAGUCAGUCUAGUGGGACUAAAAGCACCUGAACCUGUUCAGUGUGUGGGUUUUGGUUUUAUGUUUGUGUUUGUGGAGCAGGGAGAGGCUGAGUGGUUUUGUGUUUGUUUGCUCGAGGCCAGAUUUUCCAUACUUCAGUUCUCCUUUCAUUACCUCAUACUCUUAAACACAAGACGAAAGGUUUAGACCAGGGGUUAAUUAAAGGGUAAUUCAGGUCAUUUUGAACCUGUCCGCCAUUUAGCGUGCAGCUAUGAAAAGUGCUGCAACAACUGGAACGUAAUCUCUUGGGGCAAAUGUGCCUGAUUAUUAUACUAAUAUUCAUUUUCAUUGUUAUGGGUGUCAUUUUGGUGGUUAUUGUCAGUACUAAUCGGAACAACAACACCAAAAACUAACCUCCCAGCACAAUGUUAGACUAGAAACCUCUAAAUUUGUAAGAUCAAUGUCACUGAUUUUAUUAAUGUAGUCUGGUAGCUUUAGAAAAGUUAAGUAACAGUCUACUUCAGUGCUAGUUUAGACAGGCCACUAUGCUGAGCUCUACUAUUCCUGCUUCCUUUGCAACCCGUCCCUACCCUAACUCAUCUUUUAUGCUUUUCAUGGUUUAACAAGUGUCGUGUACUUCCUGUUCUGUUUUGUCUUUGCUGCUGCUCUCCCUGCCUUGACUUUUUUAUGUAUAUAUGAGAGGGGAUGUUUGGGAUAUGUUAUAUGUAUUCCUAAAGACACCUGGUCUACCCUGUCCAGGGGGUCUUUAUAAAGAAUAAAGCCACAUGAUGAAAUAUAACUGUUUGCAUACAGAUUUCUGAUCUGUUAGACCAAACUGGUCUCACUGGAAUGCAACUAACUUUAUCAAAAAACUAUCUUUUGUUGUUUUAAGUAGCGGGAAGAAAUUUGAAGACAAACCUUUAGAGAAUGCUUUGUGCCUGAGGGUUGCAAAGUGGUACUUGCAGACCAUUUCCCAACUUCUCCCAAUGCAAUCUGCAAUCUAAAAUUAGGGGCCAAGUUUAAAAAUAUUCAAACUCCCAUUCAGUGUUUUAUGAUAUUGGAGAUCAUAUUACUUCCAAACUAAUAAAAGCAUUAAAACAAACUUUCUAUGGUGUAAAUCCCCCGUGAGAUGGUGACAUGCUCUAUAAAUAAAGACCAAGCUCUUUGGCAUCUUUUUUCAUUAUUAAAUCAAAUGCCACUCUACUGAGCUGUCACUGUGUAUUAGUUUAGACGCCAUCCGCAGCCACUCCACCUGUGCUUUGCUGCUCUUUGAAACAGUGACAGGGAGACCAAGCAUUCAAAAUGUCAUGACAUUUGGUUUAGAUCAAAGUGUCGGCCUUGUGGGAAUGUAUUGAGUCAAUAACAAGCUGGCAUCAGUGGAGGAGGCUAAAAUGAAACUGGUGCUGUUAUCUCAUCUCAUUCUUGGGUUUAUUUAUUGCUCUACACAGAAAUGACCUGCCAUUCAAAUAGUGAAUAGGUGGUGUAAUGUCUUUUUUAGUUGUUGUCAGGCCCUUUGUACCAUUUCAUUCACACAGAGUAUGAAAAGAGUUUCUGAAUUUUUGAAGUUUGUUUCAAUCUACAAAGCAAAGCCUUGUUUGCAUCUGGCUUGACCAGGAAGACACACUGACUUUUAAACAUGAUAAAGGUUUUUAAAUGUCCCUGACAAUCACAGACAGUUUCUCUUGUAUUAAUACUUCAGUGUUAAUACAAGAGUACAGUGUUUCAAAAUCAUAAUAAUGAAAAUAACUUUAUUACCCACUGUCAGUUACAUAUUUUAUUUAUUAGGGCCUGUUUACACUGGCAGCAUUUUUGUGCUUGCAGUGCCCACAGUUUUGAUUUUAGGGCACUUUUAUCAUAGAGCAUCUCUGUGUCUCUUAAUAGUGAUCAUUUAGUUAAUCAUUUUUGUACUUAUCAUACCACACUGCAGUCAUCAGCAAGAUAAAGGCCUGCGACACACUUUGGUGAGUGCUAUGGCUUGUCAUGACAAUGUGCUGGUGGCUAAGAGGAUGACACACAAUGGCCAGCUCUUAAUAUCAACAUAUCACUAUCAGUGCUCAGUUUUAGCAGCAGCUUAAUGUAUUUUUUAUUAACUUUGAGGCUGUCAUGAGAAAUCUGAUGGAACAGACUUAAAUUCAUUUCUCUGUGUGACCGACAAGACGAGCCAAUGAGAUUAUCGCUGACGAGGUUGGUCAUUUCUCUACUUGAGUUUUUAUUACUAGAAGGCCAAAGUCAGACGAAGUUUUAACAACACACUGUGGAAAAAUCUUACUUUUUAUACGUUUUUUUAUAGGACUCUCAAUAAGUAAUAAAUCAGACUGAUAUAUAGGUCAAAAUAUGAUUGCCAAACAGUGUCAUUUUACAGCACUGUCAGAAAAUGACUCGGCACGAUUAAUUGGUAUCAUGAAGACACUGAAAUACCCUGGAGUGAGUUUUUAGAGCCUUUUUUAAAGCUUUGGAUGUGAGUUAGUCCUGUACAACAGGGAUUGUGCUGCAAAGCCAGAGCUUUUUGGAGAUUUGAUUUUAUGUUGGCAUGUAUCAAGACUCAAAAAAUUGGAUUAAACAGAGGUAGAUGAAGGUACUCCUAAACUUAUAAAAGACAGGCAUGUAAGCAAUCACUUUUUUCUCUAUUGUGCUUGAAUGCAAAGCUCACCAGUCCUGUUUCAGUCUUCUAACUUGUUCAGUCUCUCAUGUGGCUCAUUCUUGUGACAAUGAGAUAAAGCAAUCAACAAAGCAUCGGGGAAUGAUACUUGAAAAAGCAGAUGGUUGCUGGAGGUAGAAGAGGCAGCUCUUUGCAGCCUCACCUGGCCUCUAACCACUCAGCUGUCUUCAUUUCUCUGAACUCUUCACCACGUCUGUUUGGACUCUCUGCAGGAGUCUCAGCCUCAAACCUCAACCCUGCAGCCCUGUUCCAAAGUAAACCCUCCAAUCACCAGCUUUCAAUCCGCCCCUCCUCUUCCUUUACUUAUCAGUCCUGCAGGACAUUGAAUAUGAUAAUUUUCCCCUCACACAGCCUUGGAUUCGGACAAAGGAAGGAUUUGAUUGUGGUGCUAUCUCCUUUCCGGGACUCCCAGGCCUUCCAUGUUUGAAUCUCAGUCCAGCCCCGGUCUUUUAUCUUUUGGCCACCAUGUUUCGAAGUCGCCUUCCCUUUCUCUGGGUCUCUGUCCUGUUAUCUGUUUCAGCUUGGGUCAGGUAUAAGCUUUUGGCACGGUGUCUGAAACGUGCUUCCAUUUUGAGGUACCUGAUGGUCUUUUUUCUCUUGAUAACACCUGGACUUAAAGUCUUCCUGCUCAUGUUUGCUUCGUUCUUCAUAUCCCCAGUUUCCUCCUCCCUCCAUCUGCUCCUGAUUCUUUCCAGCAUGAUGUUAUCCAAGAAACAGGGUGUCUACGUCCUGUUUUCUGGUUUCUCUCCAUGUUGAAAUGACGCAGCAAAGUGGAGAGACCUCUGAGGAGUUCAACCUAAUCAGGCCGCUGCUGAAGCAGGAUGGGAUGCCUCUGGGAGGCAGAGAUCAGGAGACACCAGAUGUCUGUUUUGCAAGAAGAGGAAAAGUACGACUUCAUUGCAGAAAGAAUCCAUCUUGAUUUGUUUAGUUUAUUAUUAAGUCCAUAAAUCAUGCACGCGCUAAAACAAGUAAAUCUGCCAGCAGGGUGAGAUAAUAUAACUAGAUCUCAAUGAAGCCAAACAUAAUACAGCACUGGUGUUGAUCAGACCUUCUCUAUGAGAGCAGAAUGGUGUUUGACUUACCAAACUGACUAAAUGACUUGUUUAAAUAAAGAGUGGAUCAGGGGAGAGUCAUUUUUGGAGCAAAAUUUGCUGGUUCAAUUUGUUAUGCUGGUAAAACAGCCUAAUGCAGGGCUGAAAAUCUUCUCCUGCAGGCCUUUCUCUGUUUUUGCACAGAUCACAUGUUUGUAACCUUGAAGUGCUUUCUUGGCAGGCGAGGUAUUAAACUUACAGAAACAUGAAAUAUGAAAAUUUAUAACAGGGGUCACUAAAAUGAUCAUUUUAUAAUCCUUAAUAAUCACUUUAUUUCAAAUGUUUUUAAACAAAGCAUCUACCGGCAAAGAGAUUUAUAUAAGGCCAGACCUGGAGGCAGGAAGAGCAAACCUACCUCUCUUUUUGUGUACAUACCUGAAAACUAAGGCAGGUAGACCAGCAGCAAAGACCUCAUUUAGUUUGCAUUAAAAACUGUUUUUGAGACCAUACUAGCAAUACAACGCAACUCUUAGCAGCAUUUUGAUUUAAUGUAAUCCACUUCAUGGUGUGAAUUUUAAGAUGUGUUACUCAACCACAUGCUGCUCUGAUUUGUCAGUGUAGUCUGUAACCAGGACUCAGAGGGAGGUACACCCACAGGUCAGAGGUCAGUCUGAUUAGCUCAAAAGUGUCAGCUUAAACUCAAAGUGACAUUUUAAUGUCAUUUAAAACAAAGUGCAUAUAACCAAUGAAUGGUCAGCAGAGCCAUCCAGGAGUUGUUAAAGUAACAUGGGCCGUGUAAAAGCGCAGUGUUGGAGGUCAUUUUCAUCACAACAACAGCAGAAAGCAGUAAGACACUGGAAUUUGUAUUUUUAUGAUCUGAGUAGUGAGGCACACUGAUCAAUCUCUCCCUUAAAUCAGCUGUGAACUGAGUUUGAAGCAGAGCCUCCUACGCAGCACAGGUGCGCCAUCUUGUGGUUGGAUGAUAAAACACACCCAUAUUUUUUGUGUUUAUUUGUAACAGGUGGCUUUUAAAUCAAGUCAUGCUAAUUGGGCUAUAUUACUGUUAGCAAAGCAGCACUCCUGAGAUUUGUAGUUCUUGUUGUUGCAGCAUUUUAAUAAGCUUAUGAGGAUUUGCCUUAGAAACAUACUUCAGAGUGUCCCAAGGACUGAAACAGUUACAGAUUAAUCCUGUAAACGAUGGCGUCCUGUACUUUUACAGCUUUUUUUUGUGAUGCACCACUGAAAAGCUUAAAGGAAAUUUGAAGGAUUCCCAUUAGGAGAACAAAAUAAACACUGAUUUCCACAGUAUCCUGAUUGAUCUUUGUUUAAUUUUCACCAGGCUGGAGAGAAGCACUACCACCCCACAUGUGCCCGCUGUGCCCGCUGUGAGCAGAUGUUUGCAGAGGGAGAGGAGAUGUACUUGCAAGGUAAAGGCUGUUUAUGGUAAACCGUAAAGUUUGCAGUGUAGUAUCUUUAAAUGUGUCAAUCUCAGAUCCCAGGGAGGGGACUACAGCUGUUUUUGUCUAUCUAUGACAAAUGUACCCCCCCGAAACACCUGACCCUUUAUGGUCGGAGAGUAAAAAGAACCAGAGUGCAGUCAUCUCUUUGUCUUUGCUGCUCUUUACAAGCCUGCUGUGAUGCUCACUGCACCACAAACCAAAAGCAUGGUUGAUGUCUUCAUUACUAAUGAACUGGGUGAGCAGACUGGUGGAUGAAUCAUGCACACUUGUGCCUGAGUCACUCUGCCACAAUCAUGGAGGUAUUAUUUACUGCUGCUGCAGCAGCAGCAACAUAAAGGAGCAGCUGGUGCUUCGACUCAUGAGCUGGAUUUUCUUCUGCUCUGAUUGAGCUGCUGCUUGUCACUCCAUCUGCAACAAUUUUGUGAAACUAUGACAAUCUGUUGGAAAGAAGUGUGAAGGUGGUUUUAGAUUGUCAUAUGCAUUUGUUUUAAAAUCUAUUUGUGGUGUAUAGCAAUUAAACUGCACAAAACAGGCACCUGAUAUACAGAGGCUUAGUCUGUGUUGCAUUAGCUUUGACCUCCUGUCUCAACCAUCCUUUCAAUAAAGUUAAAAUGGCUCGAAAAAAUAAAAAAAAAUAAAACACAACAAAAAAAAAAUGCAAAAGGUUAGACAAAAGAAUGGUCAAGCUAACAUCUGGUGCAGCAGGUAAAAAAUAGAGUAUAAACAAACACUGUGUAUGAUUUAAAUGGUGCAGUUUGUAGGCUAAGGUAGGGCUGGGUGAUAAACCAAAAAUGCACAGAUACCAAAAUUUACAACAGUAACCCUCGUCAUUUUGCCCAUAUCGGUAUAUUUGGUGUCAAAAAAAUAAAUAAAGAAGAAGUUGGUUUUGGAUGUGUGUAGGUAGGCUAUGGUCUCAUGUCCCUUUAAGACGCUGUCCUACGUCAGAGACAUGACCCCACCCCAUCCAGUCAGUAGCAAAGAGGGAAAGACAGGUGAGGAGUGGAGGACAGUUCAAAAGUGGCUGGAGCGGCCGCUGAAGUAGACGAAGUUAAUGUAAGAGGGGAUGAGCAGCUUGUGGAGUAGUUAUCGUCCAUUUAUUGUUAUCAAGGUGAACUGAUCAAUAUAUUGUGAUACUGAUUUUAGGCCAUAUCGCCCAGCCCUAGGCUAAGUUGUAGGGAUAGGGACAAAUACUCGACAUACUGUUGUCAUUACUCAAGUAUUACAAUACUAAUGCAUGCAAGUUUUUCGCUAAAGUACAGCCUACUCCCUUAGCUUACAAGCACAUGCACCACAUCAGCUGUGACCAGAAAAAGUGAUGUGUGAGAAGUUUGACAAAAAGGACGGUAAUAACGUUCUGUGUAUGAUCUGCAGUGUUACUAGUUUGAUGCUUCACUACAUGUGUUUAAAGCUCUGAGAGAAGACAGUGGGGACAGAUGACAGACAGUUUGGCAUCACCGCAUUUGCAAGCCCUGUUAGCAGACGCCGGUCUGAUGAGUCCCUGUAAAAAUAGAAGUGUGAAUGUGCAUGCAAAUUGUUGGAUCUCUGACUCUCCCUGGUUUUGUUUUGGCCUCUGUGUCUGCAGGAUCUGCUAUCUGGCAUCCUCCAUGCAGGCAAGCAGCCAAGCAGGAGGAGAAGAGUAAGGUGGGUGGAAAAGAUCUUGAAAUAUUAAUUGAAAAAGAAAAGAGGCUCUGGGCUUUGAUGGUGCAAAUCUCACAAUUAGGACCCAAAUAGAUCCAGAAUACACCCCAGAGUGUGUUAGGGUGAUUUUAAGGCUUCUUAAUCAUACAGCUGUAGACAGACUAAACAAAAGAGGGCUGUAAUCAUCAGCUGUAAACAAAACACCAGAGUUAACACUUCAUCUGCAGCCCUGCAGCUUUACAUCAAGAGUCAGCCCUUCCUCGUUCUCCCUCCUCAUUCCUCAUCAUAACCCAUCUCCUUCCCAGAAGCAGGUCCGGAUACAGCUCAAUGACGUCCCUGAGCAACAGGUUGGUGCUCCUGAACGCCCCUGCACCCCCGACCUCACCAAACCUCCUCACAGCCCUCUACCGCAUGGGUUGAUCAUAACCGUAGACACUGUGCAGCUGUUUAGCAGCAGCCAUGCUUAGACGCCACCUCCUGUAGAGACUCUGAUUGGUCAGUUACUGAUGCUGUGUUUUAUCAGCUGCUGCAUGUUUGAAGAAGCUCUGACAUGCGAGUAGAAAUGAAUGUGCUUUAGUACCUGCUAACUCUGGUUGGUGCUAAUCGCCAGUGUUCAGCACGGCUUCACUAAUUGCACCUAAACUAGUUUGACUUGGCAUAAUAAUGCUUAGCGUAGUCAUUAAAAUUUACAUGUACAUUAGUUUGGGUGAAUGAAAAGAAGCAACAGAGAGUAGGAGGGGAUAUUUUCUACAAUCACAAAGUCAAAUAUAAAAGUUUUCUUCUUGAUUCUUCUUGACUCAGACUUAAGGUUUGGUGACUCAACUACUACCAGUGACUUGUAGGAAAUGAAAUAUGUUUUUUUAAUUCUGUUGUAGCCAAAAUCACAUAUUUGAGGGUAUCACCAAAACAUCAGGCACAAAGUUACAAAUAAACUUUAUCCAGCAUGAGCUCGUAUGAAUGAUCUAAAAUCUCUCUCUGUAAUAUAUAUAUUUACUCAUGACUGUUUUGGGGGGUUUAUGUUGUGUGUGUUUCAGGUGACUAGGACCUCAUCUGAGAGCAUCACCUCAGUCCCAGCUUCCAGUGCUUCAGGUUCUCCGAGCAGAGUCAUCUAUGUAAGACUGCACCACCUCUUCACUGCUCCAGGGGGCAGCAGUAGCUCUUUUUUUUCCUUCUCUUGUUCUGCAGUAACUGUUUGAUUCGUCUCUCUGCUUACAGGCCAAACUUGGGGAGGAGAUGCUGGACUACAAGGACCUGGCGGCUCUUCCAAAAACCAAGGCCAUCUACAACAUAGACAGACCUGACAUGCUGUCCUACUCUCCGUACGUCAGCUACCCGUCUGAGGAGAGACACUAUGGAGAGGUAGGCUACACGAGCCCUUUGUUUUUGACCUUCGUUCUCUUUAUUACUCUUUAUUAUUUAUCUCUCUCAUCCAGUGAUGGACAUCAAGACGGUAAAUCUGCUCAAGUUCUGCCCCUUCCAUCCUGUAUUUCUUAACCUGGGUCCUGAUUUUUGAUGUAAAGGACUAAUAAGUACAUUACUUUAGCACCAUGCACUAUGACCGCAAAUCAACCACUAAUUGGAGGUCUCUUUUGGAACCCUUGAGAUCAUCAUUCUUUCGUUCCAUUGCCUGAAUGAUCACACAUUCAGAGACCUUAACAUGCUCCAAAAAUCAUCAACUUCACACUCAUUUGGCCCCUCAAAAAAUCUGAUAUCCAAUAGAAACUCUAUAAAUCGCUAGUACACAUCAGUGGGUGUGGCCUCGUAUUUUGGUGUCGUGCCACUUAACAGGAAGUCACUGAAAGUCCUUCAUUUAAUGUCCAGUCUGUUUAAUCAUUCAUACACAUGAUGAGGGUCCACCCCUGAACCAAUCAAAGUGCUCAUUCCUCAACUACAGUCAUAGCACCCCACUGUGGAAUGACAUGGUGCGAACUUUCACAUGCAUUGUCUGAUUUGCUUAAAUGCUCCCAACCUGAACUCAUCUACAUACAUUUGUUUUGUCACAGUAAUGGCACCACCUAUUGGUAUUAAAUGGUGUCAGCUCUCAUUAACAAAUGGCAAUGACCCCUUAUUGGGCUCAAUACUGCACUUACAUGAUCAUUUCUCAAGGUUUUAAUUUUCUUGAAGUCUUAGCUCCAUCUACUGGUAAAACACAGGACUACACAGCUUCUUGCCCUUGUUUCUUUGUUACCCAGCAUGCUUUCUCUCCAUCACGUCCCCUUAUUUUUGUUUAAGUAAAGUCAGUGAUUAUCCUUCAUUGUUGCAGCGUUUGCUCCUCUUUAAGAGUCACAGCCAUUCCUCUGUAGCGCAGUCACUGCCUCACCACCCCCUGAGUCUGCGAUCCAGUGUUUGACUUUGGAUCCACUUCAUUCAGCUCAUGCAUUCAUCAGAACUGUCCUCACAGUGGACGUCAUGACUCACUGACACCGAAUCCUCUCUCUCUCACGGUUGGAUGGUGAACUCAUAUCAGCUCAUGUAUGAGUUCGUCCUAAUCAUAAGCUUUCCCCCCCUCUCUUCAUUUGCAGUCCCCCCAGCUGCUUUCUCCUACUCCUACUGAGGUAAUGUGAUGCAUGAUGUGUCAGAGUGGAUUUCAGACACUCUCCAUCUGUGCUCUGCUGUGUGUUAUUGUGUGGUUUUGUGUGGUGUGGACAUGUAGGCACAGAGGAGUUGUAUUGAGUGGUGUGAGAUUUAAAGGUGUGGUGUGCAGUUUUAGUCCAGUUAUUUCAGCAAAAAUCUCCUGCUGGCUGGGGGUUUCUCAAACUGUCAAAUGAUGAAGUGAUUUAAAUUCAUGAAAUCACAGAAUUUUAAUGUUUGAUCAUGGUUAGUCAUAUUUCUAAUUGCAUGUAUGGAUUUCCAUUAUUUUUUUAAUUUCAAACUGGUUUUUUUUUCCACAUUAACAUUGUAAAGCAGUUUGUUGCAGUGUCUUUAUUUGGGAAUUAAAUAAAUGCACCAUUUACUGCACCACCUCUUCACGGUGGUCUUAAACCAGGAUUUAGAGGUCAUAAUGAUUAUUCUGACAAAUGCAGUGUUUGUUUUGUUUAAUUUGAGGAUAACAUACUUACACAUGAUGAAGAAAUAUGAAGAAGUCCAUGUAUAAAAUGUCGAAUCGACAUCAAUACUGGAUGCAGCUAAAUCUGAUAUUAUUUUGCGCCAUCUCCAGUUUAAACUCAGGUGAGAAAUUAACUCUGACUGUGAUUUUUAUUAUGUGUUUGUGCAUCCAGGGUGAUGGAGAGAAGUCACCCCGUCAGCGGAGGCCCUCCAGUCCCAGCUCCAACAGUUCCCUUGGGGGCUACGGACGCUACACACCAUCCCGCUCCCCCCAGAACUACAGCCGACCAGGUAGCAGUCUAAAAUGCACACGUUUAAAAAGCUGAAAUCUGUCUGUUGUUGUUGCUUAAGUCUAAGUGUUUCUCUUUAUUUCUGUGAAGUAUUACUCUUUUUCAAGAAAAUCUAGUUGGUCUUCUGGGUUGAAUGCCUGUUCAAAUAUCCCAUAUGCUUCAUCAUUUCUUAUAGGUGGGAGAAUUUUUCAUCUUAUCCACAUCCAAAACCAGAAACUGAGCCCAGUGCUUUUUGGUUGCUUCAUUGAAACCUUAAAUAAUCCAUCUUAAACCAGUUGAAUGAGCUGAAAAGCUGCCUGGGUUUUACCACCUACUGUAGUCUAAUGAUCUCUUCAUAGUAUUAUUUCACUUAUCCUUGAAGAUUGUUUUCACUGGUGCUUCCCGAAUAAUGACAUUUGAUUUUACUUACAGUCAGGUUUUUGGAUCAAACAUUUAAUCUUCUAUCAGAGGAGCUGCCGCUUUAUUCCCAUUGAAUUCUCCAGUACAGAGAAAAUUUCAUUGUUGCAGGGAAACUUACCGCCCACUGAAUCUCAACUUGUUUCCUAUGAUCUAAUUGGACACUCAGGCCCAGAUGUAAACCUUGGUGGUCGAGUCAUCAUCCAGGCCCGUGACUCCAAUUCCCUCCCUUUGCCUCCAAAUCUCAUGGGUGCCAUUAAGUACCCCUCAACCUGGGCUAGGGACUCAUCCCCCCUACCUCCGUGCUAUCCUGGAGGGGCUGAAGGAAGCGGUGGUGGAGGUGGUGGUAGUGGCAAGCUCUCGCCUCUACCAGGAGGUGGCAGUGCGAGUUUGUCUUACCAGUUAAAUCCCACCACUCUGGCUAUGCUGCAGCAGCACAACUACAUCCCAUACUUCAGAGGUAUCAGAGCACACCGAGGCUGAGAGCUGGUCAGAUACAGAGCAUGGGCGACCUGCUGGAAUCAUUGCUUUAGUGAACAAUCAGAGAAUUAAUAUUUAUACACCAUGGGUCGAACAUAAACAUACAACCCUUGGUUUGAGAUUAAAAGACAAAAAGUGUCACAGAAAGGUUACCCAGCAACAGCAAGCAGCCCGUCCGAUCUGUGUAUGACUGAGGCUGCCAGUCCUAAAGAAUGGAGUGCUGUGAUACAAGUGUUAAACUGACUUCACUCAGCAUGGGGUUUGAACAAGCACCAAAUUAACCAUGUGGUGGAAAUUCACAGAAUGAGUCUCAAGGUUUUUAGCUUCACUGUGGAUCAAUGAACCCAAAGGACCAUAUUUACACUGCAGACAUUUUCGAGUGAUGCUAUACCAAGGAUGGGCAGGCUCUGCUAUCUUUUCCACCUGCUUUUCUGUAGGCCUUAUUAAGUCAUGAACACAUGAAGACUCUGUGCUACCCCCCGUAAGUAAAAAAGACAUACGUGAUAAAAGUCUGGAUCAUGUCAUGUCAUGUUAUUUUAUGGCUGGAUAUAAUAUUUACAGCACUGUCGGGGCAGAGGGUGGUGGUCUGACCCUCGACAGAUCAAUAAACACUUCUGUCCAGCUGCUGUCUUUCUUGAAUCUAAUGGCGUACCCUUGGCAGAGUCUCACCAACCUUGGUGCGAAGUCACUGAAAAAUGGCUGCCAUGUGAAUGUGGUCUACAGAAAAAAAAGGAACAUCUGAUGUGGUUUGCUCUGCAUCUGGGUCCGAGACCCCUGCUUGAUCACUCAUGAAGGUUUAUUUUGUGAAUUUUUGAAACCAUGAAACUGCUCAUGUUUUUCACGAUACCUCCCUUCCAGAAAUCAACAUCACAAACCAGUUCUGUGCACGUUCCCUUAGUAUGAUUUAACCCCUGCUGGAAGGCUUAUCCAACUACCUCCCUUUGCUCCAUCUUUUCCCCACCCCCAUAAUCUCCCUCACCCUUCAGGGUUCAAACAGGACCCCCUACCUGACCCCAAACCUAGGACCUCCCUCCAUCUCAGUUUACCUCCUCCUAACGGUAAAAACUGGAAGCCUUUCUUUUUCUCUGUGUUAUCCCCCCUCCCUCCCCCUGGUGGAAUGGUCAGCAGGUUUUGUGAUGUUGUUGUCCGGUAUCGUGCUGUUGUUUCAUGGGGUGCAUCAGGGUACGAUCUCAGGACCACUUAGAGUUCCCAUUCUGCUUGCCCUGUUCAGUUGUUUCUGUACAUUGUUGUGUGGUGCAUGGUUGAACUUGAUUUGGGCCUGAGUGUGACCUGGAUAUAUUCGAUGUAGUUUUCAGAGGAAGGUCAGAAGUGGUUUCAUUUGUGUGCUUGUUCGUUUGGACUGUUGACUUAUUGUUUGCCUGCUUUUAUGGAAUGAUCUCCUCUUUAUUGUACUGUUUCAGAUCUGAUCCCUUUUGUGUUAACCUCUUUUUACUCUUGAUGUAAAUCAGAAGUUCAUUUUUUUUAAAUUAUUAUUAUUUACAAUUGGGCUUGAAUAAAUUACUGCAUCGUCAACAAAUACAUUAAUCUAAGAGAAAAACUCCCUUCCCAAAGGCCCUGUCGUACAUCUUUAUUUUUACCAUGCAGAUAGAUGAUAAAAUAGAAUAUUAAAAAGUGGACCCCCUUUGCCUUCUCCAGCUGUGUGUCUAUCCUUGGCGGUCUAUUUUCUUGGACCACUUUGUCCCACUUUAUGUCCUGCCAACCACUUUGUCUUAACGGCUCAGUAUAACUGUUGACUCUUGUACAUGGUGUUGACUGUACAUUUAGGCAAAUCUUGUGAUGGUGUGUAUACCACAUUUGGAAAAAAAAAGAGCUUAAUUUUACUGUCACUGCAUAUCAAUUCCAAAUUUUAUUUAUCUUCCAAUAAUGUUUUGUAUCAGCCUAAAAGACCAAGUGUGGUCCUACAUUUACAGAUUUAAUGUUAUGAUGAAGUUCCUGUGAACUUAUUUUACACCCCGAAAAAACUGGUGUCCAGUUUUUCCAACAUUGGUUACCCAGUUGGAUCAAUAAGGCUGCUGACCCCAAGUCACGUUCAUACUUUCUGUCAUAUAGGCAUAAUGUUUUAGUCCAACAGAAGAGGAGCUGAAAUGUUAAAGGUGGUAUUAAGACAUGAGUAAAUAAAGAAUCCACAAAGGAUUAUCAGGUCCAUUUCUUGAUCUAAAGAAAGUUCUUGUCAUAUAGAGGUUUCUACAUGCAGGGCCACUUUACACAUGUAGAAACCUUGCAUGGUCAUUUAUAUGGUACUGGGCCCUUUGCAGCAGGACUGUAGUUAGUCCAACAUGUGCUAACUUGGACUUUGUGUGAUAAGAGGAGGAGGAAAACAGACGGGGUUUCCACUCCAACAUUUGCACAUAAAGUCACGAACACACGGGCCAGGGUUUGUUGGUGGUUUUUCCCUGACAGGGUGGAGAGGCUGAGAGUAAAGCUCUCCUCACUGGAGCAGAUAAAUGAAAAGACGUGGAGCUGAGGAAUGAACCAGCCUGAGUGACGAGGUGUAAUUCAAAGCCAGUUUGCCAGUUGCAGUGGCAUGUAACAGAGUGCACUGCUGCUCCCUCUCAGGCCCUAUCUGCUCCUAACAUGCCGUGAAAGAAGGCGAUUUGUUUUCAUGCAGCAGCCACCCGCUUAACUGAGCUCUCAAGUUUCUGUAAAAGUGAAGCAACAAGACUGAGGAUCUCGCAAGAAUGACUGAGGCACUUUUAUCCCUUAAUCCUUGCUAAUGAUACCGAAUCCUCUUUGUAUCUUGCUCAUGUGUCAGCAGUUUCUGAUUAAGAAAUGGCACCGACCUUGAAUGUGAUGUGUAAUCUGCUCACAUGAAUUAUGACCCACCUCCUCCCUAAACUUUGCAGUCUGCUGGCACCUCCUCCAGAUGUUUGUGAGGAGGAUCUGCCCUACAUUUAGAGCUGCACUAACAGCACUCUGGUGUAUGUGCGUGUGUGUUAGUGAGCAUGUGUGUGUGAUUGUGCGUAUGUGUAGGAGAUCACUCAGACCAGCACUAACAGACCUGCUGUGUGUGUGUCGGUGAUCUCAUCCACUUGCAUCCAGAUCGCUGCUGAUGGUUCCCCUCAUGUGGGGAGGAGAGGAGAGGAGAGGAGUGUGUGUUCAAUCAGCUAACACUCUCUCUCUCUCUCUCUCUCUCUCUCUCUCUCUUUCUCUCAUGCAGACUCUAAAUCUCAGUUUUUUCACAGAGCUCUGGAUGUAGAGUGUUUAUCACUUUUGGCUUUAUGGGUGUCAGUGACUCCAUCACCUAGCCUGCCUGUGAUGUAACACAAUAGGGUGUGUUGGGAUUACAGACACACAGCACACAUAUGGGUGCAGUCAGCCAAAGAGGACCCAUGCUACACCCUCAGUCUUACAAUAAAACUCUCCGACCUUGACCUGAUUGGGUAGCAGGUCUGUUUGAGAUGUUAAGUGAUGAGAAUGAACGUCUUGGGUCAAACGUGUUUUAGGUCAAUAACCCUUCUGUUGUCAUCAUGUGGUGUACAAUGUUGUAGGUGUAAGUAGCAUAGACAUCAGCGUAGGAAUUAAAAGAGGGCUGCGUCAAAACUGCAUGAAACUAUCUUAAGUGCAAAAACUUGUUUCAGCCGUCCUGGAACCUGACGUAGACCAGAAAGAUACCAGAUUCUUUGACGACCAAACAGAGCCAGGUUGAGCAUGAAUUGGAUGAGUUAGCUUCUAAAAAUUGGUGCUUCCAUUGUCAGCUAAAGGUGUGGAAAAGGCUAGAUGUAUGUUGAUGUAGAGAUUGCUUUAGAGUUUUUACAAUUCCCCCAAUCUGUUCGACAAGAAGUCAAGGCACAUUAACGAUCAGUGUUGUGCGUAAAUGUGCUAAACUUGACCUCAGACUUUUACAAGAAUAAGAGCCAUGAAAGAAAAGUAUACAUUUAAGGUUGAGUCUUCAUUUGAACCUUUUCUCUUGGCAUGUUUUGGUGGGAUAGAUAAAACAUGAGAAUAAAGUUGUGAAGGUGAUUUACCUUGAUUGAUGGGUGGUCUCAGUCCACGGCAGUAAGGGGAACCGUAUGAGGUGAUUUGGUAGCUGGCAUGACUUCUCAAGAGGGGUAUAGAGGAUGUUGCCAGGAAAAGAAGAGAAAACAAAGCAACCGUUAGUCACUUUGAAGUUGGGUCUCAUCACUUAACAGCACAGUGGCUUGGGUCAGAGGAAACAGUAAACGGCUGGGUUAUGAAGUCACCUAGAUUGUUUUAAACGUCGCUGCCUCCUUUUUGCUCUUUGCUAUUUCAACAUGACUAACUUAACGCUGCCUUUUUGCCCUCUCCCCAUCACCCCUUGUCCCCCCUCAAACCCCUUCCCUGUUGCCUCCCUGCUUGCUGACUCCUUUUCCCAAAUGGAGGUAGUGAAAGUGGUCGAAGUACCCCGAGCUUAUCCACCUACUCUGACGGCAAAUCCCCCUCCUCUACUUCUACAUACGUGGCUGCUCCCCGGCAUUUCCACAUACCAGGUAGGCAACGCCCGCACAGCUUGGCCCGCUGCUUAACUUGUGUCCUAUCCCCCCAUGUCUUACCUCUACAGAGCAGGAGCCAAUCAUCUUUUCUUCUGAUAUGUACUCUAAAAUCUCCAUCCACUGAAGGUUAGAAGCUGCAGGACUUUUAUUUAAAGUUCUGAUGCUGAUUCCUUCCACACAAAUAAACCAAUAAGGCUUCAAAGAGAAGUUUUUCCACUGUUUUCAACUCUUUCCUUUUCAGGUACUGGACAACUUUAAAUGAAGCGGUCAACAUGUUUGAGAUGUGGGUUUGUUUUGUGCCAUAAGGUUCAGAUUACUGGUCUUUUGCACUUGCUAAGACUGUGCAAAUUUAACAAAAGUUACUCCAAUUCACAAAGUACACAUAUAAAGUUAAAUGCUUGCAAAAAAGUGCUGAAAAGCAAUUAACAUCAAUUCUAAAUGCACAUAUUUAAAUAAGCUGUAAUAUGUUUGUUUGGGGCAAAAUAUUUUCCUAUGCAAGGACCCUAACGUACUUUUGGCAGUCAAGAUGUAAUUAUUUUUUCCAGCUAAAACAGACAUCAGUUUAACUCCCAACACAGAAAGAGUCCUCUAGAUAGAGUCCCUGUGCACCCCAGACCAACAAAAACCAGGUCUUCAGUCUGCAGCCCAUGGCGCAAUACUUUCAUAAGCGCAUUAGUCAGAUGGUAAGAUGCUACAAGAGUUCCCAUAUAUUUUUCUGCUUAUUACAUUCAGACAGAGAUGCAAAUAUCAUUUUUCCCAGAUAGUGUCAUUAAGUGUUUCCUGGAGAUGCCAGUAUUUCCCCUUGCUUGCAUACACCAUAUGAAGUGGUAGAAUAAGGACACCCUCAUCACUGUCCAAAAAAACAGCUUUACCUCAAUCCUGCAGGGGCUAAACACUGAAGACUGAGCUUAGACAGUCACCAAGCUCUCCAUCAUGCGCACUCUCAAAUAUGUACAGAUUUGUUGCACUCUAUAAAUGCAACUCAGUUCAUGUCUUAAGCUUGUGAUAUCUUGAAAUAAGAUGUUUUUUCUGGAUUUUCCAGGUGAGUGUGUCCAAAAUUUAGCCUGAUAAGACAAAAACACCUUUUAAGGGUUACGUUUUGGAGUAGAUUGGCACAAACACAAUAAUUUAUGCAUCAGGUCUGAACUUCUGUGAACUUGUUUAUAACGCUGAGAAAAAGUAAUGGUGUAGUGGUUUGUGCAAAGAUGAAUUUACCUUAUUUUUUUACAGUGUAAAAGCUGACGUCCUUCCUUUGAUUAAUGGAUUUUAAAUUUCUAUUUCAUUUAUUUUAUUUGCAGCACUGUCCACACUUAAAUUACUGUUCAUUUUACAUGAGAUGACAUCAAACAGCAAACCCUUCAAUUCUUUUUGUCUUUCAUGGAAGAAAAUCUGUGUUAUCCAGCAUAUUGUUCCCAUUGACAAUUACACUGUCAGUCAUCCAGAGGAAAAGAAAAAACCUCCCAUGUUGGAAGCGAUUAAGUGGGAAAAAGUGCAGUGAUUAUCCACUUAAUGGCUUUCAGAGUCAUUGUCCUUAUUGCUUUUAAAUGGAUAUUGUUUCAGAUGCUGGCAGGCACUGAAACAAGCUGAGGGGAUAACCCAGAUGUGUUGUUUUUUUGUUGUGAGUCAUGUUUCUGCUGUGGUUUAUGUGCGACAGUUGUUCCUAAGUGUUUCUGUCAGAGGCCUGUGUGGGUCUGCUGACUGUAAGAUGGAUUCGAUUAAAGCCUCGGGGUAAAACAUACUGUCCCCAUUAUUCCAGAUAUACUCAAUCUAGCUGUACAGUUAAUACACUCAUACCAACCUUUUUAUUUUGGAUGAUUUGAAAUCACCUAAGAAUGCUAACUUUGAUAUUUGGUUUGAUAUUUUCUCUAAUUGAAUUAUUCUGCAUCAAAUAACUUCCCUGUCCCCUUCAACAAACUCAAAAGAGUCGAUACUUUUGGAAUAUGCUGCAUGGAUAAAAAAAGUGUUGUUUUUUUUUCUGAUGUGCCGUGAUAAAAAUGACAAAUGUUUUUGAGUAAAAUCAUGCUAUACUGCGCUCCUCCCUCCCCCCUUUUGCUUCUUCAAAAUUACCUCAUCCCUCAAUAACUGCUAACUCAUGCUACUUUUUCUCCAUUCUCUCUCUUUCUUUCUCUCCCUCCCAUGUUGCCUUUGUCCAUUUUCUUUCCUCUGCGUCUGUUCCCAUCUUCAGAGACUAUGGUCAAAGAUAAUAUCUAUAGAAAACCCCCCAUCUACAGACAGCAUGGUACAGUCUACUUCCUCCUUAACACGUCCUUCUCUGGUCUGGUCUCUGCACGAUGUGUUGCAUGUCGCCUGUCAGUCAUCCCAUCAGCCAAGUUCUCCCCCCGUGUCCUCCUCGGCCUGCAGACAUCUCAUGGUUCAUGGAUCUACAUGCAUAGUGCAAGGUCCAAAAUUCAGACGCUAGAUCCUGAUUUCUGCAGCCCAACCCAACUGUUGGCUUGCCUCUGAUAGCAGCUGUCUCUGCAAUAAAGUCAAAUACAAAAAUGAUGCAUCAUGGGAGUUGGCCAGUAACAAAAACAGCUGGUUUAGACAGAAGAAAGUGAUCAGGUUUUCCCCCCAAAAUUAGGUUACAUAUGUAGUGAGGGUUAACAGAUUGUCCAGUGUUCAACAUUUUUAAACUGUAACCCAGAUCCCUGAUUAAGUCUGUGGUUGGUUACCUUCUCUAUGGUGGCCCUGAAGGUAAAGCAAAGUUUACCUACAAAAAGCAAAGAUGUUAAAAACCGAACACAUUAAAAAAAGUCCUCUUCUAAUUAGAAAAAAUAGUCCAGAAAACUUGACAAAGAAACAAAAAACUAUGAUUUUAUAUCUCAAAGGAUGAACUUCCAGGUUUAACAAUCAACACAAUUUUACAUGGCAAGUUAUCUCACAACACAAAAGCCGAGAAAAACAUCUUUAUUAACAUUUAAUGUAAACUUAACAACACACCAUCUCAGGAAAAAAAAGAUUCAGGAAACUAUUAAACUCAAAAAGCACAUUACGAAAAAACCAAAUUCAAUCACAACCUGCCACAAAAAUGAAAUUUGUAAAGUAAAACAGAAAGAAAAAACUAGAAUUUAAAAUGGACCAAGGUUAUAACAGUUUUUGAUUUCCACUAGAUUAAUUUCUCAAAACUCAUAGUUUUAGUUUAGUUUUUGAGUUUCUUCUUUUUUGUAUUAAAAAAUACUAGUCAGGGCAAAAUUCCCCAGAAUUGAGAAAAACAAACAAAAAAAAAAAAAACUCAAAAGUUAUCAUAUCUGGCUUUUUGCCUCAUCAGAGACGAUUCUUCUGCCAAAAUUAGUUACACAGCUGAUGUAAUAUCACAUAUGCAAACCUUAUUUUGGGGUAUGGGCUCACAUAAUUGCAUCCAGAGGUGUCAGUUCCUGGGUUGGGCCACCCCAAUCAAAAAGACACGCCCCUGCUUGUUAUGAGAUACCUCUGCCAGAGUACAUUAUUUAAGCUCAACAACAGGUAAAUCCAUGCUGGACAGAGGGCUCUGAUGAUGGACCACAGGGGACAGAAUGGGACUUAACCAACAUGUUAAAACUGAUGAAGGCCUGCAGCUGAAACUAGUUCUGAAUGAAUAACUUAAAGGACUCUCAGUGUGCUGGGCUCUUAGUUUAUGGUGCAUCUGAGAUGUUUGUGCGCCUGUAGGGAGUCUAUCCUUAGAGUGUGCUCCUAAAGAAACCACAAAACAACUGAAUACAUGAAAGUAGUGCAGAAACACAAUGCCAAGGACACAAAACACAAUAUUUCAACUCUUUCUUCAAUGCUGUUUUUCCCAAGAAAUGUAAAAUUUGUCCUUGAAAGCCACUAUACAAAAUUGUAAAGUUACAUGUCGAUAUUGCAUUAAUGUUCCAGUCCCAGCUCACAGAGGCCAGUUUUAUGUCUCAUAAUAAUCCUUAAAAGUGUUUGCAUCAUUGGGUUCAUUUCAUAAAUCCCCUAAAUGUCUGAUUUGACGUUGCAACACAUUGGCUUUAACAUGGGACUGUUGGAAUUUGGGGGCUUUGGGCGGUAAUUUGGCUCAUCCUGUUUAUGCAUGUGUGCACUCAUCUCACCGGCUCAUUUGUCAGUUUUACUGUUUGAACUGUGACUGUGUGUCCACUGUGAGUGUUUGGGUACAUGAUUCACUCCGUAUGGUCGUAUUUGAGGUGUUUAUCAUUGCACCAAUCACCGUGUCUUUCCUCACCAUUGUUUGUGUGUCUUAUUUUUGGUGUUCACUUUUCACUGUAGUCGUGUCCUGUUGUUCGGGUCACUCAGAGCACACUGAUGUAGGAGUCCGAGGAGUUUUUUUUCACCUCUAUCACACAGGAUUCCUCUCUAUCGAACCUGACACCUAAAUCAGCUGCAUAUGGCAGAGUCCUACAGAUUUACGAGCCCGCCAUCAGGAUCUUGGUUGUGUGCAUUCAGGCAGACGUGAGGUCACUGAUGAGGCGUUAGCUGUCGUUGGCCGGUAAAGAGGAAGAAAAUCGACUCAGUUCUGAGGAAAACUGCUCCCUUGUGGUUCAACCUUAGCGUUUUGUAAGGUGACAUCAUGUAUGAGUGGACCGCACAUACAGUUGGGGAAAUUUGGCCCACUGGUCCAAUUUUGUGAUACAUAUAUUAUGUCUGCACUAAGUGUGUCUAGAUGACCUCGUCCACUGUACAUGAAGACGCUCAACGUAAAUUCAUGGAUCUCCACUUAGGAACAACAUUUGUUUGUUUGAGGUGGGGAGAGCACGCCUCCCUCCAACUCAUUUGCAUCCAUAAAAAGCCAAAGAGGGGAGAGCAGCAGCAAAAAUUGUGGAAUCAAACUAAUAUACCGCACAGUCCAGGCUUAAAGACUCUUAAAGGGGGCUGGUGUUCUCCGAUAAGUUUGACAUCAGCUAAGUAGCCAUGCAACUAUUGCUGCUCCUAAAGCCUGAUUUAAACUUCUGCAUCAACCAUAUUAAAUAAAGCUUGCAUUUGUAUACUGACCUGCACCUUCUCCAAACCUCUCUACGAUUGGUCCACUGGGUAAAAUCGUAUUUCCUGCAUUUGCAUCAUUUCUCCCUUUGUUGUGCAUCGGAUCUGCAUUCCACAUCUAUUCUUCUUCUACAUUUAUUAGCUCCAACUUCAACACAAUGCACUCAGAUUUGGUUGCCAUGAUCUCUUAUGCACACAAUGUAGCUUAACUGGAAAAACUGGCAGUAUUAAGAAACAUAAAAAUCUCAUUGCCAGCCUGAAUUUGUAUGGAUUUGCAAACUGACAAGGACACUUUAAUGCACAAAUAUGUAAUGUGCACAAGGUCAUGGACCACCAUGAUGUAGAGCUUAUGCGGAAAUACAGUAUAAAUGUUUGCAGUCCCAUAAGUGUCAGUAAAAGGAAAAGGGUUCAUUUUCCAGGAAGACUGAAUGCACACAAUCAAUAUCAGAGAAAUUGUUUAGUUUGAUUUGGAUUCACUUGGAGCAAAAGUUGAAUUCUGGGGUUGGUGGUGCUGGAGCAAAGACAAGUAGGUCAGAAAAGGUCUGUUGUCAAGGUUAAUGAAUAAUGAGAAGGAAUGUCUUGACCAAACCUUUAUGCAGUUCUUUCUGGACCUGUGAUUUUACCACAAUCCCUUGUAACGUUGGCUUUAUUGCUAAAAUGUCUUUCUAUAGUGACCAGUUGUUGUUGCACCCGUACCAUCAUUAAAAGCCCUGUCAGAACAGGGUAACACAGACAUUUCUGGGUUGUUAUCCACCCUGUCUUAGUGUAUGUGCAGAGCUCUUGUAGGUGCCAUGUGCAGUUUAUGGUGUCAUGGUCGGGUGUGAUUUAUAGGCUUUGUAGAGCAGUACAGUGGAGCUGAGAGGCUGUUUAUCCAGCUCAUUACCUGUGACUUCCUGUAACAUGUGACUGUUUUACAGCUUCUAGAACAUCCUGGCAGGAUGGGGAAGAUAGCAAGGUGGGUCUGUGUGUGUGUGUGUUUGUUUGUUUGUUUGUGUGUUUGUCUCUGUCUCUCUUUUCAAGCCAUUUUCUUAAACUUUGCAAAUACUGUACAUCCAUUUACUAAUUCACUAACUCAUACUCUGCCAUCAUCCAUCACUUCUUUCCAUCUUUCUCUCUGUCUCUCUGUCUCUUUCUUUUCUCCCUCUAGAGGACCAGUUGGAUGAUCUUGAAGAGUGAAAUUGAUGGUCAGAUGGGUCCAGAAGAUCUAGACCCCCGCAAAUCCACACACAGUCUGCCCACGGAUACGUCCCAGCCCAGUGAGUUUUAAGUCUUAGAUUAAACAGACAUGAAUCAAGAUACCUGGAUGCUCUGGCUUUACAUGAGAACUUUUCUUCCUCUGCAGAUUUCCCCUACAAUAAAUCUGCAUCUUUACCCGGAUAUGGAAGGAACGGCAUCUACAAGGUGAGCUGAUGAUGGCUGUUAUGAUGGAGUUAUAAAUGACUUUUUUUUUAGAUCAGACAAUGUCAAGCUUUUCAUUCACCUCAGGCUUAAAAUUCCCCACACCUAAGUACUAAGAGUGUAUUUGUGUAAAAAUACUGUAUUAAUGAGGCCCAUUUGAAGCUUUAGCUCUUCAAUCAGUGCUCUUUCACUCCCCAAACAGUUCCUAGAGCUGUUUUUUAGACUGUCUACAGCCACAGUGCAACUUUUAUGCAAUAAUAUAAAAUGAGUAAUGUUGAAGAAAACUGAAACAAAAGUAAAAGGUUAUGAUUUUUCAAAUGACUGUCCAUGUUGAAAGUAAACAAAAAAUUACCACAAAUUAUUAUAACAGUCAUGUGUAACAAUGUUGCAUAUUGUGGUAAAGAGCCACCCUAAAUAAUGACAGGAGGAAGUCCGUGAUUGAGACAGUCCAGGUCAAAAAUUUCACAGUCAUUUUUGAGGGUCACUUUAAUGGACAACAGCUUGACUAUUUUUAGUGAUCACUUCCUGCCAUCCCUGGAUAGAUGUCUAAUGGGGCGCUCACACUAAGCGUGAGUAAAAUCAUCUACUCGCUUAAUUAGCGCAAAUCUAGACGCGUGAAUGAAUAGUAUUUACUCAGUAAUUUCAACGGUAAUCCCUGCUGAUUCAACGGGUGGAAUCAAGUGAUAGACAAAGGUUUUUUACAAUUGACCAGGUAAUCCGACCUCCUCACUCACUUGCCUCCGGGCGAGCUCCUUUUUAUUCCGAUUUCGGUAUUUGAAAGAAAAGGUAUCAUAUAAUUCGGGACACCCACACACCGACCCGAUCAGUUUGUCCUCCAUUUUAGAUACCAGUAAACAACCAUCUGUUUUCAUACAUCACCCGGCAAACUUUGUGCUGAAUAGUUAUUGUGACACAAAUAUCCGCUCAAGUUGAGAUUCGCACAAUUCGCAUCAGUCGCGCCGCCAGAAUCGCAGGAGGGUGUGAAGACAGUAAGGGAUUAAUGGAUGUCCAACCUAUGAACACAAACUAUGAUGGGGAAAAGAAACCUGGAGGUUUGUUUGUUUGUUUGCCUUGCGGGGUCAUUACUCAAAACUUUGAUAAACAUAUUUUUACUACCAGCUGCACCUACGACAUGUCUGUCACAUCUGGUACCAGGGUUUAGCCAACAUGACUCAAAAUCACAACCCUUAUCAAACAAAAACCGCCCUCAGUGUCCUUUGUUUCUGUGAUACUUAGAUCUGGCUCAAUGAAAAAUCAGGCUCAGAGCUUUGGCAGGUCUGGAGAGGCAGCGGGGGGGAAUGUUUGAUUUGCAUUGGCUGCUUUACUAAGAAAUUUUUCGCAUUGGACUCACUGCAGAGUGACUUGUAAAUUUGAAUGGAGUGUGCAUGUCACCAUAGAGAGGGAAAUAAACAAUUGAACAAACGGAUAAAGAGCUGUUUCAGAUUUAGGAAGAACCAAUCGAAAAGGCCGCUAGGUGGUAUCGUCAUGACUCUAUGUCUGAGGGAUCAGGUUUAGGGUUACUUGUCCAUCCCAUACAGUAAAGGCGAUUUUACAGCAAAGCCUAGACAUAAUGCCUGGAGAGCUGUCACAUCAUCCAUGCCUUUCUACAAAGCUUUCAACUGUGGGUAAACACAGGCGGUAUUAAACCAAAGCUUGAUGAGCUGGUGGAGGUUCACCACCUUGAGGCUGUAAUUCUAGUCCCUAAUCCAAACUCUAUCACCCACUGUGCCAUGGUAUUCAAACUUCUCAGCUUCUUCGUGUGUUUACGCCAAAGUUUCAUCCAAGUCCUCCACAAAGUAUCCACUAAUCAGCACAGGAAACCUCAGAGAAGCAUGAAGACCAUUCAAAGUUUUCUUCCUCUUCUGCAGAAUCCAGCCUCCCAGAGUGUUUUUCUCACAGCUUUGGUUUUAAAUUACCCUGGGGUCACGCAGUAUCGCUCACUCCACAUAAGCAGGGCCCCGGUUUAUUAUGAGGAUGUUGGGGGUAUUUAGUCUAUCAUCCACUGAUGUGAUAUCACUGUGUUUGUUGAUGGAUUGAGAGCAGGCAGACAAAACAGACCAGAGGAGGAAAUGAAAGCGAAGGAGUCACGAUGGAUUCAUGGAGCAGAGUGUAUUGAACUGUUUUUCACAUGCUGACAUUACUGGUUAGUGUUGUUGAUGCGGAGGAUUUAGUGUGGCGGCAAAAGAAUGAAUGAACCCUGGUGUUUCUAGCAGCGUCAUCACCACGACGGUCUAACAGCUUCUUUGUUCAUUUGUUCCUGUGUUUCUGCAGGCUGCAGAGAUGGUGGAGGACGAGGUGGACCCAGACUCUCACAGCUGGGGCGGCAUGAGAGGUGAGAGUGUUUGAUUAUUCUGCAGUCCUUGUUGGUGUGCAAACUCUUUUUGGUUUUGCUCUGUUGGAAAGUGCAUAAAAUAUGAUACAAUGCAGUCUGUAGUGGAGAUGCACUGAUCCAUUUUUUACCGAUCCAAUCUGAUACUGCUGAGUGUAUCGGCUGAUAUCCGAUACCGAUCCAAUACUACUGUUGAAUGAAUGAACUGUAUACCUUGCCCUGUGAGUGAAGUCAUCAGGCUUGACAUUAGCCUUGUUAAAAAAAAGGUGACAAAUUCACACAGAUAUAAAUUUACUUAAUAUUAUUCAUUAACAAAUAACAAAUUGCACAUCAGCACACAGCAAAAAGGAGUAAGACUUACAUGUAAACAUUUAGUUUAAAAGGAUAGACAGACAUAGAAUAUAGAGCGAACAGAAUCACUGUGUUGCUGUGUAUGAUAUUAAUUAGAAGAAGAAAAAACUGGAUUGGAACGAUGGACCGGCGUCAAUUACCAGAUAUCCGAUCCAAUUAAUUUGUCAAUAUUGGAUCCAUGAUCCGAUCCAAAUAUAAGAUCAGUGCAUCCCUAGCCUGUAGGCCUCCUGCUGCACUCGAUCCAAAAUGAAAUUUUCCUUCAGAGCCAUUUUUCCAUCCCUACAAGGAAACACUCCAACAUCACUAACCCAAUGUUGCCUAAAAAUGAAGAUGACUCUCAAUUCUGGAGCUUCAAACUUCAAACAUAACUUCACAGUUGUAUCGCAGAGAGAUCCCAGGGUUUGAUCCCAAAGACAGUCUUCCCCUGUGGGCUAAAAUCUUAGACUAUGCAACAUUGAAAGGCCUGUGUGGUCUUUCAUCACCGCACAGAUUAAAGGUCAGCUCACCCUGGUUAUUCAGUGACUGUGCAUGCAGAGCCCUGCAGCCCAGUUACUGCAGGGUUACAAUGCACGGAGGUGAUGUCAUUUUUCCAGCUGCACAAUUAUCGGUGUGUGUUUAUACGAGUGUGUGAGAGCACAAUCAUGGCUGACUGGAUGCCAACCUUAUAACUCUCUGUGUAUAUUUGUGGGUGCACGGCAACCUUUUAAAACCAGUUUCAUGGACUUCAAGUACAAUAUUUCUGAUGAGACCUGAUUCCACAAGGUGUAAUUUAUUUUAUUCAAUAAUAGGUGUGCUAUUGUAAUAAAAAAAAUCAUUGUUCCACCUUAUUAACGCUCUGUUUUUCCCUCACUUUCCCCCCUCUCAGAAUACAAGGUAAGAUUACUUUGAUUGUUUAAUACUUUGCUAAUAAUAUUCUUGGCAGCUGUAUGUGCUCUCUGGAUUAUGAUUGUAUUCCCUAAUAACUCUCUCACAAUGCUUUCUCUGUCUGUGCCAGAUCUACCCCUAUGAAAUCCUGGCAGUGACGCAUAGAGUGAAAGUGAAGCUUCCCAGAGACGUAGAUCGCACCAGACUGGAGGUGAGCCGUAAUCCUUCUCUCCCCGCUCGGCUGUUUCUCCCCUUUUGUCUGCAGGCCAUUAAACAACCUGAGAAAACGUCCACUUGUGGUUUGGAGAAUGACUAUUAAUCAGAAUUAGGCUGUUAGGGGUAAAGACAAGCAGCCGAGCCAGGGUGGAAGGAGGCCAGAGCUUAAAGAGGUGCCACCUCCAAUUUUUGUAAAGCUCAAUGACUAAUUACAAGUUUGUGUUGUGGUCAGAGGAAUGUAGACAGGGAUAGGGCCGUAUUCUCUACAAAAGAAAUUUAUAAAAGAUUUCCAGUGCUUGGGGAAAACUCUGGACAGGGUCUCCUUUGUCCUAUUUUUGGUGUCAUGAUUCUCUGAAUGUUUUCAAGUUAGGACUGCAUCAGACCAGUUUAUCAGCAGGACUCUUCUAAUACAGAGCCAUGCUGUAAUCCCUGUUGUCAGAAUGUGGUUUUUCUCAUUGUCUUGCUGAAAUAUGAAGGUCUUCCCUGAAAAAGUAAUUGUCUGAAUGGCAGCAGAUGUUGCUCCUAAACCUGUAGAUAUUGGUUAGCAUUAAUGGAGCCUUCACAGAUGUGGAAGAUACCCAUGACAUGGACUCUGAUGAUUCCUCAACUAGGGCUGCAGAUCGAAUAUCUUAGUUAUCAAGUAUUCGACCGAAUAUUCCAAUUACUUGAGUAAUCGGACCCAAACGGUAGACUCACAUACAGUGAGAUUACCUAUGUCACAAUUCCUUGCUCCGCCCCUGGAGCCCCGCUAUGCAGGCCAGACUCGGAGAAGUAAAGGGAACGAUCGCGGGACAAGCGUGUGCGUUAGCGGAUUGUAAUGCUCGUAAAAAAGCUAAUUAUGAUAUUAACUUUCAUCAUGUCCCCAAAGACAUAAGUGUCUGAGAGCUGAAUAGCUCCUAUGUUACCUGCUACUUCUACUACAUCAGCAAUGUUGGGCUGCAAGCUAAAAUGAAGAGGAGUGUGCAGAGCAGCGCUGUCUCCACCAACCACUCAGAGGUGAAGUGCGAAUGAUCUACUGGAGCUCUGCAGAAGGGAAGCCCCUCUCAUCAUUCAUUUUUUCCACUCCGCAAAACCAAAAUAUCGCUUACUCCUCCCUCUACCAUUGUGACGCAAGUGCCAUGGGUCACCUUGAAAAUAAUCUGUGCAAAACAGUGACGAUUUGAGCUUAUAAAUGAGUACUCGAAAAUUCCUCGAUCAUUAUUCGUAAUCGAGGUACUCAAGGUACUCGAGAAAAGGUUUCAGCCCUAUCCCAUAUCAUCAGGGAUGCUGGAUUUGGACUGAGAGCUGAUAGCAAGCUGAGUGGACCCUCUAGGGUAUUAAAUACCUGAAUUGCCCUUUAAAUGUUAGUAACAGGUGUGGUUGCCCCAUGUGCACCGUGAUAGUUGGUCUUCAUAUUUGAAUAAAGUAAACAAAGGCCUUUGGUUUCAGUCUGACCUCAGCUCCACCCGACACCUUCAGGUAAUAAAGCAGAUCCCUGCAUCCAGGUUACGAGGUCUGGUUCAGGGCCUAAAACCAGAACAGUGGAUCCUGUUUCUGCAGCACAUUGCUUUGGAACAGAGUGUUAACCCAUGACAGGAGGACGUGUUGCUCCUGUGGUUCAGUUUGCUGGAGAUAAAGUUCAGGCAGAGACAGUCUGAGUCAAGACUAUAAACUCUGGUAUUAAACCAAAUGUGAAGAUAAUUGGCAGUGUUAUUGGCUUUUCUGUCUGAUGUUGUAUCUCAUUACUUCCUCUCACUCCAGUUCACGGUGAGUUGAACCCACAUGCAUGUCGUGUCAUAAAAAAUUAAGCACUUAAUGUACCGUAAUAACUAAUUUCCUGCAGCAGUUUUUCUUACCCUACAGAUCCAGAACCCGUAGGUUGAGAACAGGAAAUAUUCCAGUCUCUGAAUCGUGGUUUUUCUGGUGGUGCAGGUCCUGUCCUUUUCCCCCUGAAACAGCCCCAUUAAAAUAUUUAAACCCCCAGUAACCUCUAUGUGAGCUCUCCUGGUGAGCCCAUGGGUUUUGGGAAUCAUGUCCCACAUGGAGUCAGAUUGUCGGGGUACGUAGGUGUUACUGACGCAACAGAUCUCCUUUGUGGUCGGGAUCCCCAGACUGGAGUCCAUUUACCAUUAGUGUGUCAGAGAGAAAUACUCUAAUGUCUGUUUUACCCACCAAUGAUGUGAUCCCCGACCCCAUGGUGGUUUUGGUUUACCCAAACUAAUCAGCAGCUAAACCCAAAUCAAAAUUCAAACUCAGAGUCCAGACAGAAACAGAGUCAGGAGGGGAUGUUGCCAAAUUAGGACGGAGAGAAAUAUCAGCUUGGCGUUUUUAAAACACAGAACAAAGUCAAAGAAAUAUUUGAAUAUUUCUGAAAUGACCUAGGUCAGCUUUUCAAAGUGAGUUUGAUUCAGAGGAGGAAGGUUUUGUGUCUGUUUGCAUGACUGUGAGGAUGGAAAUCAGCGAGAGCAACAGGUUUUUCAAAGAUGAGCAGCAGCUGGAACAGCAGUUAGCAUCCAAAACACACUGUAACACUGACAUGACACAGAGCAAAUAGGUGAUGUACAUCCAUCUGUUAUACAGUCUAUAAUUAGGACACCAACUUAACUAAUUAAUUCAUUGGACUUACCUUAACACCAUCCUCCUUUUCUUAUAAACUUUAUUCUUCUUUGACAGAAACUUCUUAUAAAAUCUAAAACUGCCAAAUAAACUCCUUCAGGCGCAGGUGGAGUAGCUUGUCUUUAAUCUGUCACCUCAUACUGCAGUAAAGGACAGUGUUUGUGUAUUAAAAGGGUUCUUUGUGAGGUUUGUAUUUUGUACAUUUACACUUCUUUAGAUUUUUAAAGUUUUUUUUAGAAACAUGCUUUUAUUUUGAAAUGAGAUUCAUGCUUCUUCCUGCUAUUUUUGUUAAUUGUGGGCCCUUUAUAUUUGAGGAUAAUUCAGUUGAUAGAGCAGGAAUACUACUUCCUGAACUUAAGGCAGCUCCUUUAUUUCCUGUCUUACAUUAUUGGACAAACUAAAUAAUCCAGGUGUGACUGACCAUUAUGACGAAUCACCUGGACACACCUGGAUUAAUCAGUUUGUCCAAUAAUGUAAGACAGGAAAUAAAGGAGCUGCCUUUAGUUCAGGGAGUAGUGGAGCUGUGCAUAGAGCCCAUUGGGGAAAAAGAGUUGGUUGUUCCUAGCAGGACAUAAGCUGCAGGCUGCAGCUGAGUGGCACCUAACAUACGACCUAUUAUUACCUAUUGGAAACUGAGUGGUAUUACAGUAUGCUUAUUUUUUGCACAAUAUUAGUAACUUUAUUGUUGAUUCUAAUAUAGUGUGACAAGCCUAUAUGGAGGUUUUUGCACAGGCAGAACUAGGGAAGUUAUAAAAGCAUUGAAAACAGGUCUUUGAAAGAGUAGCUUGACAUAGAUGUCACUCUGUUUCUGACCUGGAGUUGAGGUACAGCUGAAUUAGCCUCUCACAUGUUCAGUCAUUUCUUUCGUCUUUGACAGCUGAUCAUUAUCACCUUGUGUGAAGAUGUCUUCGCUCUGAUUUAACAACAUGAAAUACAGUCACUCUGUGUUUUUCUUAAUAGUAGUGGUUGUAUUCUUUAUUGUUUGAUUGCAUGUUAUCAUCCUUUCAGUUUGGUAAGUGAAAAAUUAAAGGGGUCUGUCUGUUCUGCCCUCCGGGUGAAACACUCCUCUUUCUGUUGUUUGGCAUAGAAACCAGGUGACUGUCUAUCAGGCAGCACCAGCAGCCUGUACUUUACUUUAUUAACUCUAUCAAUCAUCAUCAGAGGGGAGCACAACCUCUGUGCACGCAAAGAGGUGCAGGCUUUUGUAUUGGGUCUGCAUGCAUGCUCUGCACAAAAUAGACCAGCUUCAUGUCAAAUAUUUCAUCUUUUCCACUCAGUAAUUAUCUUUCCUUUGCUGUGAUUUGAUCUUGCAGAGACACCUAUCUCCUGAGGACUUCAUGCGCGUGUUCGGCAUGACCCUGGAUCAGUUCGACCGUCUGGCCCUGUGGAAGAAGAACGACAUGAAGAAGAAGGCGCGCCUUUUUUAAGACCGCAAAACAACAUCUCAAUGAGCAUCCGUCCUGUUUGGAGGGAAGCAGUGAAACAAAACCAACCCAUCUGAAGUAUCUAUAUAUGCACCGCCAUGAUACCCUUACUCUCCACCUGUAAAACGCCAUGCCAUCUUGCCUGUGACGCCGCGGAAACGGAGGCUCCGCCGGGACAUUUUCACGAUAUUGAGGCAGCAUUUAUCGCUUUUUGUAUGCAAUGUGGUCCGAAUGUUUGACUGAAAAACCUCAACAGAAGAGGACGAGGAGCUGCGUUUGCAUGGCCUGUGUUGAUGCUCCUCACCUCCCCGUGGUUUCUGCAUCCUCCUCCCCCCCUUGACUUUCAGCCCUUCUCGAUGCUUUCAUACACACAUCCUCGCACAAAGAAAAACUGCUUUUUGUAAUUUUGAUGCAGGCCUUCUCCCAGGUUUCUGUGGUUUUGACUUUUCAGUGUCAUCCCCCCCUGUCAGUUUUUACUUUAUCAUCAUAUCUGUCUCUUCAAAUUGUCAAGUUGAUGCUCUGCUUUUUCUCUUUCUGUCCCUGCGCUGACUGUUACAUCAUCACGCCAGUUCAGAUUUACAACCUCGCCAUUACAUUAAGACGGAGAAGAAACAGCAGACGCACGCUGUUUGAGCAUGUCAAGGCGAAAGACAAAAAUAGGAGACGACUACUGCUGCUCUGAUCACUCGUGUCAAAAGCACCUUAUCAUUCGCUUUGAUUUUCAAUCGUCUUCGAGUACGUGCCCUGAUAUGUUUGAAUGCAGUCCCAUUUCUUACAUAAGCAUCUCAUAAAUCAGCUCAGAAAGGCGAGCCAAACAUGGCAGUGAAUCACAGAUUUGAAGGGAAGAUGGGGGGCGUAAAAGGAGGAGGGGUAAAGGUCGGCUUCAGGGUGUGCAAAGGUGUCAAACACGGAGCAUCGCCAGAGUGACGCACACUCACAUCAAAAACAAACAAAAGAAAUUAUUUUUAUAAGCUAUUUUUGACUUCUGAAAGCAUCAUAGAGACCGAUCAUAACACGCUGCAGCUGAAGAAAUCCUGAUUUUCUUACCAGACAAACAGAAACACGCUGACUUUGUUAGGCUUCCUGCAGCUCCAGACGUGCUCGAUUAACCGUCCUGUCCUCUCAGAUCGAGAUUUAACUCUUUCUAUGUUCGUUGUUUGAAAGCAUUGUUGCGUACAGUAAAAUAAGCUGCAGUCUGUCGGCUUUGCUUGAUGAUUUCUGGACUGCAAACCGAUCAACUCGCCAACUAACAUACUGUAAGAUGUAUGUGAACAUAUACUGGACUUAUACCAGAUCUAUCUGUCUGUAUCCAAGCCAUGGUGUAUAACUCUUCAGGCAUGCAUGAGGGCGGGAACACGGGGUUUGUCCACUGGUUAGAAACGUAUGAAAACAUUAUGAUCAAUGUGGUUUGAGUGAUUUUUAAUGAAAUGCCCAGGUCAGCUGCUUACAUUAGUUUGUGUUAGGUAUUUAUUUAAAUGCAAUAUCGAUAAGGAAGCGAUUUUAUUGGAGGAUGUUCAGGUUGUAGUGUUAAAUUCAUAGCAUCACAAAGAGGAACGAGCUUUUGAAGAGAAACAUAUCAACGUUUUGAGUUUAACCUGAGUGUCAAAUGAUUGUUUUUCUUUGCUCCUGUAAGUAACACACUAACUGUUGUCAUAAAAACGUCAUGUCUUCUUUCUAAUAUUCAUCUGCUAUUAAAGUGCUUUAUCCAAACUACAGCGUCACCAUGGACUGGGCUGUUUGAGUCGUCUCAGUGAGUGUGUGUGUGAAACGUUUUACUCAAGGAAAGACAUGAGGAUGAUUUUGAAGACAUGAGGAUGAAGUGGAGUCUUUCAUUUAAACUCAAUAAGGUAGGGUCAACUUUGACACCGGAGUAUUGUCAGCUAAUUUGUGAAGGAAAUAAACCAGAAACUGAGUAAGCAGUUUAUCAAAACCGAAAAUUUAAAGUAUAAUUGGCCCCCUUUAUUUGCUUUUACCGUGUCUAAUUCAAUAUGGAAAAGGUUUUAUUUUACAGUUUUGUAUCAAAAAUGAUCCUCCUUUUACUGUUAAAACAAAAAACCAAAGCACAAAGUCACCUGGCCAGUAUCUUCACACGUAGCAUGAAAAAGAAACCUCAAAUUUCAUUUUUUUCCCAUAUUCUUUUAAUCAUUCUGAUCAGACAUUUAAAAGAUGUUUACAGGCAGAAGUGAGGAGUUAAAUUUUUCAAAAUAAAAGCCAAAAGGAUCAGAGAGUUGCAAGUAUUGAACACAGAACCUAUGAAUCAGAGUUAACAUCUGAGGGCUGCAGGAGUGACACAAAAAAAUCUGUUUUUUUAUUCAGGCUUGGAGUCAUUCAGAAAACAUUAAAAGAGUUCAGUCAAAUGUAGCUCCAUGUGAAGAGGGAGUUUGUGUUUUUGAAAUGUGACUCAUUGCACUAAUAAAAUUGGGUUUUACGAAAUUUUCUCUCUGACAUGAGGAAAUAUGAAGUUAGAAACACAUUUUCAGCCCAGAUGACCAAACACAGUGAGGUAUUCUUCACUCUCAAAUCUUUUACAGCCAGGAGAAAAAUCCUCCUUCAUAAACUAUUGUGAAACAGUCAGAGAAAGUUUUGACUAAAAGGAAAAGUAAGAUCCUCCUCUGAAACAAGACAAGACAGAAAGACUUCAAUAUGACAUCUACUGUGAUUUUCUUAAAAUGACUUCAACUUUAACAAAACUCACUGUGAGACAAAAGGGUUUCAUUUAAAAUGUAUGCAACUGCUGAAACAUAAGUGUCUAUCAGUUUCCAUAACAGCUGGUUCAUGCAGACUUGCUACAGUUUUUAUGAGACAUGGCUUUAUAACAAUAGGGUGACCAUAUGUCCUCUUUUACUCAGACAUGUCCUCUUUUCAGGGGGCUGUCUGGCUUUGUCUGGGGUAGAUUAUAAAAUCAUUCAAAUGUCUGGAGUUUUGUGCGGAAGUUUUGAGUUUGCGUCAUGUGGACUUACUGAGUUAGAAGCCAACCCGAAAAACUCAAAAUUUACUAAGCCCAACUCCGUGACUCCGCCCCCUUGUAAUUGUGUCUUUAUUUUGGGGAUUCAGAAUAUGGUCACCCUGUAUAACAAACUUUUAAAAACUUCCAAGCUCAUAAUUUUUGUUUGCCUUCACCAACCUGCUCCUGUAUCUUAAACCUUGAAGCUAAAUUUCCUUGAACUUGUUUUCACUGCUGUCCCAAAUUCAGCUUCUGUGGAAGAUCUGCAGCCUCUCAGUUUCUCCAGGAGGAGGCUAUCAAGAAAUGCAGCUGCAGUUCGUCUUUUAGGGGGGGCUGUGUGCAGUGCUGGUAUUUGUUUGUUUUUGCAACCAACAACAGAUCAGUUGACGGAUCUGGUUCUAACCUUUGACAUCUUGACCCCGCAGCACUGAAAGAGGAGUGGGAGUGGUUUUGCAUGCAUGUGUAUGGAAAUCUUCCUGUCGUUGCAUCAUCACAGAAGCACAUUUAAACCUCCUUGUACAUAGGAGGCUAUAGAGACAUUGCGAGACUUUUUACUUCCACAUUCUCGGAUUUGUUGUUGCUGCAGGGUGGCUUCAGUAUAAAUGCAGGGGCAAAGUUUUAAAGUCAUAAAAUUAGAC
This is a messenger RNA of Xyrichtys novacula (pearly razorfish), 93301 nucleotides long. NCBI's taxonomy places the organism in Eukaryota, Metazoa, Chordata, Actinopteri, Labriformes, Labridae. The record is from the annotation of a GenBank genome assembly.